UGUUAACACUUCUGAGCAGUUGGAGCAUUCCCAGCCUUGCCUCGGGUGUAGGGACUGCAAGCGAAAAAGCAAAACUACACGGAUAAGACCCUGUGUAGUUUUGUUUUUUAGGGAUAGUUCGAGGCUCAACCGUUCUCACACUGUGUUUUCUGGAAUCACAUCUGGAUAAGGAAUUUGUUUCAGAAGACAAAACCUUUUGGGAUUCGUCCCUCCAAUUCAAGGCACUCUUGUGGAUACAAGGUGCCUUCCACCAUGUCAACACAAGCACCAACAUUUACACAGCCGCUUCAGAGCGUUGUGGCACUUGAGGGUAGUGCUGCAACGUUCGAAGCUCAAGUUAGUGGUAAUCCAGUUCCAGAGGUGAGCUGGUUUCGUGAUGGCCAGGUUCUUACUGCUGCCGCUCUGCCCGGCGCUCAGAUCUCGUUCAGCGAUGGCCGCGCUGUUCUGAUGAUCCCCGCUGUGACAGCCGCACACAGUGGAAGAUUUUCUGUGAGAGCCACCAAUGGUGCUGGACAAGCCACUAGCACUGCUGAACUACUGGUUACAGCUGAAACUGCACCACCAAACUUCAUUCAGAGAUUACAGAGUAUGACUGUGAGACAAGGAAGCCAAGUGAGACUGGAUGUUCGAGUUACAGGAAUCCCUGCACCUGUGGUCAAGUUCUACAGAGAGGGCGCUGAGAUUCAGAGCUCUGCUGACUUUCAGAUUGUUCAAGACGGAGACCUUUACAGUUUGUUGAUUGCCGAGGCCUUCCCAGAAGAUUCUGGAACUUAUUCUGUCAGUGCUUCUAACAGCAGCGGACGUGCGACUUCAACUGCUGAGUUGCUUGUUCAGGGCGAAGAAGAAGCUGUACCUGCAAAGAAGCCAAAAACGAUUAUUUCAGCCUCUCAGAUUUCACAGACCCGUCAGACUAGAGUGGAGAAGAAGAUGGAGGCUCAUUACGAGGCCACAGCCAUGAUGCACAUGCAAGUAGAGGGUGGGGUUGUGACCCAAAAGCUGGCACAUAAGACUCCACCCCGUGUGCCGCCUAAACCAACCUCCAAAUCCCCCCCUUCACAAGUGACUAAAGUGUCAGCUGCCCGCCAACAGUCUCCCUCUCCUGUGAGGCAUGUUAAGGGCCCGACACCCACUCCUGUCAGAGCUGUGUCUCCAUCUACCAGACUGUCUGUUUCCCCAAUCAGACCAGUCAAAUCCCCUGUGAUGACCCGCAAACAGGUCACACAGGCCUCUGAGGUCCUGCCCCCGUGGAAACAGGCAGGAUAUUUAUCAGAAGCCAGCUAUACCCGCAUGAUUGCUGGAGCAAAACAAGUCCAAACAACCUCUACCCGCGUCCAAAUGGAACAGCACUGGGAAGGAUCCGUUGCUUUUCAGCAACAAGUUGGUGCUGUCCAAGAGGUUGUUGAGACUGCAGCCAUCCCAUCAGCUAUCAAAGAGCCUGUAGUGCCCCCUACGUUGAUAGCAGGUUUGAAGAAUGUGACUGUCACAGAGGGAGAGUCUAUCACUCUGGAGUGCCAGAUUUCAGGCCACCCCACCCCAGCCAUUAUGUGGUUCAGAGAGGAUUACAGAAUUGAGCACUCCAUUGACUUCCAGAUCACUUAUGAAAACAGCUAUGCCCGCUUGGUAAUUCGUGAGGCCUUUGCUGAAGACAGUGGCCGCUUCACUUGCACUGCUACCAGUGAGGCUGGAACUAUCAGCACCUCAUGUUACCUGCUUGUCAAAGUGUCUGAGGAGAUUGAGAGCAGAGAGGACAUUACUGUCCAGGAGAAACAGACUGUCAUUGAAGCCAAAGAAGAGACCAUUUCUGAAAUAAGUGCGGUCUCUGUGGAAACUGGAGCACCUGCUGCUCCUUUCUUUGUGAAGAAGCCAGUGGUUCAGAAGCUGGUCGAGGGGGGCAGUGUUGUCUUUGAGUGCAAGAUCGGAGGAAGCCCUAAGCCACAUAUUUACUGGAAGAAGAGUGGAGUUCCACUCACUACUGGAUACAGAUAUAGAGUUAGCUAUAACAAGGAUACAGGGGAAUGUAAGUUGGAAAUUUCUAUGACAUUUGCUGAUGAUGCUGGAGAGUACACCAUCUUUGCCAAGAAUCAGCAUGGAGAGGUGUCUGCUUCCACGAGCCUUCUUGAAGAAGAGGAGUAUGAAGCCUAUAUGAAGAAACUGGAAGUGACAUAUGUAACGGAAGUGACGACAAUGGUGCAGGAGCCCAAAGUGGCAGAUGUGCCCCCAGUAAUUGUAAGCGAAUAUGAAAAAGAGAUGAUGCAGAGGAGGAUGGCUCAGCAAACACAGAUGAUGCAGUCCUUCAUCUCAGAGACGGAAUUUCAAAUAUCUGCAAUUGAACGAAAAAUAAUCCAAGAGAUUGAAAUCCGCAUCCUUAAAAUAACUUACCGAGAACUGGUGAUUGAGGAUGGUGAGGAGAUGGUCAUCAAUGUUGCUGAGCAUGAGGCUGUCGGAUCCUCAUUUAGCACUCCAGUCAAAAGCUACAGAAUUCUGGAAGGAAUGGGUGUUACUUUCCAUUGCAAGAUGGAAGGAACACCAUUACCAAAGAUUGCCUGGUAUAAAGAUGGUAAGCGCAUUAAGCAUGGAGGCCGCUAUCAGAUGGAGGUUCUACAAGAUGGUAGAGCUAGUCUUCGCCUACCUGUGGUGUUGCCAGAAGAUGAGGGCAUCUAUACUGCAUUUGCUAGCAAUAUGAAGGGUAAUGCUGUCAGUUCUGGAAAGCUCUAUGUGGAGUCCACAGCAGCUGCUCAGCCUUACUACCCACAGGCCGAAGCUGUGAGGAGAGUCCAGUCUACAUCUCCAAUGUCUGCUCGCUCAACUAGUUACUCUCCUGGCCGUUCCCCUGCUCGCUCUGUUAGCCGUUCUCCUGCUCGAAGACUUGAUGACACUGAUGAGAGUCAACUGGAGAGGCUAUAUAAGCCUGUCUUUGUACAGAAGCCAUCAUCCUUCAGGUGUUCUGAAGGACAGACUGCAAGGUUUGACUUAAAAGUAGUUGGAAGACCUAUGCCCGACACUUACUGGUUCCACAGUGGACAACAAGUGGUCAAUGACUACACCCACAAGAUUGUGGUAAAGGAGGAUGGUACUCAGUCAAUGAUUGUGGUUCCUGCCAUGCCUCAGGACUCCGGAGAGUGGACGGUUGUUGCUCAGAACAGAGCUGGAAAGACUUCCGUAUCUAUGACUCUCACUGUGGACGCAAAGGAAAAUUUGGUCCGACCCCAGUUCAUUGAAAAGCUAAAGAAUAUCAGUGUUAAGGAAGGAAGUUUGGUUGAGUUGGCAGUAAAAGCCAUUGGAAACCCCCUCCCUGACAUCGUCUGGCUGAAGAACAGUGACAUCAUCUCUCCUCAUAAAUACCCUCACAUCAAAAUUGAGGGUACCAAAGGACAGGCACAUUUCCAGAUUCCUCAGACUGCUGGCUCUGACAGUGCAUGGUACACAGCCACAGCCAUUAACAAAGCUGGCAGAGAUACCACUCGCUGCAGAGUUAAUGUAGAGGUUGAGUUCACCGAACCUGAACCAGAAAGAAGACUCAUCAUUCCCAAAGGGACAUAUAAGGCUAAGGAUGUUGCUCCACCAGAAAUUGAACCGCUGCAUCUUCGCUAUGGUCAGGAACAGUGGGAAGAGGGUGACCUCUAUGACAAGGAAAAGCAACAGAAGCCACAUUUUAAAAAGAAGCUUACUUCAGUCAGGAUGAAGCGAUUUGGACCUGCACAUUUUGAGUGCAGACUGACUCCUAUUGGUGACCCAAAUAUGGUUGUUGAGUGGCUGCAUGAUGGCAAGCCACUGGAAGCUGCUAACAGACUGCGUAUGAUCAAUGAGUUUGGCUAUUGCAGCCUUGAUUAUGAAGUUGCUUAUUCCAGAGAUAGUGGCGUCAUUACUUGCAGAGCUACCAACAAAUUUGGUGCUGACCAGACCUCGGCUACACUAAUUGUGAAGGAUGAAAAGGGUCUAGUGGAGGAAAGUCAGUUGCCAGAAGGUAAAAUGCAGAGAAUGGAUGAAAUGGAGCGGAUUGCCCAUGAGGGCGCACCCUCAGGAGUAACUGGAGAUGACAUGACAGAGAAAUUCAAACCAGAGAUUGUCUUGCUUCCAGAACCCAUAAAAGUAUUCGAGAGCGAAACAGCUAAAUAUCGUUGUAGAGUGACUGGUUACCCCACUCCCAAAGUCAACUGGUACCUAAAUGGACAGCUUAUUCGAAAGAGCAAACGAUUUAGAUUGCACUAUGAUGGCAUUCACUAUUUGGAAAUCACUGACUGUAAGUCGUAUGAUUCUGGAGAAGUCAAAGUGUUGGCUGAGAACCCAGAGGGUACAGCUGAGCACACUGUCAAGCUUGAAAUCCAACAGAAGGAAGACUUCCGGGCAAUUUUGCGCCGUGCUCCUGAGAAGGCUCCUGAGGUAUCUGGCCCCGAACCUGGCAGAGUAUCUUUCGAUGUUGUGAAGGUAGAUAAACCCACAGAUGCUUCACAAGCAAAAGAAGUUGUCAGACUGAGAAAGGCUGAGAGAGUUGUUCAUGAAAAAUCCACAGAAGAGACAGAAGAGUUGCGAAGCAAAUUUAAACGCAGGACUGAAGAGGGCUAUUAUGAAGCCAUAUCCUCUGUUGAGAUGAAGUCUCGCAGAAAGGAUGAAUCAUAUGAAGGAAUGCUAAAGAAGAGAAAAGAAGAACUUCUACACUGGACCAAAGAGUUGACUGAGGCAGAAAAGAAGAAAGAGGAGGAGGAAGGCAAACUUAAAAUUCCUACUAUCAGACCUGAGAAAAUUACACUUUCUCCCAGCAUGGAGGCUCCAAAGAUCUUGGAAAGAAUUCAGAGCCAGACAGUGUCUCUGUCUGAUGAAGUUCGUUUCCGUUGUAGGGUUGUUGGUAAACCAGAACCAGAAUGCCAGUGGUUCAAAAAUGGCAUUUUACUUGAGAAGUCAGAUCGCAUUUAUUGGUAUUGGCCCGAAGACCAUGUCUGUGAAUUAGUAUUCAGAGAUGUCUCAGCUGAGGACUCUGCUAGUAUCAUGGUCAAAGCCAUUAACAUUGCUGGUGAGGCCUCCAGUCACGCUUUCUUGUUGGUGCAAGCCAAGCAGCUUGUAUCUUUUACCCAGACACUGGAGGAUGUCUUUGCUAAAGAAAAAGACACAAUGGUAACCUUUGAAUGUGAGACAAAUGAGCCAUUUGUCAAAGUCAAAUGGAUGAAGAACAAUGCCGAAAUUUUCUCUGGAGACAAAUACAGGAUGCACUCUGACAGAAAGGUUCACUUCCUGUCUGUGCUGACCAUCGACAUGCAAGAUGAUGCAGAGUACACUUGUGCUUUAACUGAUGAUGACCACAUAAGAACUUCUGCCAAACUUCAUGUUGAAGGUGCACCAUUGGAAAUUAUUAAAAAUCUGGAGAGUGUUGAAGUGCCUGAGACCUAUGCUGGAGAGUUUGAAUGUGAACUGUCCCGUGAAGAUGCUGAAGGCACCUGGUACUUUGAGAAUAAAGAAGUUACUCCGAGCCUUAAAUAUGUUGUAUCCUCUCGUCGUGGCCGACACACCCUGUCUGUAAAAGAUGUUAGGAAGGAGGACCAAGGCAAAUACACCUUUAAAGUUGGUGAUCUGAAGACAAGUGCCACACUGAAGAUGAAAUUGCGUCCUGUAACUCUGAUGCAAGGCCUGUCUGAUCUGACAAUUUGUGAGGGUGAUAUUGCCCAGCUGGAGGUGCGAUUCUCUCAGGAAAAUGUGGAGGGAACAUGGAUGAAAAAUGGCCAGCCCAUCUCUGCCACGGACAGAAUUCACAUUGUUAUUGACAAACUUGUCCACAAACUUCUGGUUGAAAAUGUCAACAGGGAUGAUGCAGGAAUCUACUCAUUCGUUGUUCCUAUUCAAAACAUUUCUACAACCGGAAAACUUACUGUCCAAACAAUUGAAAUCAUAUCACCUCUAAAGGAUGUCCAUUCUAUAGAAGGUACGAAGGCAGUACUAGAGGCUAAAAUCUCUGCCUCUGAUGUUGCUUCUGUGAAAUGGUACCAAAAUGAAAAGCUCCUUGUGGCUAGUGAGAGAAUCCAGAUGGUUGCCAAAGGAACCAAACAGAGACUAGUUUUGAAUAGGUCCUUUGCUUCUGAUGAAGGACACUAUAAGAUGGUUGUUGGCAGAGUGGAAACAGCUUGUAAACUGACUAUUGAGAAGGUCAGCAUCGUCAAGCACAUGCAAGACUGUGUGUGCACAGAAACUCAGAAUGUCACCUUUGAGGUAGAAUUAUCCCACACUGGUAUAGAUGCCUAUUGGACUUUCAAGAAUCAGCCUCUCAAGGCUGGACCCAAAUACAAAAUUGAGUCCAAAGGGAAGCACUAUAGCCUGACCAUCAUCAACGCUAUGAAAGAUGAAGAGGGCCAGUAUACAUUUGCAGCAGGCGAAAAGACAUCCAGUGCAAAACUAACUGUAUCAGGUGGAGCCAUAAACAGACCACUCCAUGAUGUAACUGUAGCAGAAUCCCAAACUGCUGUUCUGGAGUGUGAGGUUGCCAACCCCACCUCUGAAGGCAAGUGGCUUAAGGAUGGUCACUCUGUUAACUUUAGUGACAGUGUCAGGAGUGAGGAUAUAGGUGCAGUCCGUCGACUUGUCUUUGUUAUCACAAGACCACAAGAUAUUGGAGAGUACACCUACCAAGUGGCAAACUCCAAGACAUCUGCCAACUUAAGGGUUGAAGCUGUGAAGAUCAAGAAAACACUGAAGAACCAAACAGUCACCGAAACCCAAGAGGCAGUGUUCAGUCUUGAACUGACUCAUUUAGAUGUGAAAGGAUCCCAGUGGAUAAAGAAUGGAAUAGAAAUUGUCCCUAGUGACAAAUAUGAGAUAACAGUAGAUGGAUUGGUUCACAACUUAAAGAUCAAGAACUGCAACUCCCAAGAUGAAUCAGUCUAUGGAUUCAAAUUAGGAAAACUCUCUGCUAAUGCCAGACUGAAUGUUGAAACCGUUAAGAUUGUGAAAAAGCCGAAAGAUGUGACUUCCCUGGUCAAUGGAACUGCCUCUUUUGAGUUGAGUUUAUCCCAUGAUAACAUACCUGUUCAAUGGAUGUUCAAAAACCAAGUGCUGAAACCUAGUGCCAAUGUUCAAAUAAUGUCUGAAAGAAAAGCACAUAAGCUGGUCAUUCAAAAUGUUGAUGAAAGCAGCGAUGGAGAGUACACGGCUGUAGCUGGACAUUUACAAUGCAGUGCAUAUUUGCAUGUUGAAUCUUUGAGAGUCACAAAGCCCCUGAAGAACAUUGAGGUUCCAGAGACCCAUGUGGCCACGUUUGAAUGUGAAGUUUCACAUUUCAAUGUGCCAUCCACCUGGCUGAAAAAUGGAGUUGAGAUUGAGAUGAGUGAGAAGUUUAGGAUUGUGGUGCAGGGCAAACUGCAUCAGCUGAAGAUCAUGAAUACCAGCAGAGAUGAUUCUGCAGAAUACACUUUUGUAUGUGGAAAUGACAAAGUUUCUGCCACCCUGACAGUUAACCCUGUUCUCAUCACAUCUAUGCUCAAAGACCUGAACGCACAAGAGAAGGACACCAUCACAUUUGAGGUUACUGUCAACUAUGAAGGCAUCACCUACAAAUGGCUUAAGAAUGGUGUAGAAAUCCGAUCUAGUGAUAGAUGCCAAACUCGCACCAAACAGUUCACUCACUCGCUCACUAUCCGAAAUGUUCACUUUGGGGAUGUUGGAGAGUACAAGUUUGUGGCUGGAUCGGCUGAAACCGCAGCUAAGCUGUUUGUUGAAGCUCGUGUCAUCGAGUUCACCAAGCACAUCAAGGACAUUAAAGUUACAGAGAAGAAGAAGGCCAUUUUUGAAUGUGAACUCUCUGAGCCCAAUGUCCAAGUAACAUGGAUGAAAGAUGGCCAGGAACUUGAAAUAUCCGAAAGGUACAAAGUGUCCACAGAGAGACACAUGCAUCGUCUUAUGAUCCAAACUGUGCGCAUGUCUGAUGCUGGUGAAUACUCUGUGGUUGCUGGAUCUAGUGUAUCGAAAGCUACCCUCACAGUUGAGGGCAAGGAUGUUCGUAUCAGUGAACCUGCUGAGAAAGAAAUCACCGUACUUGAGAAACAACGAGCUACAUUUGAAUUUGAAGUCAAUGAGGAUGACAUUGAGGGUCGCUGGCUAAGAAAUGGAGUCGAGAUCCAGUUUUCUGUAGAUAAGCGCUUCAACUAUGCCAUUAUUAGGAAAAUUCAUCGUCUGACAAUCACAGAAACAUACAGAAGCGAUGCUGGAGAAUACACAUUCAUUGCUGGAAAAAACAGGAGUGUUGUGACCCUUCAUGUUAACAUCCCAGAGCCUCCACAGAUCAUCAGGCACAUGGAGCCCCUGUCUGUUGAGGCUGGUAAACCUGCACGUUUCUCUGUGGAAGUGACAGGAAUUCCUCAGCCUCAGGUAUCUUGGUAUAAGAACUCUCAGGCCCUGUCUUCUGGGUUCAAGUGCAAGUUUCUGAGGGAGGGAAAUGAGCACACAUUGCUACUUAUCGAAGUCUUCCCAGAGGAUGCAGCUCAGUACAACUGUGAAGCUAAGAAUGACUAUGGAGUAGCCACAAGCUCUGCAUCACUUAAUGUUGAAGUUCCAGAAGUUGUUUCCCCUGACACUGGAGCACCACUGUCACCACCUGUCGUCAUAACACCAAUACGCAACACUUCUGCCAAUGAAGGACAGUCUGCAAGGUUCCAAUGUCGUGUCUCAGGGGAAGAUCUGACUAUUACUUGGUAUUGCAAAGAUAAGGAGAUCAAGCAGUCUGAUAUAUUCAGAGUGUCUCAGUUUGAUGAAAACUGUCAGCUGGAGAUCACCAGAGCUUAUCCUGAGGAUGAGGGCGAGUACACGUGUGUUGCCCGUAACUCUGCAGGAAUGGUCUCCUGUUCUGCUGCACUUAAAGUGGAUGUUACAAAAGAUCGAGAGGAUAUUGAAGCAAAAAUUGAGGAAGAGGUCAAAGUGCCACCUGUUUUCAGGCACAAAAUUAAAAAUCUGGAGGUCAGUGUUGGCAGUCCUGCAAAGUUUGAAUGUGAGAUUGAGGAGGCUCCAGGUGUGACCUUCAAGUGGUUCAAGUCUGGUUCUGAGCUCAGACAUAGUGACAAAUGCAGGAUCAUCAGUCGUCUUCACACCUCAUCUCUGGAGAUAUAUAGCCCAACAGUUGCUGACAGUGGAGAAUUUACCUGCAAAGCUUCAAACCGCCAUGGAAGUGACAGCUGCUCUGCUCAACUAAGUGUGACUGAAAUUUUCCCGCCAGAAUUUGUAUCAAAGCCUGAUUCGAUGACUUUAUUUGUGGGAAAACAAGCAAAAUUUCAAUGUGUUAUUUCUGGUUCUGAACCAAUGAAUGUUGUCUGGCACAAAGACAAUAUUGCCAUUUCACUUGAUGAUCACUGCAAAGCGUCCUCUGACAAGAACAAGUAUUUUCUUGAAAUCUUGAAUUUACAACAAAGUGAUCAGGGAUCAUAUCUUUGCAAAGCUUCAAACAGUGUUGGUACAGCUACAUGCUGUGCUGAACUAAGGGUUGUAGACAAACCCAACUUUGUGAAGAGCUUUGAAGCAACCACUAUUGCUGUGGGAAACACACUACGUCUUGAGUGUCAGGUAGAUGAAGACAGUGGAGUUUCCAUCACCUGGAUGAGAGAUGGCAAGAAACUUCAUACUACAAUGGACUGUAAACUAGCUUUUGAGGAAAAAAUAGCCUGUCUUGAGAUUCAGAAGGCUAAACUCAAAGAUACGGGUACAUAUACCUGUACUGCUGCCAAUGACGCAGGGAGCAGCAGUUGCUCUUCUAGUGUGACAGUGCAAGAACCUCCAGUCUUUGUUAAAAGGCUGGAGCCUAAGAUCUUAUGGAAACAAGGAAUGUCAUCACGUCUGUCGUGUACUGUCAAAGGAUCAGCUGAACUACAUGUGACUUGGUUUUUGAAUGACAAACCACUUAGUUCUUCAGAAAAACAAAAAAUAACUUUCAAAGCUGGCCAAGCCACACUUGAGAUUAUUAACUUAUCUGAGUCUGACAGUGGAAAUUACACUUGUGAAGUGAUGAAUGAGGCUGGCUGUGAAAGCUGCACCUCUCAAGUAACUGUAAAAGAACCUCCUGCAUUUAAAAAGGAGUUGCAAAUGGUGGAGGUAGUCAAGGGCAGCACAGCCCAGCUUGAAUGUGAAGUUACAGGAACGGCUCCAUUUGAGGUGACCUGGUUUAAGAAUAAAAACCCAGUAUCCUCUGACAAGAAGUAUAGUAUUGUCUCAAAAGAAACAGUUGCAUAUUUGGAAAUCAAAUCAUUUGAAAGUGCAGAUGUUGGAGAUUACCAGUGUUCCAUUUCUAAUGACGUUGGCAAAAUAACUUCAAAAGCAGUGGCAAAAUUGAAAGACCCACCAUUGUUUGUAAAGAAAGUUGAGAACACCACUGCAGUUUUAAGCAGUGCUGUAAAACUGCAGGGAACUCUGAAGGGCUCUGCCCCUAUCACAGUUCAGUGGUUUAAAGAUUCUGAGAUAGUCAGAGAUGAUGAUCCUAAUAUUACCACGACUUUUGAAAACAACAUUGCUAUUUUGGCAAUAGCAAAUGUGGCCAUUAACCAUGGGGGUAAAUAUACUUGUCAAGCUGAAAAUGAGGCUGGAAAACAAAAAUGCGAGGCUACAGUAUCAGUUCAAGAACCAGCUAGAUUUGUUGAGAAACCACCAUCCAUCAGUGUGACUGCAGGUGACUCUGCAACUCUUGAGUGCAAAGUUUCAGGAAGCCCAGAUCUCAAAGUGAAAUGGUUCAGAGAUGGCAAAGAGAUCACAGGAAGUCGAAAAUGCAAAAUCUCUUUCAAAGAUAAUGUGGCAGCUUUGAAAAUUCUCUCGGUAGAGAGGGGUGACAGCUGUGAAUACAAAGUUGAAGUUUCUAAUCGGGUUGGAAAAGAGCAAUGCUCUUGCUCAAUUGUUGUUCUUGAUAAAAUAAUACCCCCAACUUUCACAAAAAUGCUUAAGAAGGUAGAUGGUAAUGUUGGAGGUUCUAUUCAGUUGGAAUGCAAAGUGUCAGGAUCCCAACCUAUAACAAUAUCUUGGUUCAAAGAAGGAAAUGAUAUUACGACUGGAACAAAAUAUAAAACAGAAAUGCAGGAAAGCACGGCAAUACUGAAAAUAACUGAUUUAGAGACAUCAGAUGCUGGGGUUUUCACCUGCCGUGCAACUAAUGCUGCAGGACACAGUGAAACAAGUGGAACUGUUUCUGUUAAAGAACCCCCAGUCUUCUCUUUGAAACCUCAAAACCAAGAUGUUAUACCAGGAGCUACAGUUGUCCUAACAGCUGCAUUCACUGGGACAGCACCUUUUAUUAUUAAGUGGUUCAGAGAAGACAAAGAAAUGUUAACUGGAGGAACUUGCUUCAUCAAGAAAGAAGCCAGCUCAAGUUCACUGGAGCUGCACUCUGUGAAGCCAUCUCAGUCUGCAAAAUACACUUGCCAAGUUUCUAAUGAUGCUGGAAAAGUCUCAUGCACAGCUGCCUUAUUUGUGAAAGAACCUCCAAAAUUUGUAAUGAAGCUUGACUCGACUAAACUAGUAUUGAAUGGGAGUCUUGCAACUUUGGAAUGUAAAGUCACUGGCAGCCCAGAGAUCAGUAUUAGAUGGUAUAAAAAUGAAACUGAAAUUAGCUUAAAUGAUAAAUACCAAAUGACCUUCAUCGACUCAGUUGCGACACUACAAAUUUCCAAUUGCUGUGUUGAAGACAGUGGAGAUUAUAUCUGCCAAGCAUCAAGUGAAGCUGGCAGCGAUAGAUGCAGUUGCUUGGUAACAGUCAAAGAACCUCCCGAGUUUGUGAAACCUUUUGAAUCCAAAGAAAUUGUUAAAGGCACAGAUGUUGUGCUGGAAGGAACAGUGUCAGGCUCAGCUCCCCUUGAGAUUUCCUGUUUCAAAGACUCAAAGCAGAUCCGAAAUGAUAGAAGACACGUCAUAAGCCUGACAAAUGAUGUAGCAGCUCUUCAGAUUUUAAAAUUUGAACCUGGGGAUGCUGGCAAAUAUCAGUGCACUGUAGCAAAUGAAGUAGGGCAGACCUCCUGUGAUUUUCAUGUUACUCUGAAAGAGCCACCAUCAUUUGUGCAGAAGAUGGAUAAUACAGAUGUCCUCCUUGGUGGUGAGGUUUCCUUACAGUGUGUUUUGAAAGGGUCAUUGCCUAUGACCAUCUCUUGGAUGAAAGAUGACCAUGAGAUCAAGGAAUCUGAGCAUGUUCAGAUAUCUUUUGAGAACCAGACCGCAGUGGUGAACAUUUCUAGUGUGCAAUUAAAAUAUGGUGGAAAGUACACUUGCCAUGCACAGAAUGAAGCUGGUAGUCAGAAAUGUACAGCAGUCUUGGCGGUAAAAGAGCCCGCAAACAUCACAGAGCAAGCCAAGUCUGUCAGUGUUACAGUAGGUGAUCCUGCCACUCUAGAAUGCAGAUACUCUGGUUCUAAAGUUCUUAAAGCAAAAUGGCUAAAGGAUGGCAAAGAGCUGACAUCAAGCAAAAAGUACAAAGUGCAGAGCACUGAUACAAGCUCCAUAUUAAAAAUUCUUUCUGCUGAGAAGAGUGAUGGUGGAGAAUACAUUUUUGAGAUUUCAAAUGAUGCUGGAAGAAGCAGUUGUGAGGCAGUUGUGACUGUUUUAGAUCAAAUAAUCAAACCUUCGUUCACAAGAAAAUUGAAGGACAUGGAGAGUAUAAAAGGAUCUUUUGCACAGUUGGAAUGUCUGGUCUCUGGAUCUCAUCCCAUAACUGUCACUUGGUUCAAGGAAAGUAAGGAGAUUGUGACAGAUGAAAAGCACAAAUGCAUAUUCUUUGAGAGUGCGGCAUCUUUGGAAAUCAGUCAUCUUGAUAGUUCAGACAGUGGCAACUAUACCUGUAUUGCUAAAAACCAAGCAGGCACUGUUCAGUGUUCGGGCACGCUGAAGAUCAAAGAACCUCCAGCAAUCAUUGAGAAGCCUGAAUCGCAAGAAGUUAUACCAGGAUCCAGAGUGCAGUUUAAUGUGCUCGUGUCUGGCACGCCACCGCUAACCAUUAAGUGGUUUAAAGAUAUGAAAGAGGUUUCAUCUGGGAUUGACUGUUCUGUUCAGAAAAAUGACACCUCUAGCUCACUGGAGCUCUUUUUUGCUAAGCCUUCUGACUCUGGAGACUACGUCUGUGAAAUAAGUAAUGAUGUUGGAUCAGAUUCUUGCCAAGCAACACUCUUCGUGAAAGAACCUCCCAAAUUUACCCGCAAACCUGAAAAAGUAACAGUGGUAAAACCAGGCCAAUUGGUAGUUUUUGAAUGCCAGAUUACAGGCACUCCAGAGAUAGACACAUACUGGUUCAGAGAUGGGAAUGAAAUAAUUUCAAGUGACAAGCAUAAAAUGACUUUUGUUGAUUCUCUUGCACGGCUUGAGAUAAGUAGCAGUGAUAUCAAAGACUGUGGAGUGUACUACUGUGAAGCCCGGAAUGAGGCGGGCAGUGAGAGCUGUAGUAUGGAACUAAGAGUGAAAGAGCCCCCAGUUCUUGUCAAGCCAUUAAGUACUCUUGAGGUUGUGAAUGGCUCAAAUGCAUAUUUUGAAUGUCAGGUAAAAGGCACAGCUCCUUUUGAGGUGACCUGGCAAAAAGAUUUAAAGGACAUUAAAUCAAGCCUCAAGCAUGUGAUUUUGCAGAAGAAUGGUUCUAUAAUGACUCUUGAUGUACAGAAAUGCGAUGCGUUAGAUGUUGGAGAAUAUCAGUGCAUUGUAGCAAAUGAAGUUGGGAGUUGUUCAAGUCAGACCACACUCAGCAUAAAAGAGCCCCCAUCGUUUGUGGAGAGGAUUGAGAAUGUUGUCACAGUUCUUGGGAAAAAGGUUGAAUUUAAAUGUGUUGUAAGAGGUUCACCACCUCUUUCCAUACAAUGGCAGAAAGAUGAAAACUGGAUUUUGGAGGAUCCUUCAAUUGAGAGGACAUUUUUAAACAGUAUUGCUACUUUGAGAAUCCCUGUGUGUGAGUCCAUCCACAGUGGAAGAUACACCUGUCAGGCUGUGAAUGAGGCAGGGCAAGAGAAGUGUUUUGCUACCCUUGUGGUUCAAGAGCCACCUCAGAUAAUUGAAAAGCCAGAGAUGAUUAAUGUCACUGCUGGAGAUCCAGUAAGUUUUGAGUGCAAAGUUACAGGCUCUCCUGAGCUGAAAGUCAAAUGGAUUAAAGAUGGCAAUGAAGUUAUGCCUUCAAGACAGCACAGCCUCAGCUUCAUCAAUAAUGUCAGCCAACUUAAAAUUCAGUCUGUCCAGUUGGAAGACAAAGGAACGUAUGUGUUUGAGGUGUCCAACCACAUCAGUGUCUGCCAGUGUAAAGUGACAUUAAACGUGCUAGAGCAAAUAAUCCCCCCAUCUUUCAUUAAACCUUUGAUGGAGAUGGAGGAAAUUAUGGGCACAAAUAUUCAAAUUGGAUGUAAAAUAUCUGGCUCACUCCCCAUAACUGUGGAGUGGAUGAAGGAUGGAACUAAACUGUCAGGAAGAACCAAACAUAAACUUCUUAAGGACGAAAACAACGUGUCUUUGGAAAUUGAAUGUUUAGAGAAAACCGACACUGGAACAUAUACUUGUAAACUUACAAACAAAGCAGGCAGUUGUGAAUGCAGUGGUACACUGAGGGUGAAAGAACCACCAAGCUUUGUGCUGGUUCCAGAAUCACAGGCUGUCAUACCAAAUACCACUGUUCGGUUUAAGAGUACCUUUAAGGGAACAUCUCCCUUCACAGUGAAAUGGUUCAAAGAUGACACUGAGCUGAUUUGUGGACCUUCAUGUUUUACCGGCCUGGAGGGCCUCUCAUGCUUCCUAGAUCUUUUUGCCGUUGGAGUAUCACACAGUGGAACUUACUCUUGUCAAAUAAGCAAUGAUGCUGGUACUGCUAAAUGCACCACAACCUUGUUGGUAAAAGAACCUCCAGAGUUUGUACAGAAACUGCCAGCUGCCAAAAUAAUGAAGAUGGGAGAGCAACUCCUACUUGAAUGCAAAGUUACUGGCACAGCUCCUCUGAAAAUGAGCUGGUACAAAAAUGACGCUGUACUCAGCGAUGGUGACAACACGAGAAUGACUUUCGAUAACUCUGUGGGAGUCCUUGAAAUUUUCAAGUGCAGCUUUGAGGAUAAUGGAGUCUACACCUGUGAAGUCCAGAAUGAUGCAGGAACUAAAAGUUGUAGUACCACACUCACAGUCAAAGAACCACCAGCUUUCCACAAAGUGCCAACACCAGUUGAGGGGCUGAAGGGCAAAGAUGCCAGUCUUAACUGUGAGCUGAAAGGCUCAGCACCUUUUGAGAUAAUGUGGUUUAAAGAUAAAAAACAGUUAAAGGAGAGUAGGAAGUAUAAAUUUGUGUCUGAGGGAUGCUCUGCAACUCUCCACAUCCUCGGACUGGAAGCAUCAGAUGCAGGGGAAUAUGAGUGCAAAGCAUCAAAUAAUGUAGGAAGUGAUUCCUGCCAGGGCACUGUGAAGCUAAGAGAACUGCCAGCGUUUGUGAAGAAAUUAUCCAACAUGACAGCCAUCUCUGGUGAGGAAGUGGUUUUGUUGGCAACGGUCAAAGGCUCGCAGCCUAUGACUGUGUCUUGGGUUCAGGAUAAAGACCACAUUCUCAGAGAUGGCGACAACAGGAAAAUUACAUUUGAGAAUAAUCAGGUCACACUGAAGAUCUUUAAAGCUGACUCUACAACUGCUGGAAAAUAUACAUGUCAGCUGAAAAAUGAUGCUGGAGUAGCUGAAUGCACAGCAAACCUAACUGUCCUAGAACCUGCAGCAAUAGUGGAUAAGACAGAGUCAAUCAGUGUAACCGCUGGUGACACUGCAGUCUUAGAAUGCACUGUAUCUGGAACUCCAGAACUUAAACCAAAAUGGUACAAGGAUGGUGUGGAGUUGUCUUCAGGCAGAAAAUACAAAAUCACCUUCUCAAAAAUGAUCUCCAGUCUUAAGCUAUUGUCAACAGAGAAAAGUGACACUGGAGAAUACACAUUCGAAAUCAAGAAUGAAGUUGGCAGUGAUAGCUGCAAAAUGCACCUCACUGUUUUGGACAAAAUCGUUCCUCCUUCGUUCUCACGAAAACUGAAGGACACACAGAAUAUUGUUGGCAAAACUGUUGAAAUGGACUGCAAAGCCUCAGGGUCUGCCCCUCUCACCAUCUCUUGGUACCAUAACGAAGAGGAGAUUAAAAGUGGACCGAACUAUGAGAUUACAUUCGCUGAGAAUACCUGCACAUUGAAAGUGCCAACUCUGAAACUUUCAGACUCGGGCACAUACAAAUGUAAAGCUGUGAAUAGUGCAGGAACUGCAGAGACAUUUGCGUCCUUAGUUGUUAAAGAACCCCCCUCUUUUGUGACCACACCUCAACCGGUGGAAGCCCUCCCAGGCACAAAUGUCACCUUUACAGCAACCGUUCAAGGAAGUACCCCAAUGAAACUGAAAUGGUUUAGGGGCAGUAAGGAAAUAGUAUCUGGGAGAAGCUGUGAGAUUGCUUUAAGAGGAGAUAAUGCAAUUCUGGAGCUCUUCAACAUUGAUAAAUCACAUGCUGGCGAGUACACUUGCCAGAUCAUUAAUGAUGCUGGGAAGGAAAACUGCACUGUGAACCUUUUUGUUAAAGAGGCUGCACAUUUUGUCAAGAAGCUCAAGAACCUGUCUGUUGAAAUGGGCAAGUCUCUGAUACUUGAAUGUACAUAUGCGGGAAGCCCAAAGAUUCUUGUGAAAUGGCAUAAAGAUGGUCAGGAGAUUUACUCCUCUUACAAGUACAAUAUUACUACCACUGAGAGCUCCUGCAUCCUUGAGUGUCUAAACAGUGAUAAAGAGGCUGCUGGAAAAUACACUUGUGAGGUUUCCAAUGAUGCUGGACACGACACUUGUGAAGCAGCAGUGUCCAUCUUAGAACCACCAAUCUUUAUUGAAAGUUUGGAGCCUAUGGAGGUCACUGCAGGUGAUGCAGUUUGCCUGAAAUGCCAGAUUGGUGGCACUCCUGAAAUUAAAGUGUCAUGGUUCAAGGCAGAUGGCAAAGUGCGCUCUUCUCCAACCUGUAAGAUGGAGUUCUUCAAAGGCACUGCCUGCCUGAAACUAGCUAAAGUUGCCAAAUCUGACAUUGGUGAAUACACAUGUAUGGCAGAAAACAGCAUAGGAUCUGCCUCUUCCAGGUGCCUCUUAACUGUACAAGAUGUGAAAACACCACCGUCUUUCCCUAAAAAGAUAACUAGCAUUACACAAAUUGAAGGACAGGCUGUCCAGUUUGAAUGUCGUGUUGCAGGAUCCUCUCCUAUGGAGGUCUCUUGGCUCAAAGAUGGUGAAGCUCUUAAGAGCGAUUCAGAAUACACAAUGUCUUUUGACGAUAACUCUGCUGUCCUAAAUAUAGUCAAAGGUGAAAUGAGACAUUCUGGAGAAUACACUUGCAUUGCAACUAAUAGUGUUGGAACUGCUUCUUGUAGAGCCAAGCUCACACUUCAAGAGCCAAGAUAUCCACCUGUGUUUGAUAAAAAGCUCAUACCUGUGGACGUGACAGUGGGAGAUACUGUUGAACUGGAAUGCCACAUGACGGGAUCAUUGCCAAUAAAAGUUACUUGGUCCAAGGAUCACAAAGACAUCCGCACAGGGGGCAAUUAUAAGAUAUCAUGUGUGGAUAACACUCCACAUUUGACAAUUUUGAAAGCUGAUAAGGCAGACUCUGGUCGUUAUUCUUGCCAUGCUAGUAAUGAUAUUGGGAAGGACUCUUGUUCUACAGAAGUUUCUGUUAAAGAACGCAAAAUUCCACCUAGUUUUACCAAAAAACCUUCAGCAACUAUUGAGGACACUGAGGGCAAACUAGUGAAGAUUGAGGGUCGUGUAGCUGGAUCACAGCCCCUGACUGUCAACUGGUAUAAAGAUGGCACGGAAAUCUUCACCUCUGACUGUUAUGAUGUAACCUUCAAGACCAGCCUGGCUGUCCUGUGCAUCAAAAAAUCUCAGCUGUCAGAUAGUGGAACAUACACGUGCAAAAUCUCCAAUGAAGCUGGCACUGCCUCUUAUGAAGUGUCUGUUAAGAUCACAGCGCAAAAGGUACCACCAAGCUUUGACUUGCCUCUUAAACCAGUGACUGUGACUGAGGGUGAAACACUUACCCUCAGCUGCCAUGUACGUGGAACUCCUCCUCUCAAGAUUCAGUGGAUGAAGGACAGACGAGAGCUUUCUUCGUCUGAAAAUACUAAGAUUACAUUUGUUGAUGGCACUGCCACAUUGGAAAUGACCCAUGUAUCUAAGGCAGAUUCUGGGGAUUAUCUCUGCAAAGCAACCAAUGAGGCUGGCAGUGAAUUCUGCAAGUCUAAAGUCACUAUCAAAGUUUCAGAGAAACCAGGAGCUCCUGCCCCAGCCCAGGCGGCCCCUUCACCACCUGAAGCAGUUAAAAAGUUGGACAACUUGUUCUUCAUUGAGGAGCCAAAGAGUGUCCAUAUCGUUGAGAAAGGUACAGCUACCUUCAUUGCUAAAGUUGGUGGUGAUCCCAUUCCCAAUGUGAAAUGGAUGAAGGGCAAAUGGAGACAGAUGACUCAUGGUGGUCGCGUCAGUAUUGAACAAAAAGGCCAAGAGGCCAAGAUGGAGAUCAAAGAGGUGACCAAAUCUGACUCUGGUCAGUACAGAUGUGUUGCUUCAAACAAACAUGGAGAAAUUGAGUGCAGCACCAACCUGAAUGUUGAUGAGAAGAAAGAGACCACUUUAGAAAUGGUGAAACUGAAGAAAACUCCAUCAAAGCAGAAAAGCCCUAAAGAGGACAAGGAUAUUGACAUUGUUGAGUUGCUUAGAAAUGUUGAUCCGAAGGAGUAUGAGAAAUAUGCUCGCAUGUAUGGCAUCACAGACUACCGGGGUCUCCUUCAAGCUAUUGAGUUUCUGAAGAAGGAAAAAGAACGCGAAAGUGGAAGACCGGAAGUGGAAAGCGUUGCAAGAGAGUCUGAGGAGGAUUUGGCUAAACUUGUUGCCGAUUUGCAAAAGAGGAUGGAACAAACUGAGCCUGUCACUGUGGUACAUGACAUCACGGACCAGACAACUACUGUUAAGAAGGAAGCUGUGUUUGAAUGUGAAAUCAAGAUCAACUACCCAGAAAUCAUACUCUCCUGGUACAAGGGAACCCAAAAACUUGACAGUAGUGACAAGUAUGACAUUAAAAUUGUGGGUGAUCGUCACAUCUUAAAGAUCAAGGAUUGCCAGAAGAGAGAUGAGGGCAAUUAUCGUAUUGUGUGUGGCCCACAUAUCUCCAGUGCCAAACUGACAGUGCUGGAUGGUGAAGUGGAACAACAUAUGCAGGAUGUGGCUGGUAAGGAAGGCCAAACUUGUACACUGACUUGCCAGUUCUCUGUACCUAACGUAAAAACCCAGUGGUUUAAAAAUGGGAAGCUUUUAGAACCUCACAGCAGAUACGCAUUUGCUGUGGCAAAUUACACUCAGAAGCUCUCAAUCAAAGAUGUUAGACUUGAAGACCAAGGAGAAUAUACCUGCAAAUACAAAAAUCUUGAAACCACUGCAAAUCUUUGGAUCGAAGCCAAGCAAAUACAUUUCACCAAACGCAUCCAGAACAUUGUGGUGCGAGAACAUCAGUCGGCCACUUUUGAGUGUGAGGUGUCUUUCGACAAUGCUAUUGUAACAUGGUAUAAGGACACUUGGGAGCUUAAAGAGAGUCCCAAAUAUACCUUCCAAAGUGAAGGGCGACGGCACUUCAUGAUCAUCCGCAACGUUACCUCUGCCGAUGAAGGCGUGUACUCAGUCAUUGUCAGACUGGAGCCCAGGGGUGAGGCUAAAAGUACAGCUGAGCUUUACCUGUCAGGCAAAGAAAUUGAUAUAGAAAGGGUACCUUAUGACAUCCCAGAUACAUCAAUACAAGUUCCCGAAGCAGCUGCUUUAACCAUUGAAGCUGAAUCUUCCAUGGAAUAUUACCAUUACGAAGAAAAAAUGGAAACACAAGAGUAUGUGAGCUGGACAGCGGAGAGUGUUGUAGAGGAAAUAUCAGUAACAGCCCCAAGGGUUCCCGUCGAAGAGGCUGUCAGUAGAAAAAUCCUGGGAAUGAGAGAGGUGGCUCCAACAACAGAAUUCGAGGAACCUGAGCCAUCUAAACCAGAGGAGCUAAUUCCUGAAGUACCUGUGAAAGCUAAAAAGCCUGUGGAAGAAGUAGUUACUGCAGUUAUAUUGCCAGAGCCAGUUGAACCCCCCAAAGUAAAAGAAGCACCUGUAGCUCCCGUGCCUUCUGCACCUGAGCCUGAAGAGCCUAAAGCUGCACCAGUAGCUGAGCCCAAACCAGAACCAAAGCCUAAGCCUGAAGUUAAGCCUGAGCCAAAGCCUGAGCCUACACCUGUGAAAAAACCUGAGCCACCCCCAGCCAAAGUUCUUGUGGAGGAAAAGCCAAAACCAACAAUUCAAGAACCACCAAAAAAAGUGCCUGCUAAACCUGAUGAAGCCAAAGCAGUUCCAGUGGAAGAACCUCCAAAGAAAGUUAUUGUGGAGGAAAAGAAGCCAGAACCUCCAAAGAAAUUGCCAGCUAAACCUGAUGAAGCCAUUUCAGUUCCGGUGGAAGAACCUCCAAAGAAAGUUCUUGUGGAGAAAAAGAAGCCAGAGCCACCAAAGAAAAUGCCAGCUAAACCUGAUGAAGCCAUUGCAGUUCCAGUGGAAGAACCUCCAAAGAAAGUUCUUGUGGAGAAAAAGAAACAAGUUGAAGAACCACCAAAGAAAAUGCCAGCUAAACCUGAUGAAGCCAUUAAAGUUCCAGAGACAGAACCUCUAAAGAAAGUUCUUGUGGAAGAAAAGAAACCAAAACCAAUAAUUCAAGAACCGCCAAAGAAAGUCCCAUCUAAACCUGAGCAAGUGAUUACAGUGGAAGAACCUGCAAAGAAAGUGCAAGAACCUUCCAAGAAGCCAGAGGCCCCUCCGUCUUUGCCUACACAGAGAGAAGACUUGAUUGAGGAAAUAAGUUAUAAGAAACCAGAUGCUGCUGUUCACAAAUUAGAAGAUAAAGAGGGCAAGGUGCCUCAGAAGCAAGAGACUGUUGUUGGUAUCAAAAAGGAAGAAAUUACAGAGAAGCUACUUACAAAAGAGACUGUUUCUAUCCCUAAAAAGCAGGAAAAGAAAGAGGCUCCCCUUCCUUCUAAAAUAGAUGAGGAAAUUAUACCUCAAAAGAAAGAGGUUCCUCCUCCUGCUAAACAAGUUGAGGAAAUAUUACAUAAAAAGAAAGAGGUUCCUCUUCCUCCUAAAAAGGAUGAGACAAUUGAACCAAAAAAGAAAGAGGUUUCUCUUCCUGCUAAACGGGAUGAGGAAAUAUUACCUAAAAAGAAAGAGGUUCCUCUUCCUUUUAAAAAGGAUGAGGCAAUUGAACCUAAAAAGAAAGAUGUUCCUCUUCCACUUAAAAAGGAUGAGACAAUUGAACCAAAAAAGAAAGAGGUUCCUCUUCCUCCUAAAAAGGAUGAGACAAUUGAACCAAAAAAGAAAGAGGUUCCUCUUCCACUUAAAAAGGAUGAGACAAUUGAACCAAAAAAGAAAGAGGUUCCUCUUCCUCCUAAAAAGGAUGAGACAAUUGAACCUAAAAAGAAAGAGGUUUCUCUUCCUGCUAAACGGGAUGAGGAAAUAUUACCUAAAAAGAAAGAGGUUCCUCUUCCUCCCAAAAAGGAUGAGGCAACUGAACCUGAAAAGAAAGAGGUUCCUCUUCCUCCUAAAAAGGAUGCAAUUGUUACGCAAAAGACAGAGAUUCCUAAAAAAGAUUUGCCUCAAACUGUACCUCAAAAGAAAGAAAUACUUCCCACACACAUUUCAAAGAAGAAAGAAGAAGAAGAAAUUUUCUUCAUGAAAGAAAUUACACAGAAGGAAGUAGUAGCUUCCACACAAAUUGUAGAGAUGAAAGAAGAAAUUUUCUUCAGAGAAGAAACUGCACAGAGGGAAGUGUCUCUUAAAUCAAAACUGGAAGAGAAAGAAGAUACUUUACCAAAAAUGAAGGAUGUAGUUGCUCUCACUACAAAAGAAGAGGUUGUAAUGCCUCAAAAGAAAGAAGUUCCUCCUCCUGCUAAAAAGGAUGAAGAAAUUGUACCCCAAAAGAAAGAGGUGACCCCUACAAAAGUAGCAGAGCUAGAGAAGAAACCAUCUCCAGAGAAGACCCCAGUUUCUGUGAAAGAAGUUGCAGCCCCAAAAGUUGAAAAGAAACCAUCUCAGGAACCUGAAAGAAAGAAAGAACCUUUGCCAGAGACCACAGUUAAAGAGGUCGAUAAGAAAGCUGAAGAUAAACUCACCCCUAAGCCCAAGGAAGAGAAGAUAAUUCCAACAAAAGUACCUACACCUAAAGAACCAGAGAAACUAAAGCCUGCUCCAAAGGAAGAACCAGUACCAAUUGUCCAAACAGUGGAAGAUGGUGAAAAGGGACCAGUUUCUGCACCUGCUCCAGGAAAGAAAGGAAAAGUUCUUAAAGUGAAGCAAGAAGAGGGAAGAUUUGAAAUUCCCACCUUAAAGAAAGCUACAAGAGUAUCCAAAGAUAAAGACGAAGAUCAAGAAAUGGUCAAACUGAAGAAAGUGCUCAAACCACAAGAGGAGGAAUAUAAAGAGAGUCCCAAAGUGUAUGCUGAGGCUCAUACUGAAGUUAUGAUAACUGAAAGUUAUGAGGCAGAAAUGCAUUUUGAGACUUAUGAAGUGACUAAGAGAGUUGAGAAAAUUCAACCUGAGGUAGACAAAAAGAUGCCUGAUGAACCUGAUCAAGCACCACCUCAAAUGAAACCAGAAACCGAAUUAGAAGAAAAAGCAAAAAAGACUCCAAUUGGAAAGGUUCCAAAAGAAGAUACACCAGAGGAGCCUGGCUUAGCACUGAAAAAGGUUAAAAAGUUACCUGUUGACACAAAAGAACAAGAAUCUAUCAAAUUAAAGCCAUUUGAGAAACCAGUAAAACCGCCAAGUGAAACCGAAAAAGACACCAAAAAAGAAGAAAAAGGAAGAGAACCUAUAACAUUUGAUAAAAAUAGGGAACCAAUUACUUUUCAGAAAGGAGAACGACCUGAAAAGGAUGAGAAGCCAAAAGAACCCGAUGUCCUCACGAAAAAAGUAGAACCCUCUGUUCCUGACAAAAAGGUGCCUGAUGAAGUUGCUGUUAAACCUGUAACCAGACCUCCCAAAGAGGAAGCACCUGCAGAGCCUAAAGAGAAAUUAUUUAAAGGUAAAGGUAAAAUUCCACCUAAAGACCAGGAGCCUGAGAUGGUUCAACUAAAACCAAUUCCGAAGAAACCUUCAGCUGGAUCACCAAAAGAAAAGGAGGUUUCAGAGCCAAAAGAACGAAAACCUAUUGAGUUGUCACCACUUACUAGGUCACCAAAAGAUGAAAUUAAAACAGAACCAAGUAUAACACCAAAAAGAGUUGAAAGUCAAGAAACUCCAGAUAAAGGUAAAGAGGUUGAGAAGAUACCAACUAUUGUACCAGUAGAAGACAAAAAAGCACCACUUAAAAAGGUUACGCCUGUAAAGAAGGAGAUUACACCAAAGGAAGAUGAGAAGAAACCAAUAGUUACCAAAAAGGGUAUUUUACCCAAAGAGGCUGAAAAGAAAGAAGACAUAGUUCUAAAACCAGUUGAGCGUGCAAAGAGUGCAGUAGAGCCUGAAAAGAUUCCUUCACCUAAGGUUGAGAAACCAAAACCAACUGAACCAGUAUCAGUGGAGAGGAAGCCUAGUGAGGAUUUGGCAAAGAAGCCAAAGAAAGUUUCACCUAAAGACUCGAUUGAAGCUGUUAUUUUGAAGAAAGCACCUCAGAAGGUUUCACCCAAGGAGGACAAAUCUGAAACUCCUCAGAUCCCUGAAAAAGAGGAGAUUCCAGUCAUAAAGGAAGUCUCUCCUGGAGCUGUAGAGUUAAGAAAAGUGUCAACUCAGUUUGAAGAAGAACUGUUAGAAGAAGAGGUUGAGGUUGAAUUUGAAGCAGAAUAUGAAGAUGAAGAAGAAGCAUGGGGAUGGGAGGUUGCUUCUCGUGAGAGUUAUGGCUCGGAAGGCUCUGAAGAAAGGUAUUUGGAGGAAGGUGCACUUGAGACUCCUGGGAUGCCAGGGGGUAGAAGAGAGGGAAAGCCUACUGAGGAAGCUGGAAGAGGCAGAGGCUUAAGACCAAGACAAACUCCAUCUCCUGGUGAUGCUGGAAGGGGUAGAGGGCUGAAGCCUGGUGCUGGUGGUGAUAAGCCUCCAGGAGAAUCACCAUUUGGUGCCCAGCUCAAAGCCGUCCCCUUGAAGUUUGUGAAGGAACUCAAAGAUAUUGUGUUGCAGGAGGCUGAGUCCAUUGGCUCAUCUGCUGUAUUUGAGUGCCAGAUCUCUCCAUCUACUGCCAUCACCACCUGGAUGAAGGAUGGAAGCAAUCUAAGGGAGAGUCCAAAGCACAAAUUCACAUCUGAUGGCAAAGACCGCAAACUGCAAAUCAUUGAUGUACAGCUUUCAGACACUGGGGAGUAUACAUGUGUUGCAAAGCUUGGCAACAAGGAGAAGACUUCAACAGCUAAACUUAUUGUAGAAGAGUUACCAGUGAAGUUCACAAAGAAUCUGGAGGAGGAAAUGUCUGUGAUUAAGGGACAGCCAAUGUACCUAACCUGCGAGUUGAGCAAAGACAGAGAUGUUGUCUGGAAGAAGGACGGAAAAGAGCUCAAGCAAAUUGCUGGCAAAAUUCAAAUCAAUGUUAUUGGAUUGCAGCGCUCUGUGACAAUCCAAGAUGCAAAUGAUGAUGAUGCCGGUGUUUACACUUGCGAGUGCGAGGACAUCAAGACACAAGCCAAUGUCAAAGUCAUCGAAAUAAUCAGAGAUUGGUUAACAAAACCUCUGAGGGACCAGCAUGUGAAACCAAAGGCUACAGCCACAUUCAAGUGCGAACUGUACAAGGAUACUCCUAACUGGAAGUGGUUCAAGGGAGAUGAAGAGAUUCCCUCUGACCCUACAAAUAAGACUGAGGUAAAAAAGGUUGGAAAAGAUAUGACGCUUACAAUCAAGAAUGCUCAACCUGGUGAUGUUGGAGAAUAUGCCAUAGAAGUUGAGGGCCGCAGAUAUGCAGCAAAACUCACUCUUGGAGAGCGUGAAGCUGAGAUCUUGAAGCCUCUUGCUAGUAUGGAGGUGGUUGAGAAAGGGGAGGCCAACUUUGAUACUGAAAUUUCAGAAGAUGAUGUGCCUGGAGAAUGGAAACUUAGAGGGCAGGUUCUAACAAGAUCACCGACUUGUGAUAUCAGAGCUGAAGGAAAUAAGAGAUUCCUUACAUUGAAAGAUGUUCAACUUGACCAGGCUGGAGAAGUCUCAUACCAAGCUUUGAAUGCCAUAACUACUGCUAUGCUAAUGGUCAAAGAAAUUGAAAUGGACUUCACAGUCCCAUUGAAGGAUGUUACUGUGCAUGAAAAGAAACAGGCAAAGUUUGAAUGCACGAUCACAAAAGAUGUGCCUAAAGUGAUGUGGUUGAGAGGAUCUGAUAUUAUAACACCAGACCAAAAAUAUGAUAUCAUUGAUGAUGGAAAGAAACACAUGUUGGUCAUAAACCACUGUGAAUUUGAGGAUGAGGGAGAAUAUUCUGUUGAGGUGUUGGGUAAAACAUCAACAGCCAAACUGACAGUUGAGGGUAUGCGGCUGAAAUUCAUCUCACCGAUAUCGGAUCAAACUGUCAAAGAAGGUGAAACAGCUCGGUUUGAGCUUGAACUGUCCCAUGAAAAUGUACCAUUGACAUGGUACAAAAAUGAAACAAAACUGCAUCCAAGCAGAACUGUACUUACGCAUGUUGAUGGAAAGAAACAUAUAUUAGAAAUCAAGAAUGUCACUCUAGAUGAUACUUGCCAAAUAAAAGCAGAGGCUAAAGGAUUAUCAACAACAGCAAACCUGACGGUGCUAGAGGGAGAUGCCUACUUCACAGUUAAACUGCAAGAUUACACAGCAGUUGAGAAAGACGAGGUCACUCUUGACUGCGAGCUCAGCAAGGAUGUUCCUGUGAAGUGGUUCCACAAUGAGACCGAAAUUAAAGCCUCCAAGAUGGUUACCAUGAAAGCUGAGGGCAAGCGAAGAAUCUUAAACAUCAAGAAAGUUGAAGAAAAAGACAAAGGAUUAUACGUUUGUGACUGUGGAACAGACAAGACUUCGGCCACGAUGAACAUUGAAGCACGUGACAUCAAAGUGGUGCGACCCAUGUAUGGUGUUGAGCUAUUCGAUGGUGAGACAGCUCGGUUUGAGGUGGAAAUUUCUGAAGAUGAUGUCCAUGGUCAGUGGAAGCUGCAAGGAGAAGUCCUCUCCCCAUCACCUGAUGUUGAAAUCAUUGAGGAUGGCGCUAAGCACAUCUUAACUUUGUACAACUGUAAAGUGUCCCAGUCUGGAGAGGUUUCAUUCCAGGGUGCCAAUGCAAAAUGUUCUGCUAAUCUAAAAGUGAAAGAGCUUCCCAUUACUUUUGUAACACCUCUGGCUGAUGUGCAUGUAUAUGAGAAAGAUGAGGCAAGGUUUGAGUGUGAGAUCUCAAGACAACCAAAAAGCUUCCGUUGGUUGAAAGGAACUCUGGAGAUUAAAACUGAUGAUAAAUUUGAGGUACUUCAAGAGGGCAAAAGAUACAUUCUGGUGGUCAAAUCUGCUGCCUAUGAGGAUGAGGCUAAGUAUAUGUUUGAGGCUGAGGACAAGAGAACAUCUGCCAAGCUUGUUAUCCAGGGCAUCCGUCUUGAGUUCGUCAGACCCAUUAAAGAUGUCACCGUUAAAGAGCGUGAGACUGCAGAAUUCAGCAUUGAACUCUCUCAUGAAAAGGUUCAAGUCACCUGGUAUAAGAAUGACAUGCGUUUGCAUCCAAGUAAAGUGGUACACUUGUCCGAGGAUGGAAAAACCCAUACUCUGUCCUUCAAAGAGGUCUCUAUUGAUGACACUUCUCUAAUUAAAGCUGAGGCCCUUGGGAAAACCUGUGAGGCAAUGCUUACUGUACUUGAGGGAGAACCUUACUUUACUACCAAGUUGCAGGACUACACUGCAGUUGAGAAAGAUGAGGUUGUCCUGAAGUGUGAAGUGAGCAAAUCAUCUGCUCAAGUGAAAUGGUUCAAAGAUGGCAAGGAGAUCACUCCCUCUAAGAACGUCCUCAUUAAGGCUGAUGGAAAGAAACGUAUCUUGACAGUGAAGAAGGCAGAGAAGGCCAACAUUGGUGAAUAUGUGUGUGACUGCGGCUCUGACAAAACAACAGCCAAGCUUAACAUUGAAGAACGCGAUAUUAAGAUUGUUCGUCCACUGUACAGCGUGGAGGUCACAGAGACAGAGACUGCUCGCUUUGAGACAGAAAUCUCUGAGGAGGAUGUUCAUGGUAACUGGAAACUCAAAGGAGAGGCCCUGCACCAGUCACCGGACUGUGAAAUUAAGGAGGAAGGCACCAAGCACAUGCUUAUCCUUUACAAUGUUCGCAUGGAUAUGGCGGGUGGUGUGGAUUUCAGUGCUGCUAAUGCUAAAUCAAGUGCUCAGCUCAGAGUUAAAGCACGAGUGAUAGGCCUCCUGAGGCCUCUCAAGGAUGUAACAGUGACAGCGGGAGAGACAGCAACCUUUGACUGCGAACUGUCUUAUGAGGGCAUACCUGUGGAAUGGUUCCUAGGGGGUACAAAGCUGGAACCAAGUGACAGAGUGGUGCACCGUUCAGAGGGCAGAACUCACACGCUGACCCUUAGGGAUGUGAAACUGACAGAGGCUGGAGAAGUAAAACUCACUGCAAAGGACUUCGUGACACAGGCUCAACUCAUUGUAAAUGAACCUCCAGUUGAAUUCACCAAACCUCUUGAGGACCAGACUGUAGAAGAAGAAGCCACCGCUGAACUAGAGUGUGAAGUCUCCAAAGAGAAAGCUGAGGUCAGGUGGUUUAGAGAUGGACAAGAAAUUCGCAAAACCAAGAAGUAUGACAUGGUUGCUGAUGGCUGUAAAAGAAAACUUCUUAUCCAUGACUGCACACUUGAUGACUCAAAGACAUAUACCUGUGAUGCUAAACAGUUCAAGACUUCAGCCUUCUUAAAUGUUGAACCUCCACAUGUUGAGUUCUCAAAGCCACUCCAUGAUGUUGAGGUCAAAGAGAAGGAAUCUGCCAGAUUUGAAUGUGAAGUGUCUCGUGAAAGUGCUAAGGUUCGCUGGUUCAAAGAUGGUAAUGAAAUCAGAAAAGGCAAGAAAUAUGAGAUCAUUUCUGAAGGAGUAAAACGUAUUCUCAUCAUAAGCAAGUCUGUCUUUGAUGAUGAAGCAGAAUAUGAAUGCGAUGCCAGGACUUCCAAAACCUCUGGAAUGCUGACUGUCAUUGAGGAGGAGACUAGAUUCACAAAGAACUUGGCUAAUGUUGAAGGCACUGAAACGGACAGUGUUAAACUGAUUUGUGAAGUCUCCAAGCCCAGUGCAGAGGUUACAUGGUACAAGGGUGACCAAGAGUUGCCUGAAGUUGGUAGAUAUGAGCAUAUUACAGAUGGCAAAAAGAGAAUCCUAAUAAUUAAGGGCCUCCGUAUGGAUGAUGCUGGAGAGUACCACUGCAAACUGCCCACCUCACAAACCACAGGGAACCUAAGGAUUAAUGAACUUGCUGCUGAGUUCAUUGCAAGGCCUCAAAGCCAGGAGGUGGUUGAAGGUGAAAAGGCACAAUUUGUGUGCUCUGUCUCGAAAGACACAUAUGAAGUGAAAUGGCUCAAAGGAGAUAAGGAACUUCAAUCAGAUGACAAAUACGAUAUAAUUUCUGAGGGCAAAAAGAGAGUUCUUGUUGUCAAAAAUUGUGAACUCAAGGAUGAAGGUGGCUUUGUAGUCCUCAUUGGGACCACCAGAGCCUCAGCUGAUCUGACUGUUCUUGAAAAGCUGAGGAUUAUCACUCCUCUAAGAGACAUAAAGGCAAAUGAAGGACAAGAGACUGUCCUCAAUUGUGAAGUUAACACUGAGGGGGCCAAAGCCAAAUGGCUGAAGAAUAAUGAGACUUUAUUUGAAAGUAGCAAGUUCAUCAUGGUUCAGAAGGACAAUGUAUUCUCUCUGAGGAUCAAAGACACUCAAAAAUCAGAUGAGGCCAACUACACCAUUACACUGACCAACCAACGUGGUGAACACGCAAAGAGCUCUGCCAACAUUACUGUGCAAGAGGAAGAUCUUCGAAUCAUUGUUCCCCCUGAGGAUGUUGACACACAGGAGAAAAAGAUUGUCAGCUUCACAUGCAAGGUGAACAGACCAAAUGUAACAGUACAGUGGAUGAAGGCAGGUCAGGAAAUCACUCUCAGCAAGAGAAUUCUGUAUCGUGUGGACAAGGACAAGCACACUCUGACCAUUAAAGACUGCAGUCUUGCAGAUGAGGGUGAAUAUAGUGUAGUUGCUGGUGCUGAUAAGGCCACAGCAGAACUGAUCAUCAGUGAGGCACCCGCUGACUUCACCGCUCAGCUCAGUGACCAAACCAUCACUGAGUUUGAGGAUGCUGAGUUCACAUGUGAACUGUCCAAAGAGAAGGCCGAAAUCAAAUGGUACAGAGAUGGCAGGGAGAUCAGAGAAGGACCCAGAUACCAAUUUGAGAGAGAUGGCAAAACAUGUAGACUGCGUAUAAAAGAGUGCAGACCAGAUGAUGAGUGUGAAUAUUCCUGUGGAGUGGAUGACAAGAGAACAAGAGCCCGCCUUUUUGUUGAGGAGACCCCUGUGGAGAUUGUCAGACCACCCACAGAUGUGUUUGAGCCCCCAGGCUCAGAUGUUGUGUUUGAAGUUGAGCUCAAUAAAGACAGAGUUGAGGUCAAAUGGCUGAGGAACAACAUGACCGUUGUUCAAGGUGAUAAGUACCAGAUGAUGAGCGAGGGUAAGAUUCACAGGCUUCAAGUGUGUGAAAUCAGACCACGUGAUCAAGGCGAGUACAGAGUCAUUGCCAAGGACAAAGAUGCCAGAGCCAAGCUUGAGCUUGCUGCCAUGCCAACAAUUAAAACCUUGGAUCAAGACCUGGUGACAGAUGCUGGAAAGCCAUUUGUUAUGGCAGUCCCUUACAAUGCUUACCCGCAUGCUGAGGCUGAGUGGUUCUAUGAUGACAUCAGUCUUCCAAAAGACAAUGUUAACACUUCUGUUGACAGGACAGAAUAUAGGCUGAAGGACCCAAAGAAGUCAGAGGAAGGUCGCUAUAAAAUCCUCAUCCAAAACAAACAUGGAAAAGGAGAGGCUUUUAUAAACCUAAAAGUUAUUGAUGUUCCUGGGCCUGUGAAGAACCUUCAAGUUGUUGACACUGCUGAUGGUGAGGUCAGCAUUGCAUGGGAAGAGCCAGAGAGUGAUGGUGGCAGCAAGAUCUUGGCUUAUGUUGUUGAAAGACGUGAUAUCAAACGUAAGACCUGGACCAUGGCCACUGACUGUGCCGAUAGCACAGAGUACUGUGUAACUGGCUUGCAGAAAGACUCCAAGUACCUGUUCCGUGUCUGUGCACGUAACCGCAUCGGAAGUGGGCCCAAUGUUGAGACCGAUAAAGCUGUUCAAGCUAAGAAUAAGUUUGAUGUUCCUGAUCCACCACAGAAUGUUAUUGUUGGAAAUGUCAACAAGUUUGGUGCCACAGUCUCCUGGGAACCACCACUGUUCGAUGGUGGAUCAGAGAUCACAUCAUACAUUAUUGAGCUCCGUGAUAGAACUUCUGUGAGCUGGUCUCCAGCCAUGGUGACCAAACCACAUGAACGCUCAGCUAUUAUUAAUGAUGUUAUUGAGAACAAAGAAUACAUCUUCCGUGUUAAGGCUGAGAACAAGGCUGGAAUUGGCAAACCAAGUGCGGCCACUAAUCCAGUGAAGAUCAUGGACCCUAUUGAGAGGCCGAGCCCUCCACUGAAUUUGACACACUCUGAACAGACAAAGGACUCCUGUCUGUUGACAUGGGAGACUCCCUUAAAAAAUGGAGGCACACCAAUCACUGGCUACAUCAUUGAGAGAUGUGAAGAAGGCACAGACAAGUGGCUCAGAUGCAAUGCCAGGCUUUGGCAGGACCUGGUCUACAGGAUUUCAGGCCUGAAAUUUGGAACAAAAUACAGCUAUAGAGUGCUUGCUGAGAAUGCAGCCGGCCAGUCUGACCCCUCAAAUAUUGUUGGGCCCGUGUUGGCAGAUGAUCCCCACUUUGCACCUACUCUCGACCUGAGUGCAUUUAAGGAUGGUCUAGAGGUUAUUGUCCCUAAUCCUCUUACAAUUCGUGUCCCUAUCACUGGGUACCCAGUGCCCACAGCAAAGUGGACAUUUGGUGAAAAUGCACUUACAGCUGGUGACCGUGUGUCCAUGGUUACAAAGUCGACCUUCACCGAGCUCAUUGUAACCCCAAGUGUGCGCCCUGACAAAGGCACAUACUCCUUGACAUUGGAAAAUGAUGUGACCAGUGUCUCAGGAGAGAUUGAAGUUAAUGUCAUUGCCUCUCCAAGUGCACCCAAAGACUUAAAGGUUGCAGAAGUGACCAGAAAGCAUGUUCACUUGAUGUGGGAGUCACCUGAACAUGAUGGAGGCAGUCCGAUCACAGGCUAUCAGGUUGAAAAGCGUGAGGUUUCCAGAAAGACCUGGGUGAAGGUGAUGGCAGGUUUGCAGGACCAGGAAUAUACAGUCACAGAUGUUGUUGAGGGCAAGGAGUACUUGUUCAGAGUUAUUGCCUGCAACAAAUGUGGCCCUGGAGAGCCCGCCUACAUUGAUGACCCAGUGAACGUGUCUUCACCUGCAACUAUACCAGACCCACCAGAAAAUCUUAAAUGGAGAGACAAGUCUGCUAGCAAGAUCUUCUUGUCAUGGGAACCUCCCAAGUGGGAUGGUGGAACUCCAAUUAAGGGCUAUAUUGUUGACAAAUGUCAACGUGGCACUGACAAGUGGGAACCAUGUGGAGACCCAGUUCCUGAUCUUAAGUUUGAAGUGACUGGUCUCACUGAAGGACAGUGGUAUGCUUAUCGUGUGAGGGCUUUGAACAAACUGGGUGCCAGUAAGCCUUGCAAGGCGACAGAUGAGAUUUUGGCCGUUGAUCCUAAAGAGCCUCCAGAGAUUCAGCUUGAUGCAAAACUGCUGGCUGGCCUCACUGCUAAGGCUGGAACAAAGAUUGAACUUCCUGCUGACAUCACAGGCAAACCAGAGCCUAAAGUCAAAUGGACCAAGGCUGACCUAGUCCUGAAGCCAGAUGAUAGAAUCUCAAUUGAUACCAAGCCUGGCCACUCAACUGUGUCCAUUGCGAAGACCAAUAGAGAUGACACCGCUACAUACAUCAUUGAGGCAGUCAACAGCAGUGGCCGUGCAACUGCAACAGUUGAUGUCAACAUUCUAGAUAAACCUGGUCCUCCAGCUGCCUUUGAUAUCUCUGAAAUCACCAGUGAGUCCUGCUUGUUAGCCUGGAAUCCUCCAAGAGAUGAUGGUGGCUCAAAAGUGACCAACUACAUUAUUGAGAGGAGGGCUGUAGACAGUGAAAUCUGGUACAAGUUGUCCUCCACUGUGAAGCAGACCACCUACAGGGCCACCAAACUUGUGGCUUUCAAGGAAUAUGUCUUUAGGGUCUAUGCUGAAAAUCAGUUUGGAGUGGGUUCCCCAGCAGAACAUGCCCCAAUAACUGCCAGAUACCCCUUUGAUACUCCUGGCCCUCCAUACAAAUUGGAGCCAUCUGAUAUUGUUAAGGAUGCAGUAACUCUGUCUUGGUAUGAGCCUGAUGAUGAUGGUGGAAGUCCUAUUACUGGAUAUUGGGUUGAGAGAUAUGAGCCUGAGCACGACAAAUGGAUCAGAUGCAACAAGCUGCCUGUCACGGACACAAACUAUAGGGUAAAAGGACUGCCAACAAGAAAGAAGUAUAAGUUCCGUGUUUUGGCAGAGAAUCUUGCUGGACCUGGCAAACCAAGCAAAGAGACAGACCAGCUUUUGAUUAAAGAUCCAAUAGAUCCCCCAUGGGCCCCUGGUAAGCCCACUGUUAAGGAUGUGGCCAAAACAACUGCCUUCCUACAAUGGACAAAACCUGAACAUGACGGUGGUGCAAAGAUUGAGUCUUACAUCAUUGAACUCCUUAAGAGUGGAACUGACGAGUGGGUUCGUGUAGCUGAUGGUAUCCCCUCUCUUGAGUACUUCCUGAAAGGAUUGAUGGAGAAGCAAGAGUACUCAUUCCGUGUCAGAGCUGUCAAUGCAGCCGGCGAGAGUGAACCUAGUGAACCAAGUGAUCCAGUGCUCUGCAAGGAGAGACUCAAUCCUCCAUCACCUCCAAGAUGGCUUGAAGUAGUUUCUACUAGCAGGAACAGCGCUGAUUUGAAAUGGACAGCACCUGAAAGAGAUGGUGGCUCUCCAAUCACAAACUACAUUAUUGAGAAGAGAGAUGUCAGACGCAAGGGCUGGCAGGCUGUGGACACCACUGUGAAAGAGCUGAAGUACACUGUCACCCCACUGAAUGAGGGGUCUCUCUAUGUUUUCCGUGUUGCUGCAGAGAAUGCUGUGGGACCCAGUGAAUUUUGUGAACUUGUAGACUCUGUUCUCGCCAAAGAUACUUUUAGUACCCCUGGACCUCCAUAUAAUCUGACCAUUACUGGUAUCUCCAAGACUCAUGUUGACCUGAAAUGGGAAGCACCUAAGAAUGAUGGUGGAAGACCUGUCUUGAGAUAUGUCGUUGAGAAGAAGGAGAAACUUGGUACCCGCUGGGUGAAAUCAGCAAAGACUUCAGGUCCUGACUGCCAUUACAGAGUGACUGAUGUAAUUGAGGGCACUGAAGUGCAGUUCCAAGUCUCUGCUGAGAACGAGGCUGGAGUUGGUCACCCAAGUGAACCCACGGAUAUUGUGAUCAUUGAGGACCCAACAGGCCCACCAUCACCCCCUCAGGAACUGCAUGUCACUGAGGCAGCCAGAGAUCAUAUUUGUAUUGCUUGGAAGGCACCAGAAAAUAAUGGAGGAAGUCCCAUUAUUGGCUACCAUAUUGAGCUCUGUGAGACUGGAACCGAGAAGUGGAUGAGAGUCAACUCUCGUCCUGUCAAAGAGCUCAAAUACAGGGCAGGGGAUGAAGAGGGCAUUGUUCCUGAGAAGCAGUAUACCUUCAGAGUCCGUGCUGUCAAUUCUCUUGGUGCCAGUGAGCCCUCUGACAUUUCUGAGAAUGUAUAUGCCAAAGAUUCUGACUGUAGCCCAACCCUUGACUUCCAGACCAAGGAUCUUGUUGUUGUAGAGGGUGAAAAGAUGCACCUCCCAAUUCCAUUUAAGGCUGUGCCAUCACCUAAGAUUACAUGGCACAAAGAUGGAAAUGAAAUGAAAACUGAUGACAGAACUUUCUUCAGAGCUGAAUACACAUCAUGCCAUCUGGAAAUUCCAAGCUGCUUACACGCUGAUGCUGGCCAGUACAAAGUUACCUUGGAGAACAGCAAUGGUUCAACUAGUGGAACAAUCAAUGUUAAAGUUAUAGGUCUUCCCGGGCCAUGUAAAGAAAUUGUUGCUAGUGAGAUUACCAAGAGCACCUGCAAGGUGUCCUGGGAUCUUCCAGACUAUGAUGGAGGUAGUCCUAUUCUCCACUAUGUCCUACAACGCAGAGAAGCAGGCAGGAGAACCUAUGUGAAUGUAAUGUCUGGAGAAAACAAAGUUAGCUGGCCCGUUAAGGAUCUCAUUCAAAAUGGAGAGUAUUACUUCCGUGUCAGAGCUGUCAACAAGAUUGGUGGUGGUGAAUUCAUUGAGCUUCGCAACCCUGUAAUUGCUGAAGAUCAGAAGCAACGUCCUGACCCACCCGUCGAUGUGGAAACACACAACCCAACUUCUGAGAGUGUGACCCUUACUUGGAAGCCUCCCAUGUAUGAUGGUGGAAGCAAAAUUAUGGGUUACAUUCUUGAGAAGAUGAUGAAAGGGGAAGAGAACUAUCAGAGAUGCAAUGACUUCCUUGUGCCAGUGGUGUCCUAUACUGUUAAGGGGUUGACGCAAGGAAAACAAUAUCAGUUCCGUGUACGUGCUGAAAAUGCAGCUGGUAUCAGUGAUCCUUCACGCAGCACACCUUUGAUCAAAGCCACAGAUGCAAUUGAUCGUCCAAAGGUAUUCCUUAGCGGUAGUCUACAAUCAGGCUUGAAUGUAAAACGAGGUGAGGAGAUCCGAUUGGAUGCCAAUAUCUCUGGAUUCCCUUACCCUCAAAUUACAUGGAUGAAGAACAAUUCAACCAUUUGGCCAGAACCACUGAAGAAGAGACCAGAAAGGCCCAUAAAGAAGAAGAAGGAGAAAGAAAAAGAAAAGGAGGAAAAGAAGGAGGCUGAUGCAGAAAAGAAAGAGGCUGAUGCAGAAAAGAAAGAGGCAGAUGCAGAAAAGAAGGAGGAAGACAAAGAGGCAAAGAAGGAGGAGGACACGGAAAAGGAGAAAGUAAAAGAAAAGGAGGUGGAGGAACCUGAGGAGCCUGAAGAAGCAUACCACCCAAGCUUAAAUGAACGGCUUACCAUUGAAUCCAAGAGGAAGGGUGAAUCCUUCAUUAUUGUAAAAGAUACUAUCAGAGGCGAUCAUGGUGUUUUCACCAUAAAAGUGGAAAAUGAUCAUGGUGUUGCCUCUGCCUCCUGUGAAGUCAAUGUCCUUGAUACUCCUGGACCUCCAGUCAAUUUCAAAUUUGAAGAUGUAAGGAAGAACUCAAUCCUCUGUAAGUGGGAUCCUCCUCUGGAUGAUGGUGGUAGUGAAAUCCUUAACUACAUAUUGGAACAAAAAGAUAACUCCAAGGUGGAACUUGGAUGGGUCACUGUAACCUCAAUCCUUAGAGGCUGUAAAUUUCAAGUACCAAAACUUAUUGAGGGCAAGGAGUACCUCUUCCGUGUCACUGCAGAGAAUAAGUAUGGUCCUGGAACCCCAUGCAUCUCCAAACCCGUCAUUGCAAAGAAUCCAUUCGAUCCUCCAGAUGCGCCGGAGAAACCUGAAAUUACGGAUUCCACAGCCAGCAGUAUGCUUGUUACCUGGACAGAACCCAAUGACAAUGGCAGUCCCAUUGAAGGAUACUGGGUAGAGAAACGAGAAAUUAACAGCACACACUGGGCAAGAGUCAAUCGAACCAUGGUUCCUGAUUUGGAAAUAAAUGUAGAGGGCCUUUUGGAGGGUCUAACAUAUAUUUUCAGAGUCUGUGCAGAAAAUGUAGCAGGACCUGGAAAGUUCAGCCCCCCGUCAGAACCAAAAACAGCACAGGCACCAAUCAGGCCCCCAGGUCCACCAAUUCCAAGAAUUGUAGACACCUCAGACUAUUCAAUUGAUGUUGAAUGGGAUCCUCCUGCAGACAAUGGUGGCGCAGACAUCUUUGGUUAUCAUGUUGACAAAGUUGUUGCUGGUACCAAAGACUGGUCACGAGCCACAGAGAGACCAUGGAAGAACCACGCAUUAACAGUGUAUGGUGUUAGAGAAGGUGCUAAGUAUAUUGUCCGUGUUGUGGCAGUCAAUUGUGCUGGUGAAGGACAACCAGGUUUGACUGAUGCAGUAAUUGUGAGAAACCCUGCAGAGGUUCCAGUCAUCGAGCUUGAUAUCUCAGUGAAAAAUGGUGUUGUUGUUAGAGCUGGAGAGAUGCUGAGAAUUCCAGCACAUGUGACUGGUAGACCUUUUCCAUCUUUGAAAUGGACAAAGGAUGAUGGUCAAUUAGAAAAAGAUCGUAUGGAGGUAGAGGAAGCUGGAAAGGACAGCACUCUUGUUAUCAAAACCACAAAGAGAAGUGAUCAUGGCAAAUACCAAAUCCAAGCAGCAAAUCCAAGUGGUAUCAAGUCUGCAUGGACCAGGGUUGAAGUUAUGGAUGUUCCUGGACCAGUUCUUGACCUGAAACCUGUUGUGGUUACCAGAAAGCUAAUGAUGUUGAACUGGUCAGAUCCUGAAGAUGAUGGUGGUAGUGAUCUAACAGGGUUUAUCAUUGAAAGGAGGGAACCAAAGAUGCACACAUGGAGACAACCUAUUGAGACUGCUUCAUCCAAAUGUGAGAUUGUAGGUAUAACUGAGGGACAGGAAUACAUUUUCCGUGUUGUGGCUAAGAACAAGUAUGGAUGUGGACCUCCAGUUGAUCUCGGACCUAUCCUUGCUGUGGAUCCUCAAGGUCCACCAACUUCUCCUGAAAAGUUCCACUAUACCGAGCGGACCAAAUCUUCUGUAACUAUUGAAUGGAGGCCACCUCGUAAUGAUGGUGGUAGUCCAAUCCUUGGCUACAUCAUUGAGAAAAAGCGACAAGAUCAACCAGCCUUCCAGCGAGUCAACCCAGAGUUGCUGACUGCUCAAAUUUUGACAGUUGAAGACCUUGAUGAAUUGCAUAUGUAUGAGUUCCGUGCAAAGGCUGUCAAUGCAUUAGGUGAAAGUGAGCCAUCUAUAACCAUGACUGUUGUCAUUCAAGAUGAUGAAGUGGCUCCAAGUCUUCAUAUGUUAAAGCACUUCAAGGGUGAUUUGAUCCAAGUAAGGAAAAACAAACCUAUUGAGAUGCCCGCUGAAGUCACAGGCCUGCCAAUGCCAAAGAUUGAAUGGCUGAAGGAUGAUGUUGUUAUUCCCAAGUCAACUGAGAAACUCCUGAUAGAAACCAAAGAGAUUGAUAGGGUGACAUCACAUACAAAACUCUCCAUCCCUGGUGUCACUAGAUUGGACAAGGGCACAUACACAGUUACUGCUUCAAAUCGUUUGGGAACUCUCAGUCAUUCCAUCACGGUGGAAGUGUUGGAUCGCCCAACACCACCAAGAAACAUUGCUGUUUCAAAUAUCCAAGCUGUGUCUUGCAAACUGACCUGGGAUGCCCCAUUGGAUCUAGGUGGUAGUGAACUUACCAACUACAUUGUUGAGAUGAAAGACCUUAAUGGUGAAGAUCCUGAAAAGGCAGAGUGGGUGCAGGUUACUAACUCCAUUAUUGAGAAGCAUUAUGGGGUAUGGAACCUGGCAACUGGUGGAAACUAUAAAUUCAGAGUCAAAGCUGAGAAUAAAUAUGGAAUAAGUGAGGCCUGUGAAACAGAGGAGGUACAGAUUAAGGAUCCUUUUGCUCUGCCUGGCCCACCUGAGAAGGUCACUAUUGCUGAGCGCUCUAAGACCCAUAUGUUACUGACAUGGGAACCACCUAGGGAUAGUGGUGGUUCUAUGAUUACUGGCUACUGGCUUGAGAAGCGUGAAAAGGGCACUUCCUAUUGGUCUCGCGUGAAUAAGAUCCUUGUGUCAAAACGUGGGACAAAAGGCUGGGAAUACCAGGUUACCCGUCUUAUAGAGGGAACGGAGUAUGAAUUCCGUGCAAUGGCUUGUAAUUCUGCUGGUAUUGGACCACCUAGUGACAUUUCUGAGUCUGCUGUUGCUGAUGAUCCCUUGACUCCACCUAGCAUGCCAGCAGCUCCUGAGAUUGCUGACAAAACCAAGCAUAAUGUCACCCUUGCAUGGACCCCACCAGAUAAAGAUGGUGGCCGCCCCAUCAAAGGUUACAUCAUUGAGAUCCAGGAUGAAGGCACUUCUGAGUGGGCCAGGAUCAAUGAUGCUGAAAAUCUGCAUCCUUCUACUGUGUUUACCGUUCCAAACCUCCCAGAACUUAAGAAAUACAGAUUCAGAAUCAUUGCAGUCAAUGAAAUUGGCGAGUCUGAGCCAAGCCCCAGAACCACUGAAGUUCGCAUAGAGGACAUUCAAACUGCACCAAAGAUCUUCAUGGAUAUCAGUGCUCCUGAACUGCUCUGUGUCCGUGCUGGAACUCCAUUUAAGAUUCCUGCUACCAUCACAGGACGUCCUGUUCCUAAAGUCACAUGGGAGUUUGAUGGCAAAGCAAAGACAGAAAAGAAGGAUCGUCUUCAUGUCUUACCCGUGGAUUCACAGGUUGAAUCUACUGACACUACCUCAGUUAUUACAAUUCCUGUAAGUUUGAGAAGCCAUUCUGGCAGGUACACAAUUACAGCAAAGAACAAAUCAGGACAGAAGCAUGUCAACAUCAGAGUAAAUGUGCUUGAUGUUCCUGGAGCACCCAAAGAGCUCAAAGUUACUGAUGUCACCAGAACCACAAUGAGACUUAUUUGGAAACUGCCAGAUAAUGAUGGUGGUGAGAGAAUCAAGAGUUAUUUUAUUGAAAAGAAGGCUGUGAAUGGAAAGGCUUGGACAAUUGCCAACCCUGCUUGUGCCAGCAUGGCCUUUGUUGUGUCCAACCUCCUCGAGGGACAGGAUUACUUGUUCCGUGUUCGUGCUGAGAAUCGCCUUGGUUUUGGACCGUUUACCGAGACCACAGAACCUGUUAGAGCAAGGGAUCCUAUCUAUCCUCCUGAUCCUCCUACCAAGGUGAAAAUUAAUCUUGUUACCAAGAACACUGUGACCCUGACAUGGGUCCCUCCCAAGAAUGAUGGUGGAGCACCAGUAAAACAUUAUAUCGUUGAGAGGCUGAGCUGGGAUACUAGUGGUCCACAAAAAGAGACGUGGAAACAGUGUAACAAGAGAGAUGUUGAAGAGACUACCUUCAUUGUUGAAGACCUUAAGGAAGGUGGCGAGUAUGAGUUCCGUGUUAAAGCUGUGAAUGAAGCUGGUGCAAGCAGACCCUCUGUUACUGCUGGACCAGUUGUCAUUAAGGACCAGACAUGUGCUCCAAGUAUUGAACUCAGAGAGGCUUUAGAAGGUGCAGAAGGAUAUGAUGUCAGUAUUGUUGCCAGGAUUCAAGGCUGUCCAUUCCCAUCUCUUGUCUGGCACAAGGCUCCACAGGAAAAACCUGAUGACAAAGCACUUGUACAAUAUGACAAACAUGUCAAUAAACUUGUUUCUGAUGAGAAAUGCACCCUGUUAAUUCAACAGUCAAAGAGAGAUGACAGCGCCUUAUACACUCUCACAGCCACCAACAGUUUGGGAACAGCCACCAAGAGUAUCAAGCUUAGUAUUUUGGGACGUCCUGGUGUACCUGUAGGCCCAAUUAAGAUUGGUGAGAUUUUCGCUGAAAGGAUUGGCCUCUCCUGGAAUCCACCAUUAGAUGAUGGCGGUUCCAAGGUUACAAACUAUGUCGUUGAAAAGCGUGAGGAAAACAGAAAAACAUGGGUUCAUGUCUCUAGUGAUCCAAAGGAAUGCCAAUACACUGUACAAAGGCUAACAGAGGGCCAUGAGUAUGAGUUCCGUAUUAUGGCUCAGAAUAAAUAUGGAGUUGGACCACCUUUGUACAGUGAACCUGAGAAAGCACGUAACCUUUUCACUGUGCCUGGCCAAUGUGAGAAGCCAACUGUCACAGAUGUUUCACUUGAGUCUAUGACCGUUAACUGGGAUGAACCAGAAUAUGAUGGUGGCUCUCCAGUAACUGGAUACUGGCUAGAGCGUAAAGAAACUACAGGCAAGCGCUGGACAAGAGUGAAUCGUGAACCUAUCAGAAUCAGAACUCUUGGAGUUUCCCAUAUUGUGACAGGCCUCUUGGAAGGUGCUAUCUACCAGUUCCGCGUUCUUGCAAUUAAUGCUGCUGGAAGUGGCCCACCAAGUUUGCCUUCUGAACCUGUUGCAUGUAGAGAUCCCAUAGCACCUCCAGGACCUCCAACACCAAAAGUAACAGAUUGUACAAAGUCAACUGUUGAUCUUGAAUGGAUUCCUCCACUUGUUGACGGUGGAUCUAAGAUCACAGGAUAUUUUGUUGAGUACAAAGAAGAAGGACAAGAGGAAUGGGAGAAGGUUAAAGACAAGGAAAUCAGAGGCACCAGGUUUGUUGUUCCUGGACUUAAAGAGCUUGGACUCUACAGAUUUAGAGUGAGAGCUGUAAAUUCUGCAGGUGUGGGAGAACCUGGCGAGGUUUCUGAUGUGAUUGAAGUCAAGGAUAGGACAAUUCCCCCUGAGGUAGACCUGGAUGCAACUGUCAAGGAAAAGAUUGUUGUACAUGCUGGUGGGGUAAUCCGCAUCCUUGCCUAUGUGUCAGGAAAGCCUGCACCAGAGAUUAUUUGGAAUAGAGAUGAUGGUGAUUUGCCAAAGGAGGCUGCUAUUGAGGUCACUUCUAUAAGUUCAGCUUUGGUUAUCAAAAAUUGCAGGAGACAACACCAAGGCAUUUAUACAUUGACUGCCAAGAAUGCAGGUGGAGAGAGGAAAAAAGCAGUCAUUGUUGAAGUGCUGGACGUUCCUGGCCCUGUGGGUCUGCCCUUCUCUGGUGAGAACCUUACCAAUGACUCUUGCAAGUUAACAUGGUACUCUCCUGAAGAUGAUGGUGGCUCAGCUAUCACCAACUAUAUAAUUGAGAAAAGAGAAGCUGACCGCAGAGGCUGGACUUCAGUGACAUAUACUGUCACGAGACACAAUGCUGUUGUCCAGGGUCUUAUUGAUGGCAAGGGUUACUUCUUCAGAAUUGCGGCUGAAAAUAUUAUUGGACUGGGUCCGUUCACUGAGACCUCAGCUCCUGUCAUCAUCAAGGAUCCACUUUCUGUACCUGAGCGCCCAGAAGAUCUUGAGGUGACAGCCAUCACAAAUGAUUCAAUUAGCAUAGCAUGGAGACCUCCAAAGUAUGAUGGAGGUUCAGACAUUACAAGCUAUGUUCUUGAGGUUCGUCUUAUAGGACAGGACAACUUCAGCCGUAUUGCCAUAGAGGACAAACUUAUGGAACGUAAAUUCACACACGUGGGUCUUAAAGAAGGUUCUUCUUAUGAAUUCCGAGUUAGUGCUGUGAAUCAAAUUGGUCAAGGCAAACCAUCGUUCAGCACCAAACCAGUUACAUGCAAAAAAGAGUUUGAACCACCAAACCUUGAUCUUGAGUUCCGUGACAAGCUUGUUGUUCGUGUUGGGGAAAUUUGCACUCUUCAAAGUGGGUACUCAGGAAAACCAGAACCAACUAUUAAAUGGUUCAAAAAUGAUGAGGAGCUUCAGGCAAACGAAGAAAUUGCUCUCUCCAGCACUAAGAAUAAAUUGUGCUUGACUAUUGCAAAGACAAAACGUGAUGACAGUGGAAAGUACACUGUUGUUCUGGAGAACUCCAUUGGCUCACGCAAGGGCAUAUGUAAUGUUAUUGUUGUCGACCGUCCACAACCUCCAGAGGGUCCUGUUAUCUUUGAUGAGAUCUACAGGAAUUAUAUGCUCAUUUCCUGGAAGCCCCCACUGGAUGAUGGUGGAGCUGCUAUUUCAAACUAUAUUGUCGAAAAGAGAGACACCAACAGGGAUCUAUGGAUGCCUGUUACAGAAUCUUGCACAAGGACAUCAUGCAGAGUUCCAAAACUGAUAGAGGGAAGAGAGUACAUCAUUAGAAUCUGUGCUCAGAAUAUUCAUGGCAUUAGUGAUCCAUUGCUAUCUGCUGAGACAAAAGCAAAGGAUGUUUUCAAGGUUCCAGAUGCUCCACAGGCACCUGUGGUAAAAGAAAUCUAUAAAGAUACAGCACUGAUUUCAUGGCUACAGCCAGCUGAUGGUGGAAAACCAAUCACAAGCUACAUUGUUGAAAAGAAGGAGACCAAGGCCAACAUGUGGUCUAGAGCUGGAAAAGACCGCAUUUACCCUAACACAGAAUACUGGGUUCCUGAUCUUCUCAAGGGAUGUGAAUAUGAAUUCCGUGUCAUGGCAGAGAAUGUGAUUGGUGUUGGUGACCCCAGCCCACCAUCAAAGCCCAUCUAUGCCAAAGAUCCUAUUGUGAUUCCAAGCCCACCUGUACUUCCAGUAGCCAUUGACAAGACAAAAGAUUCUGUCACUCUUUCUUGGCAACCACCAAAAGACUGUGGCAGAGGCAAAAUUUUUGGCUAUCUUGUUGAGUAUCAGAAAGCUGGUGAUGAGGAUUGGCUUCAAGUUAAUCAAACACCUGAAUCUUGUCAGGGCACUACAUUCAAGGUUAUCAACCUUGAGGAUGGUGCACUUUACAGAUUUAGAGUGAAGGCAGUGAACGCUGCUGGUGAAUCUGAUCCUGCAUAUGUCCCAGAGCCCGUUCGUGCACAAGACAGACUUGAACCCCCAGAACUUCAACUGGAUUUGGGCAUGCCUCGUGAGAUCAAAGCAUUGGCUGGAACCCAUAUUAAUAUUAUUGCUGGAAUUAAAGGAAUACCUUUCCCCAAAGUCCAAUGGAAGAAAAAUGAGGCAGAUGUUCCAACAAGAGCAGAGAUUGAAACAUCUGGAACAGCAACCAAAUUAGAGAUGCGUUAUUGCAACCGUGCAGACUGUGGAGAUUACACACUUACUGUUGAAAAUCCAGCUGGAUCAAAGACAGCCACAUGCACCGUGCUUGUUCUUGACAAGCCCGGACCAGUUCAGCAUCUCAGAGUAUCUGAUGUCAGAUGUGAUUCUGCCCAGCUGUCUUGGAAAGACCCAGAAGAUAAUGGUGGUGCACGCAUCACUAACUUUGUUGUUGAGAAAAAGGAUGCAGCAUCUGCACAAUGGGUGCCAGUCUGCUCAUCUUCCAAAAAACGUAGCAUGAUGGCCAAACAUUUGAUUGAGGGAACGUCAUACAUGUUCCGUGUGGCGGCUGAAAAUCAGUUUGGAAGAAGUGAAUAUGUUGAGACACCAAAAGCUAUUAAAGCAAUGAAUCCAUUAUUCCCACCUGGUCCACCUAAAGACCUGCAUCAUGUAGAUGCUGACAAAACUGAGGUGUGGCUCCAGUGGAAUUGGCCUGAUCGUACAGGAGGAAGUGACAUCACAGGGUUCUUGGUUGAGUACCAAGAAGAAGGUGAAAGGGAUUGGGUAGUUUUUAAGACUGUCAGCAUUCCUGAGUGCCAUGUGACUGGACUGGAAGAAGGAAAGACCUACAGGUUCCGUGUUAAGACAGAAAAUGCAGUUGGUUUAAGUAGACCAGACACCACUGUGCCAGUACUUUGCCAGGAAAAACUAGUGGCACCAAUUGUUGAAGUGGAUGUGAAGUUGAUAGAGGGAAUCAUUGUGAAAGCUGGAAGCACUAUUAGAUUACCUGCCAUUAUGAGAGGCCUUCCAGUUCCCACUGCCAAAUGGGUCAUUGAUGGAGAGGAAAUAAAAAGUGAAGGCAAUAUUAAAAUUGACACUGACAACUUCUCCACAGUUCUAAGCAUUGCCGAUUGCACAAGAAAUCACACUGGAAUCUAUAUUCUCACAGUGUCUAACUCAGCAGGAAGCAAAACUGUUUCUCUGAAUGUCACAGUGCUUGAUGUGCCAGCUGCUCCAAUAGGUCCUGUAAAUAUCCUUGAAGUGACUCCUGAUUCCAUGGUCAUUGAAUGGCGUCCUCCCAAAGAUGAUGGAGGAAGCCCUGUCAUGAACUAUAUUGUUGAGAAGAGGGAAUCAAAUAAGGAAACUUGGGGAGGAGUAAGUUCUGGCAGCACUUCCACAAUGCUCAAAAUUUCUCGUCUGCAGCAAGGAGUUGAGUAUGUUGUGAGAAUUCGUGCUGAAAAUAAAAUGGGAAUUGGCGCAGCUCUUGAAAGUGCACCAACUGUAGCCCGGCACCAGUUUGAGGCCCCUGGCCAUCCUGGAAAACCAGUCGCAUCUGAUGUUUCUGAAGAUGCUCUCACACUUGGAUGGACAAUGCCUCUAUUUGAUGGUGGUAGUCCAAUCAGUGGUUAUAUUAUUGAGCGAAGACAUAAAGGAGGAAAAUGGAUUAGAGUGAAUAAAACACCUUGCAAGGACCUUAGAUACAGAGUGCUUGGGCUUUUUGAAGAUAAUGAAUAUGAGUUCAGAGUGUUUGCUGAAAAUAUUGCUGGCUUUAGUGGACCUUCACCUAUCUCAGAUCCUGCCAAACCUUGCAGACCAAUUACUGUUCCAGGACCUCCAGUGAACCCUAAGAUAAAGGACUACAGUUGCACAUACGCUGACUUAGUCUGGAUCAAACCCACAAGAGACGGAGGCAGUCCAGUCUUAGGAUAUAUUGUUGAAUACCAGAAGGGAGGUUCUGAGUGGGAGAAAGUAAAUAAGGAUGAUCUGAUUAAACAGUGUGCUUAUAGAGUAAAAGGAUUGACAGAGGGUACGGAAUAUAGGUUCCGUGUUAAAGCUGUCAAUAUGAUUGGAGAAGGUGAGACCAGGGAAAUUCCAGAAUCAGUUAUUGCUAAGGAUAUUGUCAUUCCUCCGGAAAUUGAGGUGGAUGCCACAUGCCGUGACCGUGUGACUGUUCGUGUUGGGCAUAACAUUAAUGUUGUAGCAUAUGUAAAAGCAAGACCUGAUCCAGAAAUCACUUGGAGCAAAGGUGAAAGUGUUUUGGAAAAGGACAAGCGCACAACUCUGACAAACAACUUCCCAGUAUUGCAAAUGCGUAUCAAGGAAGCAACCAGAGCAGAUCAUGGAAAGUAUAUACUAAAAGCUGUAAAUGAAGCUGGAGAGGCCUCAGCUACUAUUACUGUAAAUGUUCUGGAUAGACCUGGGCACUGCCAAAAUCUUAAGUUGACCUAUGUUAAUAAAAACUCUUGCAUGGUAUCCUGGGAUGCACCAGAGGACAAUGGAGGCACUGAGAUAACUAAUUACAUUGUGGAAUGUCGGGAGCCAAGUAUACGAGCCUGGUCAAUGAUCUCAUCUGAUUGCACAAAUCGCAUGGUAAAGGCUAAGCUCAUGGAAAAUCAUGAAUAUUUAUUCCGUGUAUCUGCCGAGAACAAGUGUGGUCCUGGGCCAGCAACAGAAACCAAAAUUCCCAUCCUCGCAAUCGACCCACUUCAGAAGCCAGGUGAGCCAGAGAACUUCCACGUCAGUGAUAUUGGUAAAAACUUUGUUUGCCUUAAAUGGAGAAAACCAGAUUAUGAUGGCGGAAGUCCUAACCUGGGCUACUAUUUGGAGAAAAAAGCAAAGGAUGCUGAAGAGUGGGAGAAGGUACAUGAAGGAGUCCUGAAAGAGACAUUCUUCAUGGUAGACAAAUGUGUUGAGAACCACACAUAUCAAUUUAGAGUCCAGUCAACAAAUGAUGGAGGAGAAAGUUCCUGGGUUAGGACAUCUGAUAUUCUUGUCAAAGAAGAAGUUCAGAAACCAGUUCUUGAUCUGAAAUUUGUUGGUACUAUUGUGGUCAAAGCGGGUGAGUCAGUUAGACUUGAAGCUGGACUCAGAGGAAAACCACAGCCUGAGGUUACAUGGGUGAAGGAAAAGACUACAGGCGAUAACCCAAGGAUCAGCAUUGACACUGGACAUGAUUACUCCAAAUUCCUCCUUACUAAAACCAAGCGUAGUGAUACUGGAAAAUAUGUAGUCACUGCUACAAACUCAGCAGGAUCAUUCACAGCAUAUGCCAAUGUUACCGUUUUGGAUAUACCAGGACCUGUCAGAGAUUUGAAGAUUUCUGGAAUAUCCACAGACAAGUGCAGAGUUGUAUGGGAUCCUCCAGAGGAUGACGGUGGUUGUGAGGUGGACAGCUAUAUUCUAGAGAAAUGUGAGACGAGAAGAAUGGUUUGGUCCACUUACUCUGCCUCUGUUGUCACCAAUUACUGUAAUGUAACACGUCUUGUUGAAGGAAAUGAGUAUAUAUUCAGGGUAAGAGCAGAAAACAAGAUGGGAACUGGACCGCCAAUGGAGAGCAAACCUAUUACUGCUAAGACACAAUACAACAAGCCUGGUCCACCUGAUGCACCUGAGGUAACCAAAAUUGGUAAAGAUGAGAUGACUGUGGUAUGGGCUCCUCCUGAAAAUGAUGGUGGAAAGUCUAUCACUGGUUACAUUCUGGAGAGAAAAGAAAAGCGGGCCGUUCGGUGGGUCCCUGUCACAAAGAGCCCUAUCUCUGAGAGGCGUAUGAAGGUCACCAAUCUGAUCCCUAACCACGAAUAUCAAUUCCGUGUCAAAGCUGAAAAUGAAGUAGGAUUGGGAGAACCAAGCAAACCAUCCAGACCCAUAACUGCAAAAGAUCCAAUUGAGCCCCCUGGACCUCCUGGCAGCCUUAAAGUAGUUGACAGCACAAAGACAUCCAUUACACUUGGAUGGGUGAAGCCUGUGUACGAUGGUGGUGCUCCAAUUAUUGGAUAUCUGGUUGAAAUGAGGGAUAAGGUGCAAAUGGAAGGUGAACAAGAGAGAGAUCCAGAGGAAGGCUGGAAGAAAUGUAAUACUGGUGGACAGCUAGUCAUAACUGAAUUUACAAUGAUUAACUUGGAUGAGAGACAGGAAUAUGAAUUCCGAGUGUCUGCUCAAAACCAAGUUGGCAUGGGCCGUCCUGCAAAUCUUAAGGAGGCUGUAUCACCAAAGGAGAUCCAUGAAACUCCGGAGAUUGAUCUUGAUGCUGGUUUAAGAAAAGGCCUUAGCGUAAGAGCAGGGUGUCCUAUCAGACUUUUUGCAACAAUUAGAGGAAGACCAGCACCUAAAGUGACAUGGAAGCGCAUGGGUGUUGACAAUGUCAUUAGGAGGGGCCAUGUGGAUCAGAUUGAUACAAUGACCUUCCUUGUGAUUCCUGAGUGCUCACGUGAAGACUCUGGCAGAUAUUGUUUGACUCUUUCUAACCCCUCUGGAGAAAAGGCUGUAUUUGUUCGUGUUAAAGUCUUAGAUACUCCUGGUCCUGUUGGUGGACUGGAGGCAACUGACAUCACCAAGACAUCCUGCCAGCUUGCAUGGUUGCCUCCAGAAAAUGAUGGUGGUAGCCCAAUCUUAAAUUAUGUUGUUGAGAAGCGUGAAGUUGAUAGGAAGACAUGGACAAAUUGCAUAAACGACUUGAAGAAAACAAGCUUCAAAAUCACAACUCUGACACCAGGGAUAGAAUACUACUUCCGGGUCAUGGCAGUUAACAAGUAUGGCAUUGGGUUACCUCAAGACUCACCUAAAUCCUACCUCGCUACAGAUCCCAAGAGUGAGCCUGAUCCUCCGAAGAAGAUGGAUAUAUUAGAAAUUACUAAAAACAGUGCAACUCUAGGGUGGCUGAAGCCACUUAGAGAUGGUGGAUCUAAAAUUAAUGGCUACAUUGUUGAAUACCAGCAGGAUGGUCAACCUGAGGACAAGUGGACAUUAUACUCUGUUGUAAAAGACUUGACAAUUGUUGUAGCUGGACUGAAAGAAAACACUAAGUACAGAUUCAGGGUUGCAGCAAGAAACGAAAUAGGAUGCAGUUUGGCAAGAGAAGCUGAAGGCAUAUUUGAGGUCAAAGAACAGCUAAUGGCACCAAAGAUCAUCAUGUCUGAUGUGGUUACAGCAAGAGCAGGAUCUAAACUUAUAGCUGAGGCUCUUGUGUCUGGGAAGCCUUCUCCAGUCACAAAAUGGAAAAGGGGAAAUGAUGACAUAGUUACAUCAGAUCGUCUCUUUAUACAAAAAACCCCAACCACAAAUUCACUUUUGAUCAAAAAUGUUACAAGGAAGGAUAGUGGUUAUUACAGUCUGUCCGCUGAAAACAGCACUGGGAAGGUCAACCAGAUCCUCAGAAUAAUCAUUCAGGACAUCCCUGGUCCUCCGCAGGGUCCACUACAAAUUCUUGAGUUUGACAUGGAUUCCUGCACACUUGCAUGGGAUUCACCUGCUGAAGAUGGUGGCAGCAACAUCACAAACUACAUUGUUGAGAAGUGUGAUGUGAGCAGAGGUGAUUGGGUCACAGCUGCAUCUUGCACCAAGACCAGCUGCAGAAUUGGAAAGCUUACACCUGGCAAAGAGUAUGGCUUCCGUGUCCGUGCUGAAAAUCGUUUUGGCAUUUCAGAACCGAUUUACUCUGAGAAAAUGAUUGCUAGACAUCCAUUUGAUCCACCCAGUGAGCCAAUGAACUGUUGUGUCAACAAAAUCAACAAGGAAUCUGUUGUGCUGUCAUGGGAGAGACCAGUGAAUGAUGGUGGUAGUCCCAUCACUGGAUAUUGCAUUGAGCGCAAAGAAAGAAAUAGCCUCCUGUGGGUCAAGGCAAAUGAGGUCCUUGUUCGCUUAACUGAAUAUACAUGCUUUGGCCUCAUUGAUGGUCUGGAGUACACAUUCAGAGUGUCUGCUGUCAACAAGGCAGGACAAGGCAAACCAAGCAAGCAGACAGAUUUUAUCACUGCAAGAAGUCCAGUUGAUCCACCUGGAAAACCCCAAGUUCUUGAUGUGACCAGAAGUUCUGUCUCUCUUGUCUGGAGCCGUCCAAAACAUGAUGGUGGUAGUAAACUCAUUGGUUAUGAUGUUGAAUCUCUGAAGCUUCCAGGUGACAAAUGGGUGCGUGUUAACACAAGCAGUCAAAAUGUACCAAAGGAAGAGUACAUUGUUCCUGGACUUGAGGAGGGAGUCCAAUACAAGUUCAGAAUAAUUGCAAAGACAGCAAUUAAUGUCAGUCUGCCCUCUGAGGAAUCUGAUACUAUCCCAGUUAUUGCAGAGCAUGUUCCACCUAGAGUUGAGAUUAGUCUUGAAAUGAAGAACUUAAUUGUUGUCAAAGCUGGAGCAAAUGUCUCCCUUGAGGCUGAAGUUUUUGGCAAACCAAUGCCAAAGGUCACUUGGAAGAAAGAUGGUGUUCCUUUCAAAUUGGCUGAAGGUAUGAAAAUGACUCAGAAGGUGCAUCGCUUCAGCUUGGAAUUGUUCUCUGUGACCAGAAAGGAAUCUGGAGAGUACACCAUUACUGCUGAGAACCCAAGUGGCGCAAAGUCUGGCAACAUUAAAUUGAAGGUUCUAGACAAACCUGGACCCCCAGCAUCAGUGAAGAUAAGCCAUGUUUUUGCAGACCGGGUGAAACUGAGGUGGGAGCCACCUCUUGCCGAUGGUGGUUCUGAAAUCACAAAUUACAUUGUUGACAAACGAGAAACAAGCAGAGCUAACUGGGCGCAAGUUACCGCUAACAUCAGUGGUCAGAUAACAGACUGUUCUGUGGAGAAACUGAUUGAAGGUCAUGAAUAUGAGUUCCGCAUCAGUGCCGAGAACAAGUACGGUGUUGGAGACCCAAUUGUGACUAACUCUGUGAUUGCCAAGAAUCCAUUUGAUGUCCCAGGACCAUGUGAACCUCCAGUUAUUACCAAUAUCACCAGGGAUCACAUGACUGUUAGUUGGAAGGCCCCUGCUGAUGAUGGCAAGGCCACCAUUCUCGGAUACAUGGUUGAGAAGCGUGAAACUCAAGACCUCAAUUGGGCUAAAGUGAAUAGAAAACCAGUUAUUGACAGGACAAUUAAAGCUGGAGGCCUCACAGAGGGAACAGAGUAUGAAUUCAGAGUCAUUGCACUCAAUAAAGCUGGUCUUGGCAAACCAAGUGAUCCAUCAGCUGGUGUUCUUGCAGUAGACCCAGUGUAUCCUCCUGGACCGCCUGCUUUUCCAAAGGUUGUUGAUUCUACCCACAGUUCAAUCAGUUUGUCCUGGACCAAACCCGCCUAUGAUGGUGGAUGUGAAAUUCUGGGCUAUCUUGUUGAGUUCAAAAGAGCAGAUGCAGAAGACUGGCUCAAGUGCAAUGUGCCAAAGAAUCUCCAGGCAACAAAAUUUAAUGUUACUGGUCUUAUAGAUAACACUGAGUACCAGUUCCGUGUUACUGCUGUAAACAAGAUUGGAUUUGGUGAGCCAAGUGAAGUUCCUGGAAAACAUAUGGCAAAGGAUAUCCUAAUUGCCCCUGAGGCUGAACUUGAUGCAGAUCUCAGAAAAGCAUUAGUUUUACGCGCUGGAGUCACAAUGAGAAUUUAUGUUCCUCUGAGAGGGCGUCCUGCUCCAAAGGCAACAUGGACUAAGGUCAAUGCAAACUUGAAAGAAAGACAGGGUCUUAUGAUCAAGACAACUGAAUGGGAUACAUUCCUUUAUUGUGAGGAUAUCAACAGAUAUGAUGCUGGCAAAUAUGUCCUAACUCUAGAAAACAGUAGUGGUACCAAGUCAUAUACCCUUGUUGUCAAAGUACUAGACACACCUGGACCCCCAGUCAAUCUGAUUGUUAAGGAGACCUCGAAGGACCAUGUAUCUAUUACUUGGGAUGCUCCGUUAAUUGAUGGUGGUAGUCCUGUUAAGAGCUAUGUUGUUGAAAAACGUCUGGCUGAGAGAAAGGCUUGGACCUGUGUUGCUCCUGAAUGUCCAAAGACAUCUUUCAGGAUUACUAAUCUUGAAGCUGGAAAAGCGUACUGCUUCAGAGUUUCAGCUGAAAAUAUAUAUGGUAUUGGUGAGGGUUGUGAAACAGCUGGACCAGUCAAAGCCUCAGAGCAACCUGGACCAGUUACAGAUUUUAAACCUUCAGAGAUCAACAAGAAUUCUUGCACUCUUGGCUGGAAGAAACCAAUCAGUGAUGGUGGAAGCCAUAUUGUUGCAUAUGUUCUCGAGAUCUGUGAAGGGGAAGACAAAUGGAAGUUGCUAAUGAAGUCUAAGCUCACCCAGUACACAAUGACUGACCUUGAAGAAGGAAAGGAGUACUUCUUUAGAGUCAAAGCCAUUAAUGAAACAGCUGAAGGACCAUCAUCUGAGCUCACUGUCUUGGCUAAAGAUCAAAUAGUCCUUCCAGAUUGUAAUCUUAAAGGUUUGCCAGACUCUACUUAUGUGGCUAAGGAAGGAAGCACUGUUCGUCUUAAUAUCCCUAUUAUUGGUAUCCCAGCUCCUGCAGUCACAUGGAAAAAGGGGGAUGUUACUUUAUCAGAUAGUGGCAGGAUCUCAGUUGAAUCAACAGCAACAAACACUAUCUUGCUGGUUCGUGAUUGCAAUAGAGGUGAUGCUGGCAAAUUCACUAUUAUUUUAAGAAACAGUGCUGGAACAAAGGAAUCGGCUAUUGACAUUAAAGUUGUCGGAAAGCCUGGAAUCUGCACCGGACCCAUCAAAUUCGAUGAGAUCACAGCUGAAGCGAUUACUGUAGAUUGGGGUCCACCCAAAGAUGAUGGUGGAUCAGAAGUUUCCAAUUAUAUUUUGGAGAAGAGGCAUUCUACUGCCAACAAGUGGGUCACAGUUGCUUCUGCAAUUCAGAAGAACUCUAUGAGAGUUACAAGACUUCAUGAUGGAACAGAAUACAUAUUCAGAGUUUGUGCUGAAAAUAAAUAUGGAUUUGGAGAGUUCCUCAAAUCUGACCCAGUGGUUGCUAAACAUCCAUUCAAUGCACCAGGGGCUCCAGCACCACCUGAGGUUGUGAGCAUUCGUCAUGAGUCUGCUAUCCUAACAUGGUCUGAUCCAAAAGAUACUGGAGGCUCACCCAUCACAGGAUAUUACGUGGAAUUCAAAGAUAGAAAUAGCUUGAUGUGGAAGAGAGCCAACAAGACACCUUUGAGAGUGAAAGAAUGCAGAGUAACCAGUUUGGUUGAAGGCCUGGAAUAUGAAUUUAGGGUCAUAGCUAUGAAUGUGACUGGGCUUGGAAAGCCAAGCAAAACAACUGAAUCACAUGUUGCUCUUGAUCCAAUUGAUCCUCCUGGUAAACCUGAUGUGAUCAGUGUCACAAGAAACAGUGUAACACUAAUUUGGUCUGCACCCAAGUAUGAUGGUGGCCACAAACUAACCGGCUAUAUUGUAGAGAAAUUAGAACAUCCUGGAAAGACCUGGAUGAAGGCCAACCAUGUGAAUGUCCAAAGCUGUGCAUACACUGUAACAGACCUACAGGAAGGCUGUACUUAUGAAUUCAGAAUAAGGGCUAAAAAUGCAGCUGGAGCUAUCAGUGCUCCCUCAGAGACAACUGAGCCUCUUGUCUGCAAAGAUGAGUAUGAACCACCAACUAUCACAAUUGACCCUGAAAUGAAGGAUGGAGUGACUGUGAGGGCUGGAGAAACAAUUGUCCUCACAGCAUCAAGCAUUCUUGGCAAACCACCUCCUACAGCUGUGUGGUCUAAGGGUGGAAGAGAAUUCAAGACCUCAGAUAUUGUCCAAAUUAGAAGCACUCCCACAUCUUCAACACUGUCAAUCAAGUAUGCCAGCCGAAAGAACACCGGGGAGUACAGUAUUACCGCAAGUAAUCCAUUUGGUAUCAAAGAAGAAAAAGUCAAAGUGAAAAUCCUGGAUGUGCCUGGACCUCCAGGUCCUAUUGAAGCCAGCAGUGUCUCUGCUGAAAAAUGCACUUUGACUUGGUUGCCACCAGAAGAAGAUGGUGGCUGCACUAUCAAAUCAUAUACAUUAGAAAAGAGAGAAACCAGCCGUCUUCUCUGGACAAAGCUUGCUGAAGAUGUUAUGGAUUGCCGCUAUGUUGCCAGCAAGCUGAUAAAGGGAAAUGAAUACAUAUUCCGUGUUUCAGCAGUCAAUCAGUAUGGUAUUGGUGAUGCAACACAGUCUGGACCAGUUAAAAUGGUUGAUAGUUUUGGACCUCCUGGGCCACCAUCAAAACCAGAAAUUGAUAAUGUCAGUAAAAAUGCUGUAACAAUUUCCUGGAAGAGACCAAUUGUAGAUGGAGGAAGUGACAUUAGAGGCUAUAGUGUUGAGAGAAAAGAGAGAAGAGGAAUGAGAUGGGUCAGAGCUUCAAAAAAGACCAUUUCUGAUCUACGUUGUAAGGUCUCAGGCCUGUCAGAAGAAACUGAAUAUGAAUUCCGUGUAACUGCAGAGAAUAAGGCAGGUUUUGGUGAACCCAGUGAGCCAUCACAACCUGUAAUGACAAAGGAUAUUUCAUAUCCACCAGGACCUCCAUCCAACCCACGAAUUACUGACACCACCAAAACAACAGCAACAUUUAACUGGGGUAGACCCUUCUAUGAUGGUGGACUCGAUGUGACGGGAUACAUCGUUGAACAUAAAAAGGAAGGUGAUGAUGACUGGGUUCAAGACACAACUACUCCAUUGAGAAUAACAGAAUUUGUGGUUUCAAAUCUACAAUCAGGAGGAAAAUAUCACUUCAGAGUCAGAGCACUGAAUUCAGAAGGACUUGGUGAACCCUCUGAAGUUGAGCAAGUUGUUGAACUGGUGGAUCGAGAGGAGGUUCCUGAAUUUGAACUUGAUGCAGAGUUGAGAAGAACACUUGUUGUUAAGUCAGGUGCUUCAAUCCGCAUAUUUGUGCCAAUCAAGGGCAGGCCAGCUCCAGAAGUAACAUGGCAUAAGGAAGAGGUACCACUUAAAGGCCGCGCUCACAUUGACACUACUGAAUCAUACACUCUAGUAGUCAUCCCUGAGUGUACAAGAUAUGAUGCAGGGAAAUAUGUCUUAACAUUGGAAAAUGUUGCUGGAAAGAAGUCUGGAUUUGUCAAUGUUCGUGUUGUGGACACCCCAGGACCUCCAGUGAAUUUGAAACCAAGUGAAAUCACAAAGCAUAGCAUUACUUUACAAUGGGAGAUUCCUAUAAUUGAUGGUGGUUCAAAGAUUACUAAUUAUAUAAUUGAGAAGCGGGAUGCAACACGAAAGGCUUACUCAACCGUUACAGCAAACUGGCAGAAAUGCUCGUACAAGAUUCCAGACUUGGAAGAGGGUGCUGAAUAUUACUUUAGAGUCUCUGCUGAGAAUGAAAGGGGCAUUGGUGAACCAGCAGAGACACCUGAACCAAUAAAAGCUUCUCAGGCUCCUUCUGCACCAGAUAAUCUAAUUGUUUCAGAUGUUUCUAAGGACACAGCAACUCUUGCAUGGACAAAACCAAAAUACGAUGGUGGUAGUCGAAUCACUGGCUAUGUGAUAGAGGCUCAACUGAAAGAUUCUGAUCAGUGGACACAUGUGACAACAAUAAAAGCUUUAGAUUACACUGCAACAGAAUUGGUGGAAAAUGCAGAAUAUGUGUUCCGUAUCUUUGCUGUAAACACCUCAGGUAGGAGUGAACCUCGUGAAAGUCGACCAGUUGUAAUAAAGGAACAAACCACUGCUCCAGGAUUUGACCUCAGAGGUAUAUAUCAGAAGAUGGUGGUAGCUAAAGCAGGUGAUAAUCUUAAAGUUGAGAUCCCUGUUCUGGGUCGUCCAAAACCACUUGUUGUAUGGAAGAAAGAAGAUCAGGAACUCAAACAGACACAGAGAAUAAAUGUUGAAAAUACUGCAACUUCUACAAUUCUGAACAUUAAUGAAAUUAAGAGAAAAGAUGGAGGACAGUAUUCAAUGACAGGAAAGAACAUCUUCGGAACUGUGACUGAAAUCAUUACUGUUCAAGUACAUGAUAUUCCAGGACCUCCAACUGGACCAAUAAAAUUGGAUGAGGUUUCUUGUGAUUAUGUAAUAAUAUCAUGGGAAGCUCCAGAAAAUGAUGGAGGAGUCCCUAUUAAUAACUACAUUGUUGAAAUGCGUGAGACAACUGGUACAUCCUGGGUAGAACUGGCAGCAACGGUUAUCCGCACAACAUUUAAAGCAGCACGCCUUACAACUGGUAUUCAAUAUCAAUUCCGUGUAAAAGCUCAAAACAGAUAUGGUGUUGGACCCUUCAUAACAUCAGAAUCAGUGGUGGCUGCUUAUCCAUUUGAUGUUCCAGGACAGCCUGGAAUUCCACAAGUAGUUGCCUUCACCAAGGAUUCAAUGACAAUCAGCUGGAAUGAACCUUCUUCAGAUGGAGGUAGCCCAAUUUUAGGAUACCACAUUGAGAGGAAAGAGAAGAACAGCAUACUCUGGCAGAGGAUCAGCAAAGCUCUAGUUGUUGGCAAUAUGUUUAAAUCACCAGGUCUGAUUGAUGGUAUUGCUUAUGAAUUCCGUGUUAUUGCAGAAAAUCUGGCUGGUCUCAGCAAAGCAAGCAAGCCAUCUGACAUGACAUAUGCACUUGAUCCUGUAGACCCCCCAGGUCAACCUGUGGCACUUAACAUAACUAGACAUGAAGUAACUCUUCAGUGGUCAAAGCCAGAGGGUGAUGGUGGUUUCUCUAUAACUGGAUAUACAGUUGAAAAAAGAGAGCUGCCUAAUGGUCGCUGGCUCAAAGCCAACUUCAGCAACAUUCAUGAAACAAACUUUACUGUAAGUGGUCUCAUGGAAGAUGCUUCUUAUGAAUUCCGUGUAUUAGCAAGGAACUCAGCUGGAGCUGUCAGCAAACCAUCUAAAACUUCAGAGGUCAUUGUCUGCAGAGAUGACAUUGAAGAACCAAAAAUUGAUGUUGAUGCAAGUUUCAGUAGUGCUGUGGUAGUGAAAGCAGGAGAUGUCUUUAAGCUAGAUGCACGUGUUACAGGUCGCCCAAUUCCAUCCUUGGUUUGGACUAAAGAUGGCAAGGAGCUUGAGGACACUGGAAAACUAGAGAUCAAAACAUCAGAUUUCUAUACCUGUUUGAUUAACAAAGAUUCUUUACGUAGAGAUGGUGGUGCAUACGCUCUAACUGCUAGCAAUCCGGGAGGAUUUGCCAAAUUUGUCUUCAAUGUUAAAGUUCUUGACAGACCUGGGCCACCUGAAGGACCACUGCAUGUCACUGACAUGACAACAGAGAAAUGUAUUCUAUCAUGGCUGCCACCACUUCAUGAUGGAGGAGGAAAGAUUGAAUACUACCUCAUUCAGAGACGUGAAACAAGUAGACUUACAUGGACAAAUGUAGCCACAGAUUUACAAGUAAACCGCUAUAAGGUUACCAAAUUGCUGAAAGGAAAUGAAUAUAUUUUCAGAGUCAUGGCUGUGAACAAGUAUGGCGUUGGAGAACCUCUUGAAUCUGAGCCUGCUGUUGCCACAAACCCAUAUGUGCCUUCUGAUCCUCCACAGGCACCAGAAGUAACUCUAAUCACAAAAGAUUCAAUGGUGGUGUGUUGGGGACAUCCUGAACACAAUGGUGGUAGUAGUAUAAAUACCUACAUCAUUGAGAGGAGAGAUAAAACUGGUCUUCGUUGGGUAAAAUGCAAUAAAAGAACUGUUACUGAUCUGCGCUUCAAAGUGUCAGGACUAACACCUGGACAUGAGUAUGAAUACAGAAUCCUAGCUGAAAAUGCUGCUGGCUUAAGUGCUCCAAGCCCUUCAAGUCCAUUCUACAAAGCAUGUGACACAAUAUUCCAACCUGGACCACCUGGAAAUCCUAGGGUUUUGGACACAACAAAGUCAUCCAUUACUAUUGCUUGGAAUAAACCAGUGUAUGAUGGUGGUUCAGAUAUCACAGGUUAUAUUGUUGAAACAUGUCUGCCAGAGGAAGAUGAAUGGACAAUUGUCACGCCAAAGGCUGGGCUAACAGCAACAUCGUUCACCAUAACCAACCUUAUUGAAAACCAAGAAUAUAAGAUCAAUAUUUCAGCUCUUAACUGUGAAGGUGUUGGCGAGUCAGCCUCUGUACCUGGUUCACCAAAAGCUGAAGACAGACUCCUUCCACCUGAAAUCGAGCUUGACUCAGACCUUCGCAAAGUAGUGAACAUCAGAGCAUGCAGUACCUUAAGAUUAUUUGUGCCAAUUAAAGGAAGACCUGCACCAGAAGUCAGAUGGUCAAGGGAGACAGGUGAACCCCUUAAUAAAGCAUCAAUUGAAAUUACAUCAUCAUUCACCACAUUGGUUAUCGAGAAUGUAAACAGAUUUGAUGGUGGAAAAUACAUGCUAACAGUGGAAAACAGUUCAGGAACUAAAACAGCGUUUGUUAAUGUCCGAGUUCUUGACACUCCUGAUGCACCACAGAACCUUACAAUCAAAGAAAUCACAAAAGAUUCUGUUUCCCUCAUCUGGGAUCCUCCAAUCAUUGAUGGCGGAUCAAGAACCAGGCAUUAUAUUGUUGAAAAACGUGAAUCUACACGAAAAGCAUAUUCCAUCGUCAAUGCCUCCUGUCCCAAAACAAGUUAUAGAAUUGGAGACUUAAAAGAAGGAAGCUUGUAUUUCUUCAGAAUUUUGGCUGAAAAUGAGUAUGGUGUUGGUCUUCCAGUAGAGACCACGGAAGCUAUAAAAAUCUCUGAGAGACCUCUUCCUCCUGGAAAAGUGACUCUAAAAGGAGUAACUGGUAACAGUGUAACACUUUCUUGGGAGAAGCCGGACCAUGAUGGAGGAAGUAGAAUUACGGGUUAUAUUGUUGAAAUGCAAGGGAAAAACAGUGAAAAAUGGACGCAAGUAAUGACUGUUAAAGUAACAGAGGCAGUUGUUGUUGGCCUAACACAAGGUGAAGAAUACUCCUUCCGUAUUUCAGCAACUAAUGAAAAGGGAACCAGUGAUCCACGCCCACUUAAUGUCCCUGUGGUUGCUAUGGAUGUUGUUAUUGCUCCUGCCUUCAAACUUUUGUUCAGCACAUUCAGUGUUCUGGCAGGAGAUGAUCUGAAAAUCGAUGUACCUUAUGUUGCUCAGCCCAAGGCAGCAGUUACCUGGCAAAAAGAUGGUAUUGCUCUGAAAGAGACAACAAGAGUAAAUGCCGAAGUAGCAGAGAGACACCUUUACCUUGUGAUAAAAGAGGCAACACGGGAUGAUGUGGGCAAAUAUACUAUUAAACUGACAAAUUUAGCUGGUGAAGCUACAGCAGACAUCAAUGUUAUUGUCCUUGAUAAACCUGGACCACCAACUGGCCCAAUUAAAAUAGAGGAGGUAACUGCAGACAGUGCUACAUUGUCAUGGCAGCCUCCAGAGUAUGAGGGAGGCUGUAGCAUUAAUAACUAUAUUGUUGAAAAACGAGACACAUCCACCACCAACUGGCAGAUUGUAUCUGCAACAGUAGCAAGAACAACAACUAAAGCUGCAAGAUUGAAGACUGGCUGUGAAUAUCAAUUUAGGAUUGCUGCGGAAAAUAGAUAUGGAAAGAGUUCCGUUCUUUUGUCUGAGCCUGUUGUUGCACAAUAUCCCUUUGAGGUUCCAAAUCCACCAGGAACUCCAACUGUUCAAUCUGCUACCAAAGAAAGCAUGGUUAUUGUGUGGAACAAACCCAGUAGUGAUGGUGGAAGCAAGAUUUUGGGAUAUCACAUUGAGAGUAAGGAAAGAAACAGCUUGUUGUGGGUAAAGCAAAACAAAACACUGAUUCCAGACACAAGAUUCAAGAUAGGUGGCCUUGAAGAAGGCAUUGAAUAUGAAUUUAGAGUUUAUGCUGAGAAUAUAGUUGGUCUAAGCAAAGCAAGCAAAGUAUCAGAAAUCCAGGUGGCUAGAGAUCCUUGUGACCCUCCAGGCAAACCGGAAGCAGUGAUUGUCACCAGAAACUCUAUAACACUCAAGUGGACACCACCACAGUUUGAUGGUGGCAGCAAGAUUACAGGAUAUUUCAUUGAGAAAAAAGAAUUGCCUAGUGGCCGCUGGAUGAAAGCUUCUUUUACAAAUAUCAUUGAGACUGAAUUUGUUGUCAGUGGCUUGGUAGAGGAGCAGCAGUAUGAAUUCCGUGUAAUUGCAAAAAAUGCUGCAGGUGUGUAUAGUGUUCCAUCAGACAGUACUGGUGCAAUCACAGCCAAGGAUGAAGUAGAUCCACCCCAAAUUGAAUUGGAUGCCAAAUAUUCUCAAACUAUUGUUGUUAAUGCUGGAGAAUCAUUCAAGGUAGAUGCAAGAAUACUUGGCAAACCUAUUCCUUCAGUUCACUGGAUAAAAGCUGGUGAAGAACUUACAAAUACUGCAAGACUUGAGAUAAAGAAUACUGACUUCACAACUACUCUUAGUGUGAAGGAGGCUAUCCGUGUUGAUGGAGGCCAGUAUACCUUGCUAUUAAAAAAUGUUGGUGGAGAGAAAUCAGUGGUUGUCAAUGUCAAAGUUCUGGACAGACCUGGGCCUCCAGAUAGCCCAAUUUCAAUCUAUGGGGUUACUAGUGAAAAGUGCUGCAUUGCCUGGAAAACUCCAUUGCACGAUGGAGGUGCGGAAGUGUCUCAUUACAUUGUGGAAAGAAGAGAGACCAGCCGAUUAGUUUGGACUGUUGUGGAAUCUAAGGUACAAACCCUCAAUCUUAAAGUUACAAAACUCCUUCCUGGAAAUGAGUAUAUUUUCAGAGUGAUACCUGUAAAUAAAUAUGGUAUUGGUGAGCCUUUGGAAUCAGAUCCAGUGAUUGCAGCAAAUCCAUUUGUCCCACCUGAUGCACCAAGUAAUGUUGAAGUGUCAAAUAUAACAAAGGAUUCCAUGGUUAUCACAUGGGAAAGACCCACUAAUGAUGGCGGCAAUGCAAUUACAGGAUACAUUGUUGAAAAAAGAGACAAAGAAGGCGUUAGGUGGACAAGAUGCAACAAACGUGUAGUGAGUGAACUGCGCUUUAGAGUAACAGGACUUCUUGAAAACCGAAGUUAUGAAUUCCGUGUGUCUGCUGAGAAUGCAGCUGGAGUUGGUAAACCAAGUCCACCUACAGUAUACUUCAAGGCAGUGGAUCAAGUCUUCAAGCCUGGUCCACCAAACAACCCUAAGGUAAUUUAUGUCUCAAGAGCAUCUGUUGUCCUGCAUUGGGGAAAACCAAUUUAUGAUGGUGGCUGUGAAAUUCAGAGUUAUAUUGUUGAGGCAUGUGAAGUUACUUCCGAAGAAUGGAUGAUGUGUACACCACCCUCAGGAAUUACAGAGACCAGAUUUGAGGUUAAAAAACUGCUUGAAAAGCAUGAGUACAAAUUCAGAAUUUGUGCCGUAAAUAAGGUUGGUGUGGGAGAAACUGCUGAUAUCCAAGGAUCCAUUAUCAUAGAGGAUAAACUUGAGGCACCAGAUAUAGAUCUUGAUGCUGACCUGAGAAAGAUGAUUACUGUCAGGGCUGGAGGCUCUCUCAGAUUGUUUGUUCCUAUUCGUGGACGGCCAACUCCUGAAGUCAAGUGGGCAAAGGCUGAAGGUGAAAUCAACGAGGCAGCUCAAAUUGAUAUUACAAGCAGUUUCACUUCACUUGUAAUUGAAAAUGUUAAUAGAUUUGACAGUGGAAAAUACAAUUUAACUCUGGAAAAUGCCAGUGGAACAAAAUCUGCAUUUAUCAGUGUCAGGGUCUUAGAUACUCCUGAUGCACCUGCAAACUUCCGUGUGAAGGAAAUAACAAAGAAUUCAGUCACUCUUACCUGGGAGCCACCUUUGCUAGAUGGUGGAGCUAAAAUUAAAAAUUACAUUGUUGAAAAACGAGAAAGUACCAGAAAGGUAUACUCUGCUGUUGCUACCUGCAACAAAAUGACAUGGAAAAUUGAACCUCUCCAAGAGGGAAGCAACUUUUUCUUUAGGGUUCUUGCUGAAAAUGAACAUGGCAUUGGAAUGCCUGCAGAAACUCUAGAACCAAUAAAAAUCUCAGAGGUGCCACAACCCCCCGGUAAAGUUUCUGUAGUGGAUGUUACAAGGAAGAGUGUUUCCCUCAAAUGGGAAAAACCAGAGCAUGAUGGAGGCAGCAGAAUUACUCUUUAUGAAGUUGAAAUGCAAGCAAAAGAUCAAGAUAAAUGGUCUAUUUGUGCUCAAGUAAAAUCCCUCGAUACUGUUAUAACUAAUUUAGUCCAAGGUGGGGAGUACAAUUUCAGAGUCAUUGCCGUCAAUGACAAAGGAAAGAGUGAUCCCAGACUCUUGGCAAAUCCUGUUGUUGCAAAGGACCUUGCUAUUCAGCCCACAGUAAGAACAAAACUUAGUACCUACAAUGUACAGGUUGGGCAAGAUUUGAAAAUUGAAGCACGAAUUUCUGGUCAUCCAAAACCAACUAUUACUUGGACCAAAGAUGGUUCAGUUCUGAAACAGACCACGAGAGUAAAUGUUGCUGACACUGCACAUCAUACCACUCUUACCAUCAAAGAUGCAACAAGAGAAGAUGGUGGUAUGUAUAACAUUGCUGUUGCUAAUGUACUUGGACAAGCAGAAGCCACUGUUGAAAUAAUCAUACUUGAAAAGCCUGGCCCACCAACAGGCCCAGUCAGGAUUGAUGAAGUGAGUGCAGAGAGUAUUACACUAUCUUGGGACCCACCAACAUACACUGGAGGCUGCCAGAUUUCAAAUUAUGUUGUCCAAAAGAGAGACACCACCACUACUAACUGGGUAGUUGUUUCUGCCACAGUAGCAAGAACCACACUUAAAGUUAGUAAUCUAAAAACUGGAGCUGAAUACCAGUUUAGAAUUUUUGCUGAGAAUAGGUAUGGUAAAAGCUAUGGCAUUGAUUCAGAUCCGGUUCUUGCCCAGUAUCCUUUCAAGGAGCCUGGGCCUCCAGGAACUCCAUUUGUGUCUGCAUUUACAAAAGAAUCUAUGGUUGUUGAAUGGCACAAGCCAGUCUCAGAUGGUGGAAGUGCUAUUCUAGGAUAUCAUCUAGAGAGAAAAGAGAAAAAUAGUAUCCUUUGGACAAAGAUAAAUAAAAUACUCAUUCAAGACACCAGAUUUAAAACAUCUCCAUUGGAAGAGGGCAUUGAAUAUGAAUUCAGAGUUUAUGCUGAAAACAUAGUUGGAAUUGGAAAGUGCAGCAAAAUUUCUGAGGGGUGUGUAGCACGUGACCCUUGUGACCCACCAGGCACCCCUGUACCAGUGAUUGUGACAAGACACUCAGUGAAACUUAGAUGGACACCACCGGAAUAUGAUGGAGGCAGCCUUGUCACUGGAUAUGUUGUGGAGAAACUAGACCUUCCAGAAGGUCGUUGGAUGAAAGCUAGUUUUGCAAAUAUUCUUGAAACGGAAUUUACAGUCACAGGGCUUAUAGAAGACUGCAAAUAUGAUUUCAGAGUUAUUGCCAGAAACGGAGCUGGGUCAGUUAGUAGACCCUCAAAGAGCACAGGCUCAAUUACAGCUAAGGAUGAAGUUGAACCACCAACCUAUGAGGUUGCCUCAGAGUACAGUCAAAUUUUGACAGUGAAUGCCGGAGACACAUUUACCCUGGAAGCAUCCAUACUAGGAAAGCCAGUUCCAACAAUGCAGUGGUUUAAGGGUGAUGUCGAAGUUGAAAAUUCAGCAAGAGCUGAAAUCAAGAACACUGACUUCAAAGCAAUUCUUGUUGUCAAAGAUGCCAUUCGAAUUGAUGGAGGACAGUACACAUUGCACCUCACUAAUGUGGCGGGAACAAAGUCUGUUUCCUUCAAUGUAAAAGUCCUCGAUAGACCUGGACCCCCUGAAGGUCCUUUUACUGUCUCUGGUGUAACCUGUGAGAAGUGUUCAUUGUCAUGGCUGCCUCCAAAACAUGAUGGUGGCAGUAGCAUUUCACAUUAUAUUAUACAGAAGAGAGAAACAAGUCGCCUUGCUUGGACAGUAGUUUCAGGUGAUUGUGGAGCAACCAUGUUUAAAGUUACUAAACUUUUAACAGGAAAUGAAUACAUAUUCCGUGUCAUGGCUGUCAACAAAUAUGGAGUUGGUGAACCACUUGAAUCUGCACCAGUGAUUAUGAGAAAUCCUUUUGUUCCACCUGGGCCACCUAAAGAACUAGAAGUAACAAAUAUUUCAAGGGACUCUAUGACAGUAUGCUGGACUCGUCCUGAGACUGAUGGUGGAAGUGAAAUUGUUGGUUAUAUUGUAGAGAAGAGAGACAGAGCUGGAGUGCGGUGGACAAAAUGUAACAAACGCAGAGUCACAGACUUACGUUUCAGAGUCACAGGCUUGACAGAGGAUCAUGAAUAUGAAUUUAGGUUAACUGCAGAAAAUGCUGCUGGAGUUGGACAGCCAAGUCCACCAACUGUUUAUUACAAAGCCUGUGAUCCAACAUUUAAGCCUGGCUCACCAACUAAUGCACACCUUGUUGACACUACAAAGAAUUCAGUCACAAUUGCAUGGAGUAGACCAAUAUAUGAUGGUGGUUUAGACAUCCAAGGCUAUGUUGUUGAGAUAUGUAAAGCUGAUGAAGAAGAAUGGACCACAUGUACUCCACCCUCUGGAUUAAAUGAGACUAAAUUUACAAUAACUAAACUUACUGAACACCAAGAAUACAAAGUUCGCAUAUGUGCUUUUAAUAAACUGGGUGUUGGUGAGCCAGUGUCUAUCCAAGGAACUGUCAAACCAGUGGAUAAGUUGGAUGCCCCUGAAAUUGAGCUCGACUCGGAGUUGAGGAAAGGUAUUGUUGUGCGUGCUGGAGGAUCUAUGAGAAUCAACAUACCAUUCAAAGGACGCCCCAUUCCUGAGAUAAACUGGACCAAGGAUGAGGGAGAUUUACCAGAUAAAGCCCAAAUUGAAAAGGGACCAGAUUACACUCAGUUAUCAAUUGAUAUUUGUGACCGAAAUGAUGCUGGUAAAUAUACUCUGACUUUGGAAAAUAAUGCUGGCACUAAAUCAGCCUUUGUGUCAGUAAAAGUACUCGAUACACCAGGUGCUCCACAGAACCUUGUUGUGAAAGAUGUAACAAGAAACUACACUACCCUCGUUUGGGAACCUCCACUUAUAGAUGGUGGUUCAAAAAUCAAAAAUUAUAUAAUUGACAAGAGAGAAUCGAAUAGACAAGGAUUUGUAAACAUUACUACCAAGUGCUCCAAGACCAGCUUCCGAGUUGGUGAUUUGACAGAAGGUGGUAUUUAUUACUUCAGAGUCAUGGCAGAAAAUGAAUUCGGAAUUGGUCUUCCUGUAGAAACAGAAGAAUCUGUGAAGACAGCAGAUCCUCCUUUAUCUGUUGGCAAGGUAACUUUGACUGAUGUGACAAAAACCACAGCAUCACUUUCCUGGGAUAAACCAGAUCAUGAUGGUGGUAGUAGAAUCUUGGGUUAUUAUAUUGAAAUGCAGCCAAAAGGAUCAGAGGAAUGGACAGUUGCUACAGUCACCAAAACAGUUGAAGGUACAGUGACAGGACUUAGUUCAGGACAAGAGUACCUCUUCAGAGUUUUAGCUUACAACGAGAAGGGAAAAAGUGAUCCAAGGCCUUUGGCUGCUCCUGUCGUAGUCAAAGAUGUUACUAUUGAACCAAGCUUCAAAAUACUUUUCAACACCUACAGCGUUCAAGCUGGUGAAGAUCUCAAAGUGGAAAUAUCAUUUAAAGGGCGUCCUACUCCAAAGAUUGCAUGGAUGAAAGAUGGACAAGCACUGAAAGAGACAACCAGAUUAAAUGUCUCAAGCACUGUAACUUCAACAGUUCUUAAAAUUAAAGAUGCAAAUCGAGAGGACUCUGGCAAGUACACAGUUACAGCUACAAAUAAUAUAGGUACGGUCACAGAAGAGGUUGGCAUAAUCAUUCUUGACAAACCAGGCCCACCAGUUGGACCGGUUAAAAUUGAUGAAGUAAGCGCCACCUAUGCAAUAAUUUCCUGGGAGCCACCUGUAUACACAGGAGGUUGUCAGAUAAACAACUACAUAGUGGAAAAACGUGAUACAACCACUACUAACUGGCAGAUUGUUUCAGCAACCAUUGCUCGUACCACAAUAAAAGUCACAAAGCUGAAGACUGGUUCUGAAUAUCAGUUUAGAGUUUUUGCUGAGAACAGAUAUGGAAAGAGCACAUCAUUAGAUUCAACUCCAGUUGUGGUCAGUUAUCCUUUUACUGAGCCUGCAGCUCCUGGUACACCAUUUGUUUCAUCGGUGACAAAAGACCACAUGACAAUUGAAUGGAAACCUCCCAGCAAUAAUGGAGGUAGCCCUAUUAUUGGGUAUCACCUUGAGCGUAAAGAAAAGAACAGCAUCUUAUGGACCAAACUUAACAAGCUUCUUAUCACUGACACUCGAUUCAAAACAAAUGGUCUGGAGGAGGGAAUUGAAUAUGAAUAUAGAGUGUUUGCUGAAAAUAUGGCAGGAAUCAGUCCAUCAAGCAAAGUCUCAGAAAGUGUUGUUGCACGUGAUCCCUGUGAUCCCCCUGGAACUCCUGAAGCCAUUGUUAUCACAAGAAACCUUGUAACUCUUCAGUGGGCAAAACCACAGUAUGAUGGUGGCAGUGCUAUUACAGGAUACAUUAUCGAAAGAAAGAAGCUGCCUGAAGGUCGUUGGAUGAAGGCCAGCUUCACAAAUAUUAUACAAACACAAUUUACAAUAACUGGACUGGAAGAAGAACAACGAUAUGAAUUUAGAGUAAUUGCCAAAAAUGCAGCUGGUAAUUUAAGUGUACCCUCUGAAAGCACUGGACCAAUUACUGCUCAGGAUGAGAUUGAAGCUCCAUCUGUCUCAAUGGAUUCAAAAUUUAAAGAUGUUAUCAUUGUAAAGGCUGGCGAGUCCUUUACUAUUGAUGCAGACAUUGCUGGAAAACCACUUCCUGAUAUUAUGUGGCUUAAGGAUGGAAAAGAAAUUGACAAUGCUACACCCAGAAUGGAGAUUAAAUCCACCAUCACGCAAACAGUUCUGACUGUUAAGGACUGCAUUAGAGUAGAUGGUGGUCAUUUUCUCUUAAGUCUCAGUAAUGUUGGUGGAACCAAACAGGUACCCAUUACUGUCAAAGUUCUUGAUAGACCUGGUCCACCUGAUGGCCCUCUGAAGGUAACUGGUGUCACAGCAGAAAAAUGUUAUUUGCACUGGAGCCACCCAUCACAUGAUGGUGGAGCUGGUAUUUCUCAUUACAUCAUUGAAAAGAGAGAAACUAGCAGACUGUCUUGGACAGUAGUGGAACCUAAAAUUCAAGCAAUUAGUUACAAAGUUACUAAACUCCUGCCUGGUAAUGAGUAUAUAUUCAGAGUCAUGGCAGUGAAUAAGUAUGGUAUUGGUGAACCACUUGAAUCUGAACCUGUCCUUGCAAAAAAUCCUUUCAACAAACCUGGACCACCUUCAACUCCAGAAGCAAGUGCAGUAACCAGAGACUCAAUAGUCCUAACAUGGGAACGACCAGAGGACGAUGGCGGAUCACAAAUUGAUGGUUAUGUUCUUGAGAAACGUGAUAAAGAGGGUAUAAGAUGGACAAAGUGUAACAAGAAAAGACUGAAUGACUUGAGAUUCAGAGCCACUGGGCUUACAGAGGGACACUUCUAUGAAUUCAGAGUAUCUGCUGAAAAUGCUGCUGGUGUGGGCACACCAAGUGAACCAUCUCAAUAUUACAAAGCUUGUGAUGCUAUUUAUCCUCCCGGUUCUCCUAAUAAUCCUAAAAUAACAGAUAGCUCAAGCACAACUGUUUCCUUGGCUUGGAGUAGACCAAUUUAUGAUGGUGGAGCACCGGUCUCAGGAUACAUUGUUGAGGUAAAGGAAGUUAGUGAAGAUGAAUGGAUUGUGUGCACUCCACCAACUGGUGUUCAAACAACUUACUUCACUGUCAAAAAACUAAAGGAAAAUGCAGAAUACAACUUCCGUAUUUGUGCACUUAAUAUUGAGGGGGCUGGAGAGCAUGUUGAUGUUCCAGGAUCUGUAAUUGCUGCUGAAAAACUUGAAGCUCCUGAGAUAGAACUUGAUGCAGAUCUUAGGAAAUGUGUGACUGUGCGUGCCAGUGCAACACUUAGGUUAUUUGUCACCAUAAGGGGAAGACCUGAGCCAGAGGUUAAGUGGACAAAGGCAGAUGGUACCUUACCAGAGCGUGCUCAAAUUGAAGUGACAGGCUCUUACACUGUGCUUGUUGUUGACAAUGUUAACCGAUUUGAUACUGGCAAAUAUGUUGUGACCCUUGAAAAUAAUAGUGGCACAAAAUCUUCAUUUAUUAAUGUCAAGGUCCUUGACUCUCCAAGUGCUCCAUUGAACUUUGAAAUUAAGGAUGUAAAGAGAGAUUCUGUCCAGCUACAGUGGGAGCCUCCACAAAUUGAUGGUGGAGCCAAGAUCACCCAUUACAUUGUGGAAAAGCGUGAAUCUAAAAGGCUGGCAUUUACAACUGUGACAAACAGCUGUGUCAGAAAUUCAUUUAAGGUUGAUGAUCUCCAGGAAGGAGGUCUUUACCACUUCCGUGUAUUGGCUGUGAAUGAACUUGGUGUUGGUUUACCUGCAGAGACCAUAGAGGCUGUCAAAGUUUCCCAAGCACCCUUACCACCUGGUAAAAUUAAAGUUGUUGACGUAACUCGCCACACUGUUACUCUAGCGUGGGAAAAGCCAGAUCAUGAUGGUGGCAGCAAAAUCACAGGCUACACAGUGGAAAUGAUAACUAAGGGAUCAGAAAAAUGGACCGUAUGUGCUACAGUAAAGGCACUGGAAACCACAAUUGAAGGACUUACAACAGGAGAGGAAUAUAGCUUCAGAGUUACAGCAAUGAAUGACAAAGGAAAGAGUGAUCCUAAACCCCUGGGAGUAUCUGUUGUGGCACAAGAUAUUACUAUUGAACCCAUUAUUGAUUUGCUCUUUAAUACGUACAGUGUAAAAGCUGGAGAUGAUCUCAAAAUAGAUGUUCCAUUCAGAGGCAGACCUCCUCCAGAGGUUACAUGGAAAAAGGAUGGUCACUCAUUGAAGCAAACAACCAGAGUUAAUGUUUUGACAUCAAAAACAUCAUCAAAGAUUGUCAUCAAGGACGCAACAAGAGAGGAUGCUGGAAAAUAUGAAAUUGUUUUAACCAAUUCAAUUGGCGUUAAAUCAGCUGAAAUAUCUGUUAUCAUUCUUGAUAAACCAGGUCCACCAGGUGCAAUCAAGGUAGAGGAAAUAAGUGCUGAUUUUAUUUCACUAUCAUGGGACCCUCCAAUUUAUGAUGGUGGCUGUCAAAUUAAUAAUUAUGUGGUUGAGAAGAGAGAUAUGACCACUACAGCAUGGCAAAUUGUUUCAGCAACAGUUGCAAGAACAUCAAUCAAAGUAACUCGUUUGACACAAGGAACAGAAUAUCAGUUCCGUGUUGCUGCAGAGAAUCGUUAUGGAAAAAGCCAUGCAAUUGACUCUGCCCCAGUUGUUGCACAGUACCCCUUUUCACCUCCAGGCCCUCCAACUAGUCUUCACAUUGCUCAAGCCACUAAAUCAGGAAUGUUAGUUACCUGGAACAGACCAGCAAGUGAUGGUGGCAGUCCCGUCUUUGGAUAUCACUUGGAAUGCAAAGAUCAGAGCAGCAUUCUCUGGACAAAGAUGAACAGAGGACCUAUUACAGAAACUCAGUUCAAGGUAACUGGUUUGGAAGAAGGCCUGUUGUAUCAGUAUAGAGUAUAUGCUGAGAAUAUAGCUGGCAUUGGACCUUGCACAAAGGCAUGUGAUCCUGUUUCUGCCCGAGAUCCAUGUGCACCUCCAGGUCAGCCAGUAGUUAUGAACAUCACAAGAACAUCUGUUUCUCUCUCCUGGGCAAUACCUGAGUUUGAUGGUGGAGCUAAGGUGACUGGCUACAUUGUUGAACGCAGGGAACUUCCAGAUGGACGAUGGUUAAAGUGUAAUUUCACAAAUCUUCAAGAAACAUUCUUUGAUGUGACUGGCCUGAUUGAAGAUCAAAGAUAUGAUUUCCAUGUAAUUGCUAAGAAUGCAGCUGGCUUACUCAGUGAACCAUCAGAGGGUACAGGACCUGUGACUGUAAAAGAUGAUGUUGAUCCACCACGCAUCACAAUUGAGGACAAACUAAGACAAUUGGUUGUAGUGAAAGCUGGGGAUGUACUGAGAAUUGAUGCUGAAAUAUCAGGACGUCCAAUUCCUGUGAUUUCAUGGGCAAAGGAUGGAAAAGAAAUUGAAGCCAAGGCCAGAUUUGAGAUUUCUUCAACACUCACUAGUACAACACUAAUUGUGAGAGAUGCCAUUAGACGAGACUCUGGACAGUAUGUUCUAACAUUGCAAAAUGUUGCAGGCACCAGAUCUUUGGCAGUAAACUGUAAGGUCCUGGACAGGCCUGGCCCAUCAGCUGGACCGUUGGAAGUAACUGGUCUAACUGCAGAGAAAUGUACGUUGACCUGGGGGCCACCUCAAGAAAAUGGAGGUGCUGAAAUUCAGCACUACAUAGUUGAGAAACGGGAAACAAGCCGGCUUGCCUGGACUCUGGUCUAUGCAGAUAUGAAAGCCACAACAUGUAAAGUAACAAAACUGCUCAAAGGCAAUGAGUACAUAUUUAGAGUUCGGGGAGUUAAUAAGUAUGGAACUGGUGAAGCUCUGGAGAGUGACCCUGCUAAAGCAAUGGAUCCAUUUACAAUCCCUGCUGCACCAACAAAUGUUGAAGUCACCAGUGUAACAAGUGAAGCAAUGACUAUUUGCUGGGAAAGACCGGUCUCUGAUGGAGGGAGUAGUAUUUCUAGCUAUGUAAUUGAGAAACGUGAGAAAUCUGGUCUUCGCUGGGUACGUGUCAACAAAAAACCUGUUUAUGACUUAAGAGUAAAAGCUUCCAAUCUCCGUGAAGGAUGUGAGUAUGAAUACAGAGUAUUUGCAGAGAAUGCUGCUGGUUUGAGUGCACCAAGUGUGCCUUGCCCACUGACAAAGGCAGAGGAUCCAUUGUUCCUACCAUCACCUCCAGCUAAACCUAAAAUAAUUGAUUCUUCUAAAACAUCAAUAACUUUGUCUUGGAACAAGCCAUUGUUUGAUGGUGGCUCAUCAGUUACAGGAUAUAUGGUGGAAUAUAGGAAAACCACUGAUGAUGACUGGACACUUGGUGUCAGCAACACUAACAGCACAGAGUUUACUGUGGUGGGACUCACUUCAGGAGCAGAGUAUGUCUUUGUAGUCAGAUCAAUUAACAAGAUUGGCCCAAGUGAGCCAAGCCCUGAAACUGAUCCACAGAUAGCAAAGGACAGAGAAGAUGAGCCAGUUUUCCUAAUUGGUAAUGAAAUGAGGAAGACACUGAUUGUCAAAGAUGGAAGCUCAUUUACACUUAGAGUCCCAUUCAAAGGAAAGCCUGUUCCACAUGUAAUGUGGAACAAACCAGAUAUUGAUCUGAGAGUGAGGGCUGCUAUUGAUACAACUGAUAACUGCACAUCUAUCACAAUUGAGCAAGCUACAAGAGAUGACUCAGGGAAAUACACUGUAACCCUCCAAAAUGUUGCUGGAACUUCUACACUGACAUUGAGUGUAAAGGUCCUAGAUUCUCCAGGCCCACCGGCACACAUUGAAAUAAAGGAUGUCACCAAGAGCUCUGCAACUAUUACAUGGGAUACUCCCGAGAAUGAGGGUGGUGCUCCAGUCAAGAACUACCUUGUUGAUCUCCGUGAGGCAACUAAAAUGGGCUGGACCAGAAUUACAGACAGUUGUCCAAGGUUAACUUAUAAAGUUAAUGAUCUUCAAGAAGGGGGGGUUUAUUAUUUCAGAGUUACCGGUGAAAAUGAGUAUGGUAUAGGAGUCCCAGUUGAGACCAAAGAAGGAACAAAGAUUACAGAAAAACCAAGUCCACCACCCAAGCUUGGAGUCACUGAUGUCACAAAAGACAGCGUAUCACUAGCAUGGCUUAAACCAGAACAUGACGGAGGUAGCAGAAUUACAAAUUACCUGGUUGAGGCUCUUGAGAAAGGACAACAAAACUGGAUAAAGUGUGGUUCCACCAAAUCAACUCACUUUGUUGUCUGUGGAUUGAGAGAAAAUGCUGAAUACUACUUCAGAGUUCGGGCUGAAAACCAUGCUGGACUUAGCGACCCCAAGGACAUGGUUUUACCUGUGCUUGUAAAAGAUCAGCUGGAGGCACCAGAAAUUAACAUGAAGGACUUCCAACACAACACUGCCUUUGUUAAGGCAGGUUCAAAUCUCAAGAUUGAGAUCCCCCUCACUGGUAAACCACUACCAAAAGUAUCUCUAUCUAAGGAUGGACAGGUUCUAAAGUCAACCAUGAGAUUUAACUCUUAUGUGACAACUGAUUCCCUUAUAAUUUCUUUGCGUGAGAGUGUUGCUUUGGACGCAGGCAGAUAUGAUAUCACGGCCUCUAACUCCAGUGGAACCACAAAGUCUUUUGUGAAUAUUGUGGUCCUUGACAGACCAAGCGCACCAGUUGGUCCUGUUGAGAUGUGUGAUGUCACAGAAGACAGUGUCAGUUUGAAAUGGUUGCCUCCAGCUUAUGAUGGUGGUAGCCCAAUCACCAACUACAUUGUCUUAAAACGUGAGACCACUACUGCAAACUGGAUAGAAGUCUCAUCUGCUGUUGCACGGUGCACAAUCAAGAUCAUGAAGCUGAUUAACGGAGUUGAGUACCAGUUUAGAAUCAGAGCUGAGAAUCGUUUUGGAAUCAGUGACCACAUUGAUUCACCAACUGUUACAGUCAGUCUUCCAUACACACUCCCUGUGGCACCUUCACAACCAUGGGUAUCAGCUGUAACAAAGGAAAGUAUUAAUGUUAGCUGGAAGGAGCCAUCUUCAGAUGGUGGAAGCCAUGUCUUUGGAUAUCACCUUCAGAUGAAAGACAGAAACAGCAUUCUUUGGCAGAAAGUUAACACAACUGUUAUCCGUGCUACACACUUCAAAGUAACAAACGUGAAUGCUGGUCUGAUCUAUGAGUUCAAGGUUGCAGCAGAAAAUGCUGCUGGCAUUGGUCCAGUUAGCAAGCCUUCAGAUCCUGUGCUUGCAAUUGAUGCUUGUGAAUCUCCAAACAACCUUAGAGUAACAGAUAUCACAAAGAGUUCCAUUAGCCUUUCCUGGGAGAAACCCUCAUAUGAUGGAGGAAGUAAAAUUACUGGAUAUUUGAUUGAAAGGAAAGAUGGUCCGAAAGGCAGAUGGUCAAAAGCUAAUUUGACAAAUGUUACUGACACAAAGUUCACUGUAUCAGGUUUGACUCAGAAUGAAUCUUAUGAAUUCCGGGUCAUGGCUAAGAAUGCAGUUGGCUCCAUUAGUAACCCAUCAGCAACUGUUGGACCAGUCACAUGUUUGGAUACAUAUGGUGCCCCUGAGAUUGAACUUCCUCAAGAAUAUUUUGAUGUUGUGAAAUACAAAGCAGGUGCUACUGUUCAGCUUAAAAUUGGUAUUAUUGCUAAACCUCAACCAACAAUUGAAUGGUACAAGGAUGGAAAAGAACUAGAGUCUGAAGCUCAAAUUUCCAUUUCCAACACCACUGAGUCUGCAUGCAUCACUAUCAGGGAAGCCAGCCGUUUGAAUAGUGGAACGUAUGAACUCAAGAUCAAGAACUCUUUAGGCUCAGCAUAUGCUGCUGUCAGAGUACUUGUCCAAGACAAGCCAGGGCCCCCUGCUGGAGAGAUACAGUUCAAGAAAGUCACAGCAGAUACUAUGACUAUCAUGUGGGAUCCUCCAGCUGAUGAAGGUGGAGCAAUGGUUACCCAUUACAUUGUGGAGAAACGUGAAACAAGCAGAAUUUUGUGGUCCAUUAUCUCAGAAAAACUAGAAGACUGCAUUGUCACCGUCCCAAGGCUGAUUAAGGGCAAUGAAUACAUAUUCCGUGUUCGUGGUGUAAACAAAUAUGGAGUUGGAGAUCCUCUGGAAUCUAGACCAGUAAUUGCACAGAAUUCCUUCGUUCCUCCUAGCCGGCCUUCUAAACCUCAAGUCACUAUGAUUACCAGGUCAACAAUGACUGUGGUAUGGGAAAGACCAAGUUUAGAUGGUGGCAGUGACAUUGAUGGAUAUUAUUUAGAGAAGCGGGAGAAGAAAAGUCUACAGUGGUUCAAGGUUAUUAAAGAUGCAAUUCGUGAUACCAGACAGAAAGUCAGCAACCUCACAGAAGGAAAUGAAUAUCAGUAUCGUGUCUGUGCAAUCAACAAAGCUGGAGCAGGCCCAUAUUCUGAUGUGUCCAUCUUUUACAAAGCUUAUGACCCAAUUGAUCCACCAAGUGAGCCAACCAAGCUCAGAGUUGUUGAUUCAACAAAGACAUCUAUUACCCUUGGAUGGGUCAAGCCUGUCUAUGAUGGUGGCAGCGAAAUUACAAGCUAUGUUGUUGAACAAAGAAUGGCAGAUGAGACAGAAUGGGUCACUAUAAGUUCUAAAGGAGAAGUAAGAACAACUGAGUUUGUAGUGUCCCACUUGAAACCUGGUGUGUAUUACUUUUUCCGUGUCUCUGCUGUUAAUUGUGCUGGAACUGGACGUUCAAUUGAGAUGAUGCAGCCAGUGCAAGCCAAAGAUAUUCUGGAGGAGGCGGAUGUGGAUCUUGACAUCUCAAUGUCAACUCAGUACAUAGCAAAGGCUGGUAGAGAUGUGGAGAUUGUAAUCCCUCUUAAGGGUAGACCUGCUCCAAAUGUAACAUGGAGAAAGGCAGACAAAAACAUUAGUGGUGACGCAAGAUAUACCAUCAGAAACACAGAAUACUCAACUACACUCAUAAUUCCAAAGGUCACAAGGGAUGACACUGGCAAAUAUCUUCUUGAAAUUGAAAAUGGGGUUGGAGAGCCAAAAACCAUAACGGUGUCUGUUAAGGUAUUAGACACACCUUCUGCUUGUAAUAGGCUGAUAGUGAAGAAUGUGACAAGAGGGAAACUUACUUUGAGCUGGGAACCACCUUAUAUAGAUGGUGGCUCUCCAAUCACAAACUACGUUGUUGAAAAGAAGGAUGCUAAAAUGAAGGCAUUCACCAUUGUGACAAAUGAAUGUGCCAAUACAACCUGCAAGGUUGAAGGUCUGGCUGAAGAAAUUUCCUAUUUCUUCCGUGUUUCUGCUGAAAAUGAAUAUGGUGUUGGUGAUCCUUGUGAGACUGCACAGCCUGUAAGAGCAACCGAGAUGCCUGGUGCUGUAAAAGACCUUGUACUGGUGGACUCAACUAAUACAUCUGUAUCGUUGGCAUGGACAAAGCCUGAUCAUGAUGGUGGCAGUCAAAUUUCUGAGUACAUUAUUGAGAAGAAAACAAAGGAAGAGGAAAUUUGGAGCAUUGGUGGUACAUGCAGGCGUUGCCAGUUUGAGGUAACUCCCCUUAAAGAGCUUUCAGAAGUUUAUUUUAGAGUGUUCGCAAAAAAUGAGAAGGGUUGCAGUGACUUCUCUCAAAUUGGACCAAUCACUGUAAGGGAACUGCUUAUACCACCUGAAGCAAACCUUAUUGAUUAUCCUAAUUCAGAAUUAAGUGUUCGCAUUGGACAAAAUGUGAAUAUUGAUUUGCCCUACAAGGGUAAACCUAAACCAACGAUUCAGUGGAUGAAAGAUGAUGUGCCACUCAAGGAAAGUGACCAAGUUCGUUUCAGACAAACAGAGAACAAGGCAAGUCUCAUUGUAAGAAAUGCAAGAAAGGAGAAUGCAGGAAAAUACACCUUGGUUCUUGAUAGUAAACUUGUCAAGAACUUCUUUGACAUUAAAGUGAUUACACUUGGACCACCCUCUCAGCCUAUAGGUCCAAUUCGUUUUGAUGAAAUUAAAGCCCAGAGUAUUAUCAUCUCAUGGGAUGAACCACAGGACAACGGUGGAGGCGAGAUCACCUGCUAUAGUGUAGAAAAGCGAGAGACAUCUCAAGCAGCAUGGAAGAUGGUUUGCUCAAGUGUGGUAAGGACCACAUUCAAGAUACCAAAUUUGGUCAAGGGUACUGAAUACCAAUUUAGGGUGCGUGCAGAGAACAAAUAUGGAAUGAGCGAGCCUCUAACCUCAUUAGAUGUGGUUGCUCAACACCAAUACAAGCCACCAGGUUCACCAGGAAAACCUGUAGUAUUCAAUGUCACAAGUGAUGGCAUGACUGUUCAGUGGGAAGCCCCAGGAUUUGAUGGUGGUUCUCCAAUCACUGGAUACCAUCUUGAGAAAAAAGACAGGAACAGCUUAUUGUGGAUGAAAGUUAAUUCCAGUGUUAUCUCUGGAAGAGAAUACAGAGUCAUUGGACUUAUUGAAGGUCUGGAGUAUUCAUUCAGAGUUUAUGCACAAAACAAUGCUGGAAUGAGUCCAGUCAGUGAACAGAGCAAGCACAAACUGGCAAUCUCCCCUGUAGAUCCUCCAGGCACACCUAACUGCAUUGAUGUCACAAGAGACUCUGUUACACUUCAGUGGGAACCACCGAAGCGUGAUGGAGGCAGUAGGAUUGUGGCAUACAGUGUUGAAAGGCGUCAAGGAAGAGCCCGUUGGUUGAGAUGCAAUUUCAUUGACAUCAGCGAAUGUCAGUUUACUGUAACAAGCCUUGCUGCUGGUGAUCGCUUUGAAUUUAGGGUAAUUGCUAGGAAUGCUGUCGGAACAGUUAGUCCACCUUCUCAGUCAUCUGGCUACAUCAUGACCAAAGAUGAAAGUGUUAUCCCUGAGAUUCAGUUUGAAGCUGAGAAGACCCUUACCAUCAAGGCAGGAGAAAAUAUUAAACUCAACUGCAGUAUAAGUGGACGUCCUGUACCUCAAGUCACAUGGUAUAAAGAUGGAAAGGAAGUUGAUAAAAUGCUGGUUGAUAUAACAACUGUUAUUGGAUCAAGCUCACUGUUCAUCAGAGAUGCUGACCGCAAUGACCGUGGUAUCUACACAGUUGAGGCCAAGAACAGCUCAGGCACAACAAAAGUGGAUGUUCUUGUAAGAGUACAAGAUACCCCUGGACCACCUGAGGGCCCGCUUCGCUUCACAAAUAUAUCUGCAGAGAAAGCAACUCUUUGGUGGAGCCCACCUGAAAAUGAUGGUUGUGCACCUAUUAUUAAUUACGUAAUUGAGAAGCGUGAGACUUCCAGAAUUUCCUGGGCACUUGUAACAUCCAAGUGUGAAGCCUGCUCCUUUAAUGCCACAAAACUGAUUAAAGGCAAUGAAUAUCAGUUCCGUGUAUCUGCUGUCAAUAAAUUUGGUGUGGGCAAGCCACUAGAGUCUGAUCCAAUCAUUGCUCAGAUGCAAUAUACGGUACCAGAUGCUCCUGGAACACCUGACUGCACUCAUGUGACAGGAACCAGUAUUACACUAUGCUGGACAAGACCAAGACAUGAUGGUGGAAAUGAGAUUAAGCACUACAUUCUUGAAAGACGAGAAAAGAAGAGCUUAAGAUGGGUGAAGGUUUCUGCAAAGAGACCAAUAACUGAACUUAGGCAUAGAGUCACAAACCUUACAGAAGGAAAUGAAUACGAAUUCCGUGUUAUGGCUGAAAAUGGUGCUGGAAUUGGACCUGCAAGUGGUACAUCCAGAUUGUUCAAGUGUAGAGAACCAACAAGUGCACCCAGUGCACCAACUGUGGUGAAGGUCAUCGAUUCCACCAAGAUGUCUGUUACCUUGGAAUGGACCAAACCAGUGUUUGAUGGUGGUAUGGAAAUAAUUGGUUAUAUUAUUGAGAUGUGCAAGGCAAGCCUUGAGGAAUGGCACAGAGUCAACAACCAGACUUGCAUCCACACACAUUACGUAGUAACAGAGUUAGAACCUGGUGAAGAAUAUAAAUUCCGUGUGUGUGCAGUCAAUGGUGCUGGCAAGGGAGAAUUCUCUGAAACACCAAAUGUAGUGCAAACAGUCGAUAGACUGACCUCACCUGAAAUUGAUAUAGAUGCAAACUUCAAGCAGACACAUGUUGUAAAGAGUGGCGGAACAGUUACACUUCAUAUUCCCUUCCGUGGGAAACCAGCCCCACUUGCCACAUGGACAAAGGCAGAUGGAGAUCUUGGUGUAAUGGUGGAUAUUAAUACCACAGACACAUUCAGCACUUUGACAAUUGAAAAUUGCACCAGGUAUGAUGCUGGCAAGUAUACACUCUCUCUUGAAAACAAUAGUGGUCGUAAAACCAUUACAUUAACAGUGAAAGUGUUGGACACACCUGGCCCUCCUGGACCUCUCUCAUUCAAGGAUGUAACCAGAGGUGCUCUGACGCUCAUGUGGGAUGCACCAUCCAAUGAUGGAGGUGCACGUGUUCAUCACUACAUUGUUGAAAAGCGAGAGGCAAGUCGAUUAAGUUGGCAAGAGGUUAGUGAUAAGUGUACGCGUCAAAUAUUGAGAGUGGCCAACCUUGAUAUUGGUGUAGCAUAUUUCUUCAGGGUUAUUGCUGAAAAUCAGUAUGGCAAAGGUGAGCCAUUUGAAAUGACAGAACCUAUUAUAGCCACAGAAGAACCUGCACCUCCUAAGCGGCUGGAUAUCAUUGAUACUACAUCCUCAACAGCCAGUUUAGUCUGGAUGAAGCCUGAGCACGAUGGUGGAAGCCGCAUUACUGGAUACAUUGUUGAGACUAGAAAGAAGGGUUCUGAUCACUGGGUUGUAGGUGGUCAAACCAAAUCUUUAAAAAUGGUUCUUGAAGGCUUGGUUGAGAACACAGAAUAUGAGUUCCGUGUUAAGGCUCAGAAUGAUGCUGGCAUUAGUCAACCACGAGAUGCCCUUGCCUCUGUCAUUAUAAAGGAGCCACGUAUAGAGCCAACAGCGGAUCUCAGUGGCAUAGAUAAACAGCUCAUCACUUGCAAAACUGGAAAUUCCUUUGUAAUUGAUAUUCCAAUCAGUGGCAGACCAGCCCCUAAGGUAACAUGGAAGCUUGAAGAAAUGAAACUUAAAGAAACAGACAGAGUGUCAAUUAAGAUCUCAAAAGACAGAACAACUCUACUGGUUAAGGAUGCCAAGAGAGGCGACAGUGGAAAAUACUAUAUCACACUUGAAAAUGUAGCUGGAUCAAAAACAUUCACUGUCAUCGUCAGUGUCAUUGGUAGACCAUUACCACCAACUGGACCUGUUGAAAUUUCAGGAAUAUCUUCAGAAUCCUGUGUAUUGACUUGGGGAGAACCUACAGAUGAUGGUGGAACAGACAUAACCAAUUAUAUUGUUGAGAAACGUGAGUCUGGCUCCUCAACAUGGCAGGUUGUGAAUUCCAGUGUGAAACGGACCACCAUUAAAGUAACUCAUCUCACAAAGUACAUGGAGUAUACUUUCAGAGUAUGUGCUGAGAACAAGUUUGGUGUUAGCAAGUCUGUUGAAUCUCAAGCUAUUGUUGCUGAGCAUCCAUUCAUCUCACCAAGCCCACCAACUCGCCCAGAUGUAGUUUCAGUGUCUGCUAAUGCAAUAUCUAUCCGCUGGGAUGUACCAUAUCAUGAUGGUGGAAGCCAAGUAACUGGAUAUUGGAUUGAGAAAAAGGAGCGUAAUACCAUUCUGUGGGUGAGGGAGAACAAGAUUCCUUGCCUUGAGUGUCACUACAAGGUUUCUAACCUUAUUGAGGGACUCGAGUAUCAGUUCAGAGUAUAUGCAAUGAACAUCGCUGGUCUGAGUAAAGCAAGUGAACCAUCAAGACCAGUACUGGCUCUAAAUCCAGUUGAUCCACCCGGCAAACCAGAGGUUUAUGAUGUAACCAAGACAUCAGUGUCUAUAAGAUGGUCUGUACCAUUCAAUGAUGGUGGCAGCAAGAUUGUUGGAUAUGUGGUUGAACGCAAGGCAUUAAGUGAUGAUGAAGAAGCUCGUUGGUUGAAGUGCAACUACACUACAAUCACAGAAAACUAUUUUACUAUUAUAUCACUCAGUGAGGGGGAGCAGUAUGAAUUCCGCGUUAUUGCCAGAAAUGGUGCUGGAGUCCACAGUAUGCCAUCUGAAUCAACAGGACUUAUCACAUGCAAAGAUGAAUAUACACCACCAAAGGCUGAGCUGGAUAGUAAACUUGUGGGUGAGACCAUCACUAUUAGAGCAGGAUCAGACCUGGUUCUUGAUGCUGCUGUUGGUGGAAAACCAGAGCCUAAGGUUUUUUGGGCCAAGGGUGACAAGGAACUGGAUCUCGGAGAGAAAUACUCACUGACAUACACAAGUACAAGAGCGAUGGCAAUCAUUAAGUCAUGUGAUAGAAAUGAUACUGGCAGAUACAUCCUUACUGUGAAGAAUGCAAGUGGAAUCAAAACAGCUGCUGUCAAUGUUAAAGUACUUGAUACACCUGGUCCACCUGAGGGUACAAUAACAAUUAGCAGGGUCACAGAAGAGAAAUGCACAGUUUCCUGGAAGAUUCCUAUGGAGGAUGGAGGAGAUCGUGUCACUCACUAUAUUGUUGAAAGACGUGAGACCAGCAGACUCAACUGGGUCAUCAUGGAAGCUGAAUGCAAGACUCUGUCUUGCGUCAGCACAAAACUGAUCAAGAACAAUGAAUACAUAUUCCGUGUUAGAGGUGUAAAUAAGUAUGGGCCUGGUGUACCCUUAGAGUCUGAACCAGUUAUUGCAAGAAAUGCUUACAAUGUUCCAACACCUCCAGAAGCACCAGAGAUCACUGCUGUUGGAAAAGAACAUGUCAUUAUUGAGUGGCUGAAGCCAGAGAGUGAUGGUGGAAGUGAAAUCAAAAACUACCUUGUGGAUAAGCGUGAAAAGAGUAGUGUUAGAUGGACAAGAGUGAACAAAACCUACACCAUUUAUGAUACACGUCUCAAAAUCACUGGUCUCCUUGAGGGUAGUGAUUAUCAGUUCCGUGUUUCAGCUGUCAAUGCUGCCGGCACCAGUGUUCCAAGUGAUGCAUCUCAGUACGCUCACUGUAAAGACCCAACAUAUACCCCAGCUCCACCAUCAGUUCCUCGUGUUACAGACACCACAAAGCACAGUAUUAGUAUAACGUGGACACGACCAAUGUAUGAUGGAGGAUCCGAUGUCACAGGCUAUGUUGUUGAGAUUCUGGAAGAGGGAACAGUGCAAUGGUAUAGAGCCACCCAGAAGAUUCUGACAAGUACUCAGUACACAGUAGCUGGUCUGACAAGUAACAAAAAGUACAGCUUCAGAGUGGCUGCAGUCAAUGCUAUGGGUACUGGAGAGUUUAGUGAAGGCAGUAUUGAGUCUGCACCUUCAGAAAGAAUCGAAAUUCCUGAUAUUGAGCUACCUGACGAACUGAAGAAGACUGUUUGCAUCAGAGCUGGCAACACUUUACGUCUUCAUGUAGCUACAACUGGAAGACCUGCACCAGUUAUUACCUGGAGAAAGCCUGGAAUUGACCUACAAUCCCGUGGAUUCAUAGAUACUACAGAAAAUACUACAACUUUAAUAGUUGAAAAGGUUCAUCGUUAUGAUGCUGGAAAAUACACAAUAGAGGCAGAAAAUCCAUCUGGCAAGAAAAUAGUUACCAUUCUUGUCAAGGUUUAUGAUUCUCCUGGACCAUGUGGUGCAGUAAAUGUUAAAGAUUACACAAAAGAGUCUGUUGUAAUCACAUGGGAUGUGCCUACUGUUGAUGGAGGUGCUCACAUCAACAACUACAUAAUUGAGAAGCGAGAAGCUUCAAUGAAAUCUUACAAAACAGUGACAACAGAAUGCAAGAAGACAUUAUACAGAAUCACUGGACUGGAAGAAGGAAUACAGUACUUCUUUAGGGUAUUGCCUGAGAACAUAUAUGGUAUUGGAGAACCUUGUGAAAUUACUGAUCCAGUAUUGGUUUGUGAAGUUCCAUCUGUUCCUCAAGAUUUGUAUGUAAUUGAUACCACAAAAUCUACUGUCAUUCUUGGAUGGGAAAAACCACUUCAUGAUGGUGGCAGCAGACUUUCUGGCUAUGUUAUUGAAGCCUGCAAAACUGGAAGUGACCGCUGGAUGAAUGUUGCUAAUGCAAAACCAUCUGUGCUACAGCACACAGUUGUCUCACUGAAUGAAAAUGAGCAAUAUCUCUUCAGAAUCAGAGCUGAAAAUAGCAGAGGUGUCAGUGAGCCGAGAGAUCUCAUGACACCUGUAACAAUACAGGAAGAGAAAGUCAUGCCAAAGAUUGACUUGACCGGCAUCCCACAAAAGAUUGUCAAUGUGCCAGCUGGUAAGCCAAUUGUGCUCAACAUUCCCAUUAAAGGUAGACCUGCACCAGUGUGUUCAUGGUUCUUUGGUGGAGCCAAGAUGAAGGACAAGCUUGACCGCAUCAAAAUUGAGACAACUGCUAAAUUCACUAAACUGACAGUCCGUGAAACCACAAUUGAUGAUACUGGUGACUACACUCUUGAAGUGAAAAAUGUCACUGGAACAGCAACUGAGGUCAUCAAAGUUAUCAUUCUUGAUAAACCUGGAGUACCUGUUGGGCCUAUGAAAAUUGAUGAGAUUGAUGCCACAUCUGUGACCUGCUGCUGGGAACCACCACUGAAAGACGGAGGUGCAAAUGUCAGUGGAUACGUUGUUGAGCAGCGGGAUGCACAUCGACCUGGAUGGAUGCCAGUGUCUGAAUCUGUCACAAGACCCAUGUUCAAGUUUACAAGACUUGUGGAAGGAACUGAAUAUGUAUUCCGUGUUGCUGCAACAAAUCGUUUUGGUAUUGGCGGGUUCUUGCAAUCUGCAGUUGUUGAGUGCAAGAGUGGCAAAACUGUACCUGGAGCACCCAGCACACCUGAAAUACUUGAUGUGUCUCAUGAUGGCAUGACUCUUACUUGGUCACCACCCGAGGAUAAUGGUGGUUCUACUAUUGCUGGCUACAUUAUUGAGCGAAAAGAGGCUGGAUCUGACAGAUGGAUUCGUAUAAAUAAGAAUACAGUGACCAUGACAAGAUACAGAGCCACAGGACUUAUAGAGGGUCUUGAAUAUGAAUAUAGAGUUACAGCGAUCAACUCUAGAGGCUCUGGAAAACCAAGUGCAAACUCUAAACCAACUAUUGCAAUGGAUCCUAUUGAGCCUCCUGGUAUUCCACUGAACCCAAGAGUCACAGAUACCACAAGAACAUCAGUUUCACUUGCUUGGUGUCCUCCAGAGGAAGAGGGAGGUGCUACUAUAACUGGCUAUCUAAUUGAGAUGCAGAAGGUUGACCAGGUUGAAUGGACAAAAUGCAACACAACACCAACAAAGAUUUGUGAAUACACUCUGACACACAUGCCUCAGGGAGCUGAAUACAAGUUCCGUGUGAUGGCGUGUAAUGCUGGUGGAGCUGGAGAACCAGCUGAGAUUCCAGGAGUGGUCAAAGUUACAGAAAUGCUUGAAUAUCCUGAUUUUGAGCUGGAUAAAAUCUACCAGGAAGGCUAUGUUGUCAGACAAGGUGGUGUCAUCAGGCUAUCUGUGCCCAUCAGGGGCAAACCUUUACCAACAUGCAAGUGGACAAAGGAAGGUCGUGACAUUUCUCAUAGAGCUAUGAUUGCAACCAGUGAAGAACGUACUGAGCUUGUGAUUAAGGAAGCACAUAGAGAUGACACUGGCACCUAUGACCUUGUGUUGGAAAACAAAUGUGGAAAGAAGGCUGUCUAUAUUAAGGUUAAAGUUAUUGGGCGCCCAGAUCCACCUGAGGGUCCUCUUGAAUUUGAUGAUAUUCAGACACGCUCAGUCAGAGUGAGCUGGAGACCACCCUCAGAUGAUGGAGGUUCUGAUAUCUUUGGUUACAUUGUGGAGAGGCGAGAGGUGCCUAAAGCAGCUUGGUAUACUGUUGACUCACGUGUGGUUGAUACAUCACUUGUGGUCAAGGGACUGAAGGAAAAUGUUGAAUAUCACUUCAAGGUUACAGCAGAGAAUCAAUUUGGUAUAAGCAAAUCCCUGAAAUCUGACGAAUCUGUUACACCAAAGACUCCUCUUUGUCCACCAGAACCUCCUAGUUUCCCUCCAGAAAUCAUGGAUGUUACAAAGACCACGGUUGGCCUAUCCUGGUCAAGGCCAAAGGAUGAUGGUGGAUCUCGUGUAACUGGAUACUAUGUUGAGAGAAGAGAGGUUUCCACUGAGAAAUGGGUGCGUCAUAACAAGACUCAUAUCACGACGACAAUGUAUACUCUCACUGGUCUCAUCCCUGAUGCGGAGUACCAAUUCCGUGUAAUUGCUCAAAAUGAUGUUGGUCAAAGUGAGCCUGGACCUGUAUCCGAGUCAGUUGUUUGCAAAGAUCCAUUUGAUAAGCCAGGCCAACCCGGUGAGUUUGACAUCAUCUCUAUAACCAAGGACAGCAUAACCAUUCACUGGUUACGUCCUGAAUCUGAUGGUGGAAAGGAGAUCCUUGGGUACUGGAUUGAAUACAGGCAAGCAGGUGAAAGUGCCUGGAAAAAAUGCAACAAAGAGCGUUCAAAGGACAGACAGUUUACCAUGGGUGGACUCAUGGAAGCUACGGAGUAUGAGUUCAGAGUGUUUGCUGAAAAUGAAACUGGACUAGGUAGACCAAGAAGAACAGCAAUGGGCAUUAAAACCAAACUGAGUGUCGGAGAAGCUCCAUGCCUGAAAGCGGAAAUCAAAGAAAUUACCACUAAACUAGGAGAGUCUGGAACAAUGACAUGCCAAAUUAUUGGAAGACCUCUUCCUGAAAUCAAAUGGUAUAGAUAUGGAAAGGAGUUGAUCCUGAGCCGAAAAUACAAGAUGAGCUCUGAUGGACGAAAUCACUCUCUAACAGUAUUUACAGAUGAGCAAGAAGAUGAAGGCUUGUACACAUGUAGAGCUAUCAAUGAGGCAGGUGAAAUUGAGACCAGUGGCAAGCUCCUUUUGCAGGCUGCACCACAAUUCCAUCCUGGAUUCCCAUUAAAGGAAAAAUACUAUGCAGGUUGUGGAACAAGCCUACGUCUCCAUGUUGUCUAUAUUGGUCGCCCCAUUCCACAAAUCAUGUGGUUCUAUGGCAAGAAGCCUCUCAAUCCAUCUGAGAAUGUCAUAAUUGAAAACACAGAAAGUUACACUCACUUAGUUAUCAGAAAUGUCCAGCGUAAGACAAAUGCUGGAAAAUAUAAGGUGCAAAUGAGCAACAAAUUUGGCACAGUGGAUACUGUUCUACGUGUUGAAAUCCAAGAUAAACCUGUAAUACCUGAAGGACCAAUUGUUGUUGAUGCACUCUUGAAGAGCUCUGUGAUCAUUAGCUGGAAACCACCCAAAGAUGAUGGUGGAUCAUUGAUCACAAAUUACAUUGUAGAGAAAUGUGAAGCAAAAGAAGGUGAACAAUGGCAUCUUGUGUCAUCAGCUAUCUCAGGAACCACAUGCCGUGUUCCAAACCUUACUGAGAGUGCUGGAUAUUACUUCCGGGUUUCUGCACAGAAUCAGUAUGGAAUAAGUGAACCUCUUGAGAUUCCAUCUGUUGUUAUCAUCAAGAGUCCAUUUGAGAAACCUGGAGUCCCACAACAGCCAUUUGUUUCUUCUGUAACAAAGGAUUCAUGUGUUGUUUCUUGGAAAGCACCAACCAGUGAUGGAGGUGCCAAAAUUAAGAACUAUUUCCUUGAAAAAAGAGAGAAAAAACAGAACAAAUGGAUUGCAGUUACUACAGAAGAAAUCCAUGAGACAUCUUACACUGUUAAAGGCCUUCUUGAAGGUUUUGAAUAUGAAUUCCGUGUCAAAUGUGAAAAUAUUGGUGGAGAGAGUGACUGGAGUGAGAUUUCAGAACCAGUCAUUCCAAAAUCAGAUACAGCUCUCCGUGCCCCAUUCUUCAAAGAAGAAUUGAGAGACAUGUGUGUAAAAUACAAGGCAACCGCAACAUUUGUCACAAAGGUUAUCGGACAUCCCAGCCCAGUGGUUAAAUGGUUCAAGAACGGCAAAGAAGUUUUACCUGAUGGAGAGAAAAUAAAGGUCCAAGAAUUCAAGGGAGGUUACUUCCAAAUUGUAAUCAGCAAUGCUGAUGAGAAUGAUGCAGGUGUUUACCAAAUUAGAGCUACUAAUCAGCUCGGGUCAAUCUCCAAAAGUAUGAACCUAGAGGUUGAGGUUCCUGCCAAGAUUCACUUGCCAUUAAAUCUCCAAGGCAUGGGAGCUGUUCAUGCCAUUCGUGGUGAAGUCGUUACAAUCAAGAUUCCCAUUAGUGGCAAGCCUGAUCCUGUUGUGACUUGGCAAAAGGGACAAGAGAUGAUUAAUAAUACAGCUUAUCAUCAAGUAAUUAUCACAAGAUCUUUCACCUCCCUGGUGUUCCUAAAGGGAGUACAAAGGAAGGAUUCCGGCUACUACAUAAUUUGUGCCAAAAAUCGAUUUGGUGUGGAUAAACAGACAGUUGAACUUGCUGUUGCUGAUGUCCCUGAUCCACCAAAAGAUGUUAAAGUCAGCGAUAUUGGCAGAGAUACACUCACUCUCACGUGGAGUGCUGGAAAUGAUGGUGGAAGUGAAAUUAUCAAUUACAUUAUAGAAAAGUGCCCUACCACUGGAGACAGAUGGAUUCGUGUUGCUCAGACAUGUGAGACCCAAUACACCGUGAUGAGUCUCUUUGGCAAAACAAAAUACCAGUUCCGUGUGAUUGCAGAAAACCAUUUUGGCUUGAGUGGUCCAUCUGUGCCAACUGAUCCUGUGACAACAAAAGAAGACAAGUUAGCUAUUCGAAACUAUGAUGAGGAAGUGGAUGAAACAAGAGAGAUUACAAAGGAGGAAGCACCACAUUCAAAAGUCAAACUUUUGCCAUCUCUGUACACAGUCUCUGAGGAACUUGCACGAAAUGGACACUUUGGCAUUGUACAUCGCUGUGUGGAAAUAAGCUCCAAGAAGACAUUCUUGGCAAAAUUCAUCAAAGUUAAAGGUGCUGAUCGAGAACUGGUUGCAAGAGAAAUUGAGACACUCAAUAUUGCAAGACAUAAAAAUAUUGUUUAUCUUCAUGAAUCCUUUGAUAGCCUGGAAGAAUACGUCCUUAUCUAUGAAUUCAUAUCUGGUAUGGACAUCUUUGAGCGUCUUGGUACAAACUUUGACCUCACAGAGCAAGAAAUUGUUCGGUAUAUGAGACAAGUGUGUGGAGUCCUUAAGUUCUUGCACAGUCACAACUACUGUCAUUUUGAUAUCAGACCUGAUAACAUUGUUUAUUCUACAAGGAAGAGCAGUACAAUCAAGAUCAUUGAUAUGGGUCAAGCUAGGUUGCUUACACCUGGAGAAAACAUCAGGAUUCAGUUCACUGCCCCUGAGUACUGUGCACCUGAAAUCCACAACAGUGAUUUUGUCACCACUGCCACUGACAUGUGGUCUGUAGGUGUUCUUGCAUAUAUCCUCCUUAGUGGACUUAAUCCAUUUGCUGCUGAAUCACACCAGAAAAUGGUUGAGCACAUUUCAAAUGCAGAGUAUGUGUUUGACAGUGAAGCCUUUAAAGAGACCAGCCUUGAAGGUAUGGACUUUGUCGACAGACUGUUGACUAAAGACCGCAAGCUACGUAUGACUGCCUCUGAAGCUUUGGAGCACCCUUGGCUCAAGUCGAAAUUGGAACAUGUUAGUUCAAAGGUCAUCAAGACUUUGAGACACAGAAGAUACUACCAAUCACUGGUGAAAAGGGAAUGGAGCACUGUUAUUUCAGCAGCUCGUGUUGCCUAUGGUGGUGGCUACAGAAACCAGAGAAAUGUUUCCAUUGGCAGAGUGAAAGUUGGACAUCCUGAUCAAGGCUUGAGAGCGGGUCCCGUCAUGCAUUGCUCUGCUGAAGAGGGAGGACAUAUCAGGUUUGUGUGCUGCCUUGAGAACUACAACAGAAACACCGAAGUGACCUGGUACUUUGGUUCCCGCAAACUGACUGCAAGCCACAAAUAUGAAAUCAGUUAUGUUAAUGGAGUUGCUAGCAUCUAUGUUAAAGACAUAGAAGAAUGUGACGAUGGAUUAUAUAGAUGCAAAGUUGUCUGUGAAGACAGGGAGGAUAAUGCAUAUGCUGAGUUGUUUGUUGAGACAGUUAGGUCCUUCCGAGAAUACUAUCUGGGACGCUCGCUCAAGAAACCAAGGCGUAGAAUUGACAAAACAAAAAUUUUGCAGAGGCCUCCAGAGUUUACUUUGCCAUUGUACAACCGUGCAGCAUACAUUGGUGAAGAUGUGCGCUUUGGUGUAACAAUUACAGUCCAUCCAGAGCCAAGUGUUACAUGGUUAAAGGCCGGACACAGGAUCAAACCAGAUCCUACAAAAUACACAUUCACAAGUGACAAGGGUCUUUAUCAACUCAUGAUACACAAUGUUGACCUCAGUGAUGACGCUGAAUACACUGUUGUAGCAAACAACAGGUUUGGCGAGGACAGUUGCAAGGCCCGUCUCACUGUAACACCACAUGUUGUUGCUGAGGACAGUAUGAAACCAAUGUUCAAACGUCUCUUAGCUAAUAUUGAGUGUGUUGAGGGUCAAAGCGUCCGCUUUGACUUAAGAGUAUCUGGAAUCCCUGCACCAAUCCUGAAAUGGGAGAAAAAUGGGAAACCACUUGAGUUCAGACCACAAGUUGAAGUUGUUCAAGAGGAUGUAGAACAUCAUGUUCUACAUAUCAGAGAAACCCUCAUAGAGGAUUCCGGCACAUACAGAGUUACUGCAUCAAAUGCAGCUGGAUCAGCAAGUUGUCAAGCUGCUCUCAAAGUUGAACGUAUAACAUACAAAAGGAGGGAGUUCAAGAGUGAGGAAGAGAGGCAGACGUAUGUAAGGAACCAAAUAGAAAAGACACUGAAAAUGGCACAACAGUUCUCAACAGCAGAGGUUGUUACACUUAACCCUGUAGCACAGGAAGCAUUGAAGGAAGCUGCUGAAUUAUAUAAACCUGCAGUCAGCACCAAAAAUGUGCAGGGUGAGUUUGACAUCUCUGUUAAAGAGGAUCAAGAACUAAAGAAAAUAAAAGAGGAAGAGAAGAAGAUACGUAUGCCUUACGAAAUCCCUGAAGCUCGUGCAUAUGAUCCAACUGUUCUCAUUGAAGAUAAGUUGAUCAAACACUUUGUGCCCCUAUCUGACAUGAAAUGGUACAAGAAACUACGUGACCAGUAUGAGAUUCCUGAGAGAAUGGAAAGAAUUGUUCAGAAGAGACAGAGGCGUAUUCGUCUUUCCAGAUGGGAGCAAUUUUAUGUCAUGCCACUGCCUAGAAUAACUGAUCAGUACAGACCAAAGUGGCGCAUUCCAAAACUUACACAAGAUGAUUUAGAAACUGUUCGACCAGCAAGAAGAUCACCAUCCCCUGAGUCAGAGGCAUCAUUCAGACUGAGAAGGCGCUCACUAGGAGAUAUUUCAGAUGAGGAGCUCCUCGAGGCUGAGGACUAUCUGACAAUGAAGAGAACUGAAAAAGAAAGGCAAGAGCUUGAAGAAGAACUUGAGCUUGGCUUCUCUGCCUCCCCACCCAGUGGAAGCCCUGUCCGUUUUGAGCUGUCUGCACUACAUCAUGUCUCACCAAGACCAGUUCACAAAGCUGAAGUGAGACACGUAGAAGAGACAAAACAUGUAACAACAACUGAGCAAGCUCGAGGCUCUCCUCCUCCCAUUUCACAUUUCAUGAGGAGGAGGAGAUCAUUAUCUCCAACAUACAUUGAACUGAUGCGCCCUGUCUCUGAACUCAUCAGACAACCUCGUGCACGCAUCUCUACAGAGGCUGAAGUUGAAAUUAUUGAAAGAAGAUCACCCACCCCUGAGAGGACACGUCCUCGAUCACCAAGUCCUGUGUCAACUGAAAGAAGAUCUUCCAGAUCCUCCUCUAGAUUUGAAAGGUCUGCAAGAUUUGACAUUAUGUCAAGAUAUGAAGCAAGGAAAGCAGCUCUCAAAUCUGAGCGCAAGUACCAGGUUGUGACACAACAGCCUUUUAGUCUUGACCAUGCUCCACGUAUCACAGUAAGAAUGCGUUCUCACCGUGUACCAUGUGGACAAAACACUAAAUUCACACUGAAUGUUCAAUCAAAGCCAGAUGCUGAUAUCCAGUGGUUCCAUAAUGGACAACAAAUACAAGACAGCAGCAAAUACCAAUUCACAAAUAUGAGUGGAGUCCUGUCUCUUCAGAUUAAUGACUGUCAGGAAGAGGACAGUGGCACAUAUCGUGUUGUCUGCACAAAUUCAAAGGGUGAGGCAUCAGACUAUGGAUCUCUUGAUGUUUCGGGUGGAGCAUUUACUACUUACUCUUCAAGACGUCGAGAUGAAGAGGCUCCAACGCCAUUUGUACCUGAUAUAACAAAAACUGAUUAUUAUCAUUCAUCAACAAUCAGAGCUUCCUCUGCCUCAAGAACUCACUUGGAGAUCAAAGAAACCAAAACUAAAUUGACAGAGAGACGUGAAGUUUCUGCCUUUGAAAAGUAUGAAUCACAGAAGCUUGCAUCAUCUCCAAUUAGAUUUGCAUCCACUGAAUACCUAUCAUCAGCUUCAUAUUCAUCCUCUGAAAGGCAUACAACAUCGGAAAAACUUGUGUCAUCUGAAUCAAAGGUAAAAGAAUCAGAAACAACAUCUGAGGUUUCAGUAAAGAAAGUGAAAGCUACUCUUUCAGCCAAAAUACUCACAAAACCACAGUCUCUGACUGUAUCUGAGGGUGACUCUGCACGAUUUGUCUGUGAUAUUGAUGGAGAGCCAGCACCAAGUGUCACAUGGAUGCAUGAGGGAAGAACAAUUGUCUCCUCACACCGUAUUCAUGUGUCUACAACACAGUAUAAGUCUACAUUUGAAAUUUCAUCAGUUGAGUAUUCAGAUGAAGGCAGUUACACUGUAGUUGUAGAAAAUUCAGAAGGAAAGCAAGAAGCAAGGUUUACCUUAACCAUUCAUAAACAAAUAGUUAAAGAGGAAGGUACACCUAUACAAGUGAAGCCACCAGAACCCUCAGUAACAUCUCCAGUGACAUCAGUUAAAUCUCCAGAGCCAUCAGUAGCAUCUCCAGUGCCAUCAGUUGCAUCUCCAGUGCCAUCAGUUAAGUCCCCAGAGCCCUCUGUGAAAUCACCAGUGCCAUUGGUAAAGUCUACGGAGCCUUCAGUAAAGUCUCCUGUUCCCUCAGUGAAGUCUCCAGAACCCCAAAUUAAAUCACCAGAACCCACUGGUGUUAAGUCUCCUGAACCUCGAAUUAAAUCUCCAGAGGGUGUCAAAUCCCCAUUGAAACUGAAGUCACCAGAGCCAGCAGCUUCUCUUCAGAGGGUAAAGUCUCCACCUCCUAUUAAGUCUCCUGAACCAACCACCCCUCAAAGAGUAAAGUCUCCAACAGCUCUGAAGUCUCCUGAGCCUAUUGUUUCACCUCCCAGGGUAAAAUCUCCACCUCCAUUGAAGUCUCCUGAGCCGGUUGCUUCCCCUCUGAGAGUUAAAUCCCCUACAGGACUUAAGUCUCCUGAGCCUCAGAGAGCCAAAUCCCCACCAACAGUCAAAUCUCCUGAGCCAAUCCUGUCACCUAAAAGAGUUAAAUCUCCACUUACAGUGAAAGCUCCAACCCCCUCAAAGGAAGCACCACCUAAGAUCAUUCAGCAACUCAAAGCUGAAGCUUAUGAAGACAAAAUUAAGAUGAUCUUUGUUGCCGAGAGCUCAGUAAGAGAAGUUGUGUGGUACAAGGAUAGCAGAAAACUGAGUCAAAGUAGUCGCUACCAGAUUCAUUCAUCUGCAGAUGGAACUUGCUGUCUCUAUAUAUCUGAUGUCUCAGAGAGCGACCAAGGGGAAUACUCCUGUGAAAUCAUAAGUGAAGGAGGAGCAGUGUCAAGAACAUCAUUUUCUUUUGUUGGUCAAGUAUUCCAAGCAAUCUAUAGAAAAGUAACUGCAUUUGUGGCUACACAAAUGGCAGUUCAAGAAUCCAUGUCAUCCCAAAUACGUGGGGGAAGCGAAAUGGUUGUUAAGAGGGACAGUGCAGCUGUUAGUAGUGUGCAUGAAAGCAUUUCUUCUAAAUCCAUCCACAUGGAGAGCACAAUGCAAGAGGCAUCCUUCAGCAGUUCUUCAAUGGCUGAGAUGAAAUUUGAAACUAUGUCAAUGUCUAGCAUGUCCUCUAUGACAUCGGAGUCAGUAUAUGCAAUGAGCUCAAGCAGUAUAAUGUCAAGUCAUUCACAUGUUGAAGAAUCUUCAGUUAGAGCAGCUCUCCAUAGUGCUCAAGGCUUAGCUCCAAGAAUUGAAGCUCUUCCUGAAGAUAUCAGCAUUGAAACUGGAAAAGUUCUAACAGUGGCCUGUGCUUUCUCUGGAGAGCCAGCACCUCGUAUUGAGUGGUCACGUGGUGGAAAGAAACUACCUGGCGAGGAAGAAAGCAGUAGGUUCCAUAUUGAGACCACAGAGGACCUAACCACACUCAUCAUCACUGGUGUGAAAGAGAGUGAUGCUGGGGCAUACACACUCAAACUUUCCAAUGAGCAUGGAUCUGACAUGGCAACUGUUACCAUCAGCAUUAGAUCAAAGUAAAGCCAUAAUUUCUACCCCCACCCCUUCCUCUAUUAAGUGACUUUUCUAUUUAUUAAAUGAGCAGAAAAAAGUCUUGAUAAAUACCUGGAUAUCUGUUCCUGUAAAUAUAACCUUUUUUUUAUUUACCAAACUUGACAUUAAUUUAUGCCAAACUAGACUAAAGUCUAAAGUUAUUAUAAAAUAUGCCAUAUUGGAUAAUUAUGACUUAGGAUUUUUGAUCCAUUUUUCUGUGACAUGUACAUAAUGUAUAUAGCCGAAUUUAACGGUUAUGGAAAAUGUAUGAAUUGUUAUUUAUAACAAUAUUAACUGAAACAAAUGGAACUAAAUGUUUAUCAGGAGAAAGUUUCACAUGGAACGAAUACCUUGAUAAACCUGAAACUAAACUCUGUGCCUCAACAAUAAGUUGAAGUCUUAAGAUUGCCUCAACAGGUAGAGAGGCUCCCUGUUGAAGUUAACACUAAAUCUAAGAGACUAAGUUAUACCUGCAUGUUUACUCAUGCAGUGUUAUUAUAACCAUACUCUUAUGCAUUGUUACUUGAAUGUAAGGCCUUGAGUGCUGUUUGCAUAUUACCCUCAUGUAAGCAGGGCGACUAGGCCUUGUGUUCAGACAGACUAUGUCAUACCACCGUUUUAAUGACAAGCUCAAGGUGCGAGCGGCCUGCACUUUAUGAGCAAAAAUGUUUAAUGUGCUCUGUUUCUGGCAAGGGACUGCUUGAAUAAACUUUCAAAAUUAACAUCUCCUGGCCAAUAAGUAAAGUAUAUCUUGUACUUCCUUGCAGAGGCAGAGCUUCCUCUUGGAGGAUUGCUUUGAAGCAUUGUGUGUUUGUGUGUUAGCUUUAGAAUUCACCUAAUCAGUUGUUGGGCAAACAUCAAGAAAGUGUGCCACAGCAACUCCACCUGCUGUGCAAUGGGAAAGAAAUGGUUUAGUACCUAAAUGCCCUGCACUUUGGUUUGAUUUUAUGUAGAAUUGUAGUAUUAUCUAUAUAUGCAACCUCCUUGAGUAUUAAUGAUUCAAUAAAGCAUGUUCUCAGCACUAAA
Carassius auratus (goldfish) is the source of this 91332-nucleotide messenger RNA. RefSeq names its product titin, tandem duplicate 2 (gene ttn.2). NCBI's taxonomy places the organism in Eukaryota, Metazoa, Chordata, Actinopteri, Cypriniformes, Cyprinidae. The record is from RefSeq and is a predicted model, not a curated record. The transcript has 231 exons. Gene Ontology annotation, cellular component: M band. Gene Ontology annotation, biological process: sarcomere organization; protein phosphorylation; cardiac muscle tissue development. Bases 253 to 90294 code for a protein of 30013 amino acids. Gene Ontology annotation, molecular function: structural constituent of muscle; protein kinase activity; ATP binding.